This is a messenger RNA of Xyrichtys novacula (pearly razorfish), 99469 nucleotides long. Lineage: Eukaryota; Metazoa; Chordata; Actinopteri; Labriformes; Labridae. The record is from the annotation of a GenBank genome assembly.
AUGUAUCUGAACAGGGAAGAGGACAAUAGCAAAGGUAAGAUCCUGUCAAGAAAUGACACUCUUUUGCAGAGAUGAUCCUGUGACAGUUUCAAGGUGUUACAUUAGUGACCCGCCUUUUCCUUCUCUCUCCUCUCUCUCUCUGCCUGGCAUUAAUAAGGUGGGGAUGUAGUGUCACACAUCCACUGAUAAUAACGUAUGUUUUUGGAUCCUAUGACCACUGAUGUUAGUGAAAAGUGUGGGCUGUCAUUAUGUAAUAUCAGUGCAGUUAAUUGCCUCCUAGGGGGGGAUGCUUAUCAUUAGCCCAAUCCUGCUUUUAUUUCCACGCACUGUGAAGGAUUAAUUGUGAACCUGUUGUUGUCAGAGCAAUUUCACACAUGCAUUGUUUGCCGGGUUUGCAUUUCCUUGUGUUGAUCUUGACUUGGACAUUUACAAUAAGGGCAACAAAACACAAGGUCAAAGCCUAUAGCUGCAACGAAACCUAAGUGUAUACAGGUUAUUAAUGGAGCUCCACAGCUUCCGACAUCCUACACACAUACCAGUGGGAUAUGGGGCUGCAGCUUAUUGCUUAACGGGGAGAGAAAACCCGUGCAGCAGCGCGAUGGGGUAAAGAGGGUACAAAGGAGGCACAUUUGAGUAAUCUCUCCCACGUGUUUUCGAGGCGUGAUUUCUCCUCUCAUCGGGCGCCCAGAAACACUCCCUACUCAUGUCCCCUGCUGUUACCAUAAAGCAGAAACGGCUCUCUGGGGCUGAGAGGUAAUGCUAAUUACCACCCAAAUCUUCAGGUUAUACUAGAACAACACCUGCUGCUACUGAGGAGGGGAGGUGAGAGAGAGGGAGGGUGGCAGAGUGGGAGGAGCCAUUUUUGUUCAAUUUCCCUGUGAAGUGAGAUAAUGUGAUCUCACCACACAGGCAACAACACAGUACUGUACUGGAGGGAUGUGUGCGACCAGCACCAGUCUACAGCAUCCGUGGGUAGCAGAGAACACAUGGGAGUUACCCAUUAUGUCUGAAAUUGGAAAAAAAACACACACACACAGACAGUCAGUCAGUUUAAAAGUGGUGCAAUAGCUCUUUAAAAGCCCAUGUGGAGUUUUGAAAAGCUAUUUUGUCAACAGUAUAACUCUGAAAACGGUGAUGAUUUUGCUUUAUAAACUCAAAAAGUGGCAGUAGCUCAGGAGGUAGAGGGUUGUCCAAUGACUAAAAGGUUGGUGGUUCGAUUCCCCCCUAUCCCGAGUCUUUCCGUUGUGUCCUUGGGCAAGUCACUUAACCCACCUUGCUCCUAGUGUGUGUCCUCCACUGAUGUGAGGUGGUGGUUGGGGAGACUGUAGGUGCAAACUGGCAGCCACGUUUCCGUCAGUCUGUGACUAUUAAGGUAGUUAACCACCCCCAAGGUGCGACUGUGUGGGCGAAAGGAUGAUGUAUCCAAUGUAAAGCGCUUCGAGGGUCUCUGAUAAAACGCUAUAUGAAAUCCGAUGCAUUAUUUUUAUUAUUAUUAAAAAGCAUCCUAGACCUUCAGCGACAAUAUUGACUUUUUCAUUAUUGUAAUUUAAUUGCCUGAAACCACUGUCACAGAGUAGGUGCCAGACAAUAUGAUUUACAGCUUGCUGGAGAAACAGCCUUUUCUCACAUUUUCACCAGCUUAGGUUCACAAUGAGUGAUAAAUUUGACUGUUAAAAGAAAACAGGAUGAGAUUUAUGUACAGAAACCACUAUCCGUGCCCGUAUGGGACGAGAUUAGCAAAGGAAAAGAAAACGCUGCUUUGUCCAGGGGGUAAGCAAAACUGACGCAAACUGUUUGUCCCUCAUUGAAGCUUUGAUUUAAAUAAAAUAGGUGUUACAUCCCAAUGUUUGCCAAUCCUGUCAAGCUCAAGUGCUUGAUAAUGUCACUUUCAACAGACCUUUAAAACGAGAGAAAGAAGAAUAGAAUAAAAGGUGGACCUAAGUGGUAUCUGAUGAACUCUAUAUUUAUCUAUUAUUUGAAAGUGCCUGAAAAUGGCAUGAGCUAGUUGGUUGGCUUGCUAACCUAUAGCCACUUGUAGCAGUUGUUUUUACGAGCUAGAAGCUAGUGUAUUUCAUGCAUGUUUUAGUGGGUUAUACUUAUUGAUCAACAAAUUCUUUACAAAACAACAUUUUAGGAAAAAAAAAACUUUGUUAUACUGUACAACAGUUUUUGAGUCUUCAUAACUGUAAACUAAUUGACAUACUCUGUCGCUAAGUUUUAGAUCUUUUGCCAGCUUGUUGUCGAGAUUGUGGUGUUUUAUGGAUGCAAAGUCUAUUUAAAAUGUGGCACUGCCAGAUUUGUAGAUUAUUAGCUUGGCUGUUGGGAUAAUAGAGCAGACUGCCAGACAACUUUGAAACGCAUUACAAUCAAUUUGGAAAUCUUCAUUGUCUUUAUCUGUUUACCAGAUUGAGGUCUUUUGCUUUAAUAGUUUUUGACUUUUGAUCAUUAUCACCCCGAAAACCAAGGACAUCACCGUCAAGUAUGUUAUCAGUAUGUUGUAAAGCUGACAUUUAGUGCAAAGCACCUUUGUGUCAAGUGCAGCCUCUCAGGACUGCUAACGUUAGCUCUUUAGUUGUUGAAGGUCAUAGAGGGAUGCAAAGGGAAACGUGGAGGAUAACAGACUGUGUAGUGUGUUGUACAUCCUGAUUAAAGGGGUCAUGUUAGUCACUAGCAUGUGAGGUAGGUGUGAGCAAUUGUACUAAAGGAAUAAAACAAGGUGAUAACCAGUAAGCGUAUAAAACAGCUGGCAACUAGUUGUUCGACUCAGUGGUUUAAAGGCUCCGGCUGUAACUAAAGGCUGUCUCCAGGGUUUAAUUGACUGCAAAGAAAGUUGUAAGGUUAUGAGUUGGCUCAGUACUGAUGAAUUACUCUUUUUAAUUAAGGAAAUCAAUACUCGAUCGACACACCUUAAAUUGAUUGAUGUGAGCGGGUGUUCCUUUCUAGCAGGUGUUUCCCUCGUCACACUGCUGAGGCCUUUAAAUUCACACGGCGUCUCAAGGUGGAGUGGCAGGGAGCGGGAGAAAGGUCUACCAGGGAUGUAUUGAUUAUAGCCUCCGAGGAUUAGAGGGGGGUGAGGACAAACAGUUUGAUCAUAUGUGAGUCUGACAAUCACACAAACUGUUGGCUACAGUCAAAUGCACACCUGGAAACACACUGAAUGCGGAGUUCGAUCAAUACUAAACUUAAGCAUUUAGAAGAGAAAGAGUAAGGGUUGAAUGCAGGGGGCAAAUGGACAUCUUAUUGUCUGUACAGUCUGUACACACUGUGUAAAACUGUGUUACAUGUUUAAUAUGUGUUUUUCAGGCAGUUCUGUUUUAGUUUUCUGUUGAUGGGUGGUUCUUUGGUUUUAAAGAUGUUGUUGCUACUUAAUUUUGGAGUAAAGCCCUCACUGGACGUCAGUAAGAGGUAAACUUUGCAGAAUGAAACUUUCUUAGGUACCCAAAGAUUAAGGUAAAGAAAGGUUCUUGAAAAUUGAAGAAGACAAACUGAUUAUGUCAUGUCACAUAAGACUCAAAAUGAACUCUAGGUUAGGUUCACCAGACAUUCAAAGGCCCAAAUAACAGUUGACUGAAACUUAUAGGUCAGAGGUGUGAAAUGCUAUAGAGCUCAGGUUUGGGAGCCAAUGUAUUGUCAUGCACAAUCCCCAUUUUAAGAUGCAUUUCAGUUUGUUUGGUUAUUUAUAAAACAUAUCUUUUAUUUGGUCAUUCACUGUGAGUGUGUGCGUUAGCGGAUUGCAAUGCUUGUAAAAAAGCUAAUUACGAUAUUGGCUUUCAUCAUGCCUCUAAAGACAAUAGUGUCCCAGAGAUGAAAAGUGCCUGUUAUCUAUAGAUAUCGAUAAGAAAGGCUAGAUGACUCAAGGCGGGGUCAGUGGUGUCCCUGCACGGCGGCCAUCUCACUCCAGUAUACCAUUCUGUUACGCUCUAUGGUAGCUGAUGGAAGGUGAGUAAUCUGCAUGAUCAGAAAUACUUUUAACUCACUGAGAUCUUAACAGAUUUACAAAAAGUUUUGUUUGUUACAUACUUUCAUAAUGUGGCUAUGAGUCGGGAUGCUUGGACAUAUUGAAAUGGCAACUUUUCCUUGAGAAAAACAAGACUUAAUCGUGCAGCACAGUUUUUCAUGGCUAUUUGCGUGCAAGGGCUAACUUUGAGUCACUUUACACAAGUUGUCAAGGCUGAGACCACGAUCAAGAUUUUAUUUUUUUUUUUUGUCUAAGUGACCGCCUUUGUGGAUGUGCUUGUGUUUAUCAGCUGUCUAACUUGGCUAACAGACUGGCUGUGAGUGAGACCACUUAGGCAUUACAAAGUUGACCCAGCAAUUUUACAUCAGUUGGAGAGCAUGAGGCAGAUAUUUCUAUUGAAAAUAAAUACAUAUUAGUUAUUGUUAUAUGUUAUUAUAGUUAUCCAUAUAAUAGAAAUAUUACUAAUAUAACAUACAUGGACUGAUUGAAUGUUUUAUAUAUAAAUGAUUUAAUAUAACUACCUUGUAUCUGUAGGCCUAUAGCUAUUGCUCUAUCUGCUUAAUGUUUAUGAAAAUCCAUGGUUAAUAUUAUUCUUGAGUAUGCAGGAACAUAACUAAAACACUGAGGUAUGAUACAAACCAAACCGUUCGAAAAUCGGUUUAAAAUUAAUCAAUCUAUGGUUAUUUAAAUGCUACAUGCACCGUAGACUCUAAUGUUAUGAGUGGGCGAGCUGCCUGAACCAAGAUGGCCGCCAUGUGUGGACGUCGGUCUCCGUUGGCUAACAGCGUGCGUAAGCCAUCUAGCGUUUAUAUUUAUAUCUAUGAUUUUACCUGCCACUCCUCCUGCACCGGCAAUGUUAGGCUAGCCUGGCUGGGCCAUCCUGUUGCGUGAAUCACUUGCCGUUCCUUCCCACAACAGUCUGGACUUCGGCCCAUUGGGAGCGUGUAUUAGCGAUCAGGAAAUAACCGGGCCAGUCAGUGACUGUGUUUCCACUGUAUCCCGGACAACAGGGAAAGGGGCAGCCCCUGGUUGGUCCAUGUGUAGAUGGUGACGUCUAACACACGCUGGGGGACUUUUUUCAAAGCCCCGUUCAUUCAGAACGCCGUUAAUUCUGCAGUUGACUUUGCAAAGUCGGCAGAAAUCGUUAAGAUCCGCAGAAGCCGUCUGAUAUCCGACGGCUUAUAUUAGGCUACAAGCUAGCGUGAAGAGAAGUGUGCAAAGCAGCGCUAUCUCCGCCCCCGACUCAGAAGCGAGUUGCUACUGAAGCUCUGCAGAAGAAAAGCCCUUGAAAAUGACACAGCAGGUAACGUGAUUUUGGCUAAAAACUUACUCACAUUACAUCGUCGUUGCGGGACCAUGAGAGGCAUGGCCAGUGAGCACACAACAGGGGCUCCACAUACACACUAACUCCGAUAUGCACAUUAUACGCACACAGGGCUGUUUCGCGAAUCACGCUGCUAGCUUUAGCGCUACACAUCGCCUCCUCGUCCUUCCGUUGUUGCCAAAACCAUGGCAGAACGACUUCAACCCAACUUCAACUCGUUAAACAUUGCAGACGAGGCGAAAUGGGCAUAAAUAUCCCUCCUUGAAACGGCACUUGUUGAGCGCCUCUUAGUUCAGUGCUGACUCUCAGGUCUGACUGUCUCCAAACAAGCUAACAGCUAAAGAAAUUGUCGCUAACUCCCUCUACACGUCUGGCAGAAAUGCUCAGCUAUGUAAGUAUGACCAAGCACAGUGAUAGAGUGAUAAGUCAUUCAAAAUGUUAAAUGUAAACCAUGAUAGCCAAUUUUGCGGAGUUUAUGUUAUUUAUCAGUCCUCUAGAGGGAUGCACCGAUCUGCUAUUUGGAACGAAUAUCCGAUAUUGACAAAUUAACUGGAUCAGAUAUCUGAUAAUAUCCGAUAUCUGACGCCGAUCCAUCGUUCCUAUCCAGUCUUUUUCCUUCUUGUAUUUAAUAUCAUACACAGCAACACAGUGAUUCUGUUCGCUCUAUAUCCCAUGUCUGUCUGUUCUUUUGCACUGAAUGUUUACAUGGAAGUCUUGCUUCUUUUAGCUGUGUGAUAAUGUACAAUUUGUUAUUUGUUAAUAGAUAGUAAGUAAAUUUAUAUCUGUGAAUUUGUUACCUUUUUUUUAACAAGGCUAAUGUAAAGCCUGAUCCUCUCACUCACAGGGCAAGGUAUACAGUUCAUUCAUUCAACAUAAGUAUUGGAUCGGUAUUGGAUAGUGGUCAGCUGGCUCAGCCCAGGUAUCGGUAUUGGAUUGGAUCAGAAAAAAUGGAUCGGUACAUCUCUAGUUCUCUAUAACGAAGUUGAAUUUAUCUGUGCGUAUAGAAAAUGAGCACUUGAUGUCAGAUCAAAGUAUCAAUCAAAAAUCUAUGGAGGAAAACACUUCUCUCCUAAUUCUCCGUAGUGUCCUGUCAGAACAAUGCACCAUUACAAUAACCGAUUUAUGUGGGACUUUUCACCCACUCUGAGCUAGACAUAAGACAUAAAUCAUAACUGUAGCAUACUUGAAAACUAUCUCAGCUAGUGCAGCCUCUAUAAUGCUAAUAGUGAAUAAUGUCCAUCCUAAAGAGGUUUCAUUUGAACUUGAAUUGAUUAGUGGUGUGACUCAGGCUUUCACCCUCUUAUUAUGUGUUGAUGUUACAUGCAUAUCUGUCUGUAUCUGUUUUCAUUUUAAAUGAAUGUGCUGACUACUGUAUAUUCCUGAUGGUUAGAUUGGUAGGUUAGUCUUUUUGAUGCUCAAAUAUGGUCCAACCACCAGUCCAAACCCCCAAUUUUUUAAACCCCAUUAAUGGUUCUUACUUUGGAGGCUUUUUUUUUGCUCGAAAAAUGGGAAAUUAUAAAUCAAUUAUGCAAAUAGCUGCAAUUUUAAUAUCUGCUGAACAGCAAAAGGUCUAAUUGUCUCUUUUCUACAUGUUGGUAAAUAUCUAGAUGCCAAACUCUUGUCACUCUGUAAAGAAGCAUUUUCAUUAGUGACUAGAUACUGUAUUUUAAUUAAUGAUAACUGUGUUAACUAAAAACAUUCUCAGUUAAUUACAUUCUGAAGUGUAACUUAAUACAAACCAGCGUGUUGGCCUGAUGAUACAUGAUGAUAGUGUGUUUUCCUCCUUAUUUCGAAACCGUCACCAGCAAGUGUGAAAAAUCUGUCAGGCAGGCGGCAUCAUCACCUCAUGCACAAGACUGUCCCUACUUGUGAAAUGUCUGUGCUACACAGAGCGGAGAGAAUUACUUCUAUAUUCUCACUUCAGCUGGAACUUUCAGCUGAAGCCAAAAACUGAAACAUGCUGUUGCUUUCAGCUUGUCAAAAAGCAGACAACCAGUGAGGGAAGAGCUUUCCAGCCCAGGGCGUUGAUUGCUGUUUUGAUGAACUGUCUGUAACAGAUUUGUUGGACAGGAACUGAUGCAUUUUAUUGAUCAAUUCCACUGAGGAUGAAUGAAUUGAGUACAGGUCAUGUUUAAGGGGGUGGGCAUGUUCUGAGAAGAGACCUGUAGUUGACAGACUUCAUGCAUAAUGCAUGUAAUUAGCCUGAUCCCUAUGACUGAAACAAGUGGAAGAUCAUUCGCACGGCUUUUAUGGCUUCUGCAGGUGGAGCAAUGUCACCUCAGGACAUAUUCAUCUCCUGUAUUAUUGCACAGUUCAAUUUGGUUUCGAGCAGGGAAGCAGUCAGCGGAGUAUGUGAUGUUAUAUAUCCCAAAAUGAUGAAGAUUUCAGUGUAGACCCCCACUUGUUUUCUCAGCAGUAUAAAAAAUUUCAUUCCUGAGUGUGGAUGUUUUGUUAUCUUCCUCCUUCUGUGGUGCUAAGUCUGGAGACAGGGUUUGUUCAGCAGGGACAAAUUGCCCUAAAUUUAUUUGAUGUGCGGUCCUGUUCUCUGUCUGGCAACCCACACAACCUACCACUUGCAUAUAACGUAUAAUAUAAUGUUGUCAGGUUCAGCAUUGAUUUAGGGUGAAGUUGGCCUUGGAUUGGGGCUACACUUUAUAUCUCUUGCCAGGGCUACCAAUCUAAAUGACUUAAGUUUGGCAGGCUGAACCUGCACUUAGAGAGCUCUUCAGAUAGAGUAAAUACUUUGGUUUUUGGCAUUACUAUAAAUCAACUUAAAAUAUAAAAAGGGUUGGUGUAAUUAAAGGAUGAGGAAUACCAACAAUGUUUAAAAGUUUUCCUGGAUGUUUUCCACUUUUUAAGACUGGCUGACCUCAUUUGGGAUGCAUAAAGGACAAUUGCUCUCCGCGCUAGAGGUAUUGCCUUGGAGAUAAGGGCAAUGUUAGGUUUGGUUGACCAACACUUUGCAGACUGAAAUUUCUCUACAGCUAUUUGAUGGAACAGUAUUAUGUAUUGUUCCAACUGGGGAUGAGCAUAAAGAACUAGUUUCUACUGAGAACCAGCUCCAACUCGUAGCUAUGAGCCAUCGGCAUCAUUUGCCUCUUGGCUUUACAGUUCCAGUUAAUCAAUACCAUCCACUCGGUUCUGUGUGCCUAUCAAAACAAUGAUGUGAUGCACCAUGAGAGGUAGUCAGCGUUAAGUAACUACAGCUAAGGAACUGUGACGCACCGACUCACUAUGAUAUCUACUCGCUUUGUGAGAUUAGAAGCUUUCCUGCUUUACACUCCAAGAGUCUCUGUGAUAUACAUGUUGUUUUAUUUUUUUUUCUAGAGACUGUCAUGAUCCAAUCCCUCAAAAAUGAAGGUAAUCUGUGCUGAUUAAUGUGGACAUUUUUGUGAAACAGUGCCAGUUCCUUUGCCAGGUCGACGUUAUUGUUGUCAUCAUCUUUUUACCAGAUUUCUCUUGCUUUCCUAACACAGGGGAGACUUUAGUUUAGUGUUACCUUAAUAUAAGUCUCAGAGGAAAAAACAGAUAAUUGAGCUCCAUACAAUACCUACAACAGGAUGUGAGCAUCGCUGCAGUGCGUCACAGGUAACAAAUUUCAGGUGCUCUUAUAAAUUAUCGUAACAUUGAUAUGGAGAGGACAGAGAAGGGUGAAAUUGCAUACCCCAACAUAGUGGUUCACUUCAAGCCCUGGUUGUUGAGACUCCUGCAUUGACAUUUCUGGUGGCUUUGACUCAGUCGUAAAGUUGGUUGUCUCUCUAUUGCAGGGUUUGUUCAGUCUCAGCCCCUGCAGUCACAAGCUGAAGUGUCCUUGGGCAAGACUCUGAGAUUCUUGCUGUGUUCAAGUUACCUUGGAAGUCAGAUGUCCGAGCUGGGAAUGACGUCACACCCAAGUUACCAGCGUUUCAGUUACCUAGUCGGAAGAAAGCAAAAUCAGAGGUGGAAACAAGAUGACUACAUCUACGAAAGUUAUUUUAGUGCUUGCCUUGCCCUUGCUUAUAUGCAGACGAGCACUAAAAUAACUUUCAUAGAUGUAGUCAUCUUGUUUCCGCCUCUGAUUUUGCUUUCCUCCGACUUGGUAACUGAAACGGAGGUAACUCGGGUGUGACGUCAUUCUCAGCUCGGACAUCUAACUUUUGAGGUAACUCAAACGUAGCAAUAGUUAACGAUGUAUGAAUGUCUUGAUGGCCUGAAAGACUAGAAUAUGCUGUCUAACUACGAUUAGUCCACAACUAUUUUUCAUGUAGAUUAGUUGGACCCCCCCAGGAGGCCACAAGGCACAUACCAUCAAUGUGGCCCAUCUGAUAGGAGGUAACACAGUCCCAAAUUGGCAGCAGUCAUCUUCUGCUCCAAAGCAGGUGCUGUAGGCAGUUCACCUUCCUCCACCCUCUCAUGUGGAACCAUCCAUGUAAUGUCAGAGGUCGAGCAGAAAUAAUGAAAUCAAGACAGGGAAAGGAGUUUGGAUCUCAAAUAUAUGAAUGAAAUGGAUGAAGACCCAGAAAAGUUACAGGGUGGAUCGGCAAAGGUCAGAGUGAAAAAAAAAAGGAUCUGGGAACAGAGGAAAACUGCUGGGGUCAGGUUUUCAAUCCAAGUCUAACCCUCCUGUGUUGCCUUGUUGAGAUCAAACACCUGUGCAGUGGUUUUGUGGUCCCUCUUCAGUUGUAGGCUGAUAUUGUUUCUGUCUUUUUGGAUAACAAGAAACAGCCCCCCUUCUAUAACAUUAGUGCUUUUGUGUCUCAUUGUCACCAAGUUCUGUAAGAAAAAUCAAAUUUUUUGCUGCAGAUUUUGUAGGUUUCAGCUUAUCACCUUGGUGGUGUAUGACAAUCCUCGGUGUGCAUCAAAGGAUUUUGGCUGCAAAGGAAAUGAGAUGGAAAACGGAGGGAAUUUGUGCAGUCUUUAACAUGGUGUGAAGUGUAGGUGUCAGCAGAAGACUGUGCGUUCCUCACCUCUUUGUUAUUAUUGCCCUGUAGAAAUUGAUGAUGUCCCUCUACUUCAUGGCUGUUUUACUAAUCCGGGAAUGGAAAUUAUUUGGGGCUGUUGCUGUGGCAGUCUUGUAUUGUCCAUGCCUCUUAGAGCAAGAUGAAUUGAAAAAUAGUGAGAAGCUGUGAGGAAAGCUGUGGGCUUAGUUAGCAGCAGAAUUCCACAAGUCUUUCUAUCUUUGAUCAAACUUAAACAAAGAUCAGUGGAGAUACUCUUUAUUUUCUCUCCUAACGUUGUUUAAAAGUAUAAAGCUGUCGCAAGCUGUUCUGUUGUCCCGUCAGCUUUCUGUUUUGAUAUCAGAUGUGGAGUAAAUGAAAAUGUCAUUCUUUAAAGCACAGACUGAAUUAAAUGCAGUGGAUUCAGUCUGUGAGCAUCAGAUUGGUGAGCACAAUAAGAGACAGGAGACCUUUCGAUAUGUGAGGGACAUAAACUGGCAAAGGAAUAAUAUAACUGUAGGGAGCACUUAAUCCGCCUGUUUGACAUUUAAUAGAUCACUCAGUCACUUGAGCUUCGGUUUAUUUAGCUCUGAAUGGAAAGUUGAAUGGUUAACAACUCCAAUUUAUUAUACAGAUGAAUGCUGUAUAAGAAGUAAAUAGAAAAAUGGGAAGGAUCAGGGGGGAAUGUGCCACAAUGCUGCGAUGCAGCAGCAAUUAGCUGCUUUUGUAGGAACACCUGCAAUGAAACGUGGAUUUGAACCUGCUGCUUCACCGUUUCUAUAAGAGAGCUCAUCAUCCUUCACAGUGGCACAGGAAGGCGAAUCAGCUGAUUAGAGUCUAAUCACAUUUGUGUGCUGUAAUUCUUCGUGAAUUUGAAUUUGCAAAGAACAAAAAGAAUAGUUUUUAUUGAUUAUUCUGCAGCCUGGUUGAAGUCUUAUGCUUAUGUAAUCCUGCUUCAGUCUUAUAUAAUGUGAUAUAAGGCUUGAAAAUGGUGAACAAACACAGUAAUGUGAAGAUUCCCAUGCUUUAAUUUAAUCUCACAUUGAAUGAAACUCAAACAAUAGUAUUCAUUUCAAUUAAAAAAAGAAACAAGCUUUGUGUAUGAGACUUGUUGAUACAGUUCCAUAGAGCUGAAGUUAUUUUUACGGUGGACUCCCAGCUGACUGGAUUGCAGGGGAGGGGGAGCUCUUUCACUUCUCUCUCUCUGCCAUCUUCUGUCCCUUUCUCCUCUGUGUCUCGGGAAAGAGGAGAAAACCGGCUGGUCUAACAUCAGCCAGCCAGGGGGACGAGUGAAAGCAAGCAAGGGGUAGAGGGACGGACAAUGGAGAGGUUGUGAGCAUGAAAAGAUAGAGAGAGCAGGAGAGACAGGGAGAGGGAGAAGCAAAGAACAAGCCCUGGAGUGCUAGCCAGUCAAGGUCACACAGAGGAGAGGAGGCCCUGUGUGUAUUUGUCUAUGUGUGUGUGUUUAAAAGGGGGAAAAACAGCAGAGAUGGGAAGCCUACAUAGUAAAGAAUGAAGGGUUGGUUACAGCAGAUUGGUUUAGUCUGGCAUGGGGGGGUUUAUAAGAGAGGUAUGAAUAGAAACAGGAAGCUGCGAAGAGAAGGAGGGAAAGCUGAAAUGAAAAGACCUUGUAAUGUGGCUUCACUCUUUUAGACUUCAUAUCCUCUUCAGUCCUGAAUGACAGAGACGGCUUAAUAAACCAGUUAACAUGUUUGACUUGAGCUCCGAGGUAGUGUCUGCAUUCAUGGUAAUAUGACUGCUCUAUAUCUGGAUGGAUUUAGCAGGGCCUCCCCUAACCCCAUCACAUAAUAUUGUAAUAGAAAUCUAUUUUGGAGAAAAAGUGUAAAAAACAGUAAACACAGUAAAGCCUCAGUAUACAGCAGACACAUGCAGGUAUCAGUCAGACAUAUACAUCUUAUCAGGGUUAUAUAAAAGAUGAAAAAUAUCACAUCUUUUAUUUUAUGAAGCUAAUUACCUGCACCUGUAUGCUCAGCUUGUAGGUGGUAGCUCAAACUGGAAGUAUAGAGGUGAUAUAUUUGUUCCAUUUGACAUUUAAACCAACCCACUAGCCACGUUUACAUGUGCAAAAUUUCUUGAUCUGACAAAAAAAUUGAGGGAUCGGAUAAUCUGAAUCCAGUGUUUAUAUGGGUGCAGAAUCAAAUAAUCCGAUCCUGAUGUUCUUAUACAUGCACCAUGUUUUAUUCAGAUUAGAAGCAUUCGGACAUGUGCAGAGUUAUCUGAUUUUGCUAAAAAAAAUGCAGAAAAAAAGUUGUAUUGACGCCUGUGCUGUCAACAAAUCAGCAGACAAGGUAGUGGCUCACUCCAUCCAAUUCAGGAUGUUCCCCCAUGUUAAAUGUUGUCACUAGAUGGCGCCCUUGCGUACUUAUUUUACAGUUCUGUCAAAGGUUGCACUGUGCGUGCAGAUGUGACAUCAUUACGCUGUAUGUACGCCUUGUUCUGUUACUAGAGGAGCAGACAUGGCAACUGUGGUUGAGUUUUAUGCCAGAGUGUUGAUGAAACCUCCUGUACUGACCUCAAUAAAGAAGCCAAAGGCUAAAGAGUGAAGAUGGAGUCAGUAAAGAGGGUCACGAUCAGAGUAAGUGUUAACAUGGGCAUGUUUUGGAACAAUGAUCGGCAUAAAACAAUUUUUACCGAUUGAGCCGAAUUGGAUCAGAAUCUUCCGAUCAUGGUUACUGAGAUGUUUUUCUAUCAUGGCGGACGCAAGACAACACUGCAGCAGCUUCACAACAGAUGACAAAUACUGUGUGAUUUAAAAAAUGAACAUAUUAUUUUUUACCUCACAAUACAAUGAAUGUAUUAUCUCUGACAGCUUUAUUUUUAUGUGUAAUCUAUAUUAAAAAUUAAGUAGAUUCACUGUCUUCUACGGGUCAGUGAUGAGCCUCAGGUUGGCAAAAUGAGACCCAGACGUCAAACAGCAUAAAUGCAGGGAAGAAAAACAGAUAAUAAACAAAAACUAGACAGAGUAAGGGAAGUAAGAAAAAGACAAAACUGAUAUAUCAACAUAUCAAAUGUACAGAGCUGUAAAGUUGUAUUUUCACUGGAUGACAUACAGCCAGUUAGAUUAUUUUGGAAGUAGGUACGCUUCCUCUAAGGGGGCACAAUGGGGCGUUUUAGUGUAGAAGAGAUGUCCAUAAAUCUGCCUCGGUCAUAUAAGGACAGCAGUCCAAUUAUAAAGCUGCUUUUCUAUGUGAGGUAUCUCUGGCUAACAGCUAGCAGUCUGUUGUUGGCCAGCAGAAGCAGUGCAGUUUUGUAUCAGUGGUGAUGCUCAAAGACUCUUUCUCCAUUCAGCUAUAAUGAAAGUCACUGUUGUUCAGCUCAUAGCUGAAGUGUGAUAUAUCCCACCAUGUUUUUAUGGUGAUUUCAAGUUGUGUAGAGCUGCCAUAUACUGAGUGUAUAUGUUUUUGCAUCUUAGCUACGUAUCUAAAAUAAAUGAAGCUGUUUUCUUGAUCGGAUACUCUGUGGUUUGGCGAUUUAUAAAUCUAUACUACCUGCCACAAAGCUACCCCGAUCACACGUCUCUGUCACCACUGCUGUGUAUGUAAACGUUUUCAUAUAUGGGUGUUGCAUAACAAUCCCAUUCUGUCAUGUUGAUCUAUGUUCUCUUGGCAGUCUUAUUCACUCUCCUUCUUUUUUCUUGUCCUCACCACUCAAAGCCCGCUGCUGUGUUGUUUUAUCUCUCUCUUUCACUUGAAGCCAUGUUGUGUUUUGUAAGGAGCAUGUGUUUUAAAGAUUAAACUAAACAGCUCUGCAGGUACAUCCUUUUACCUUUUUGUGAGGGCAGGGAAGCGUUAAUCCUGGUCAGAGAACUUGUUCUAGUUUUGAUUAGUAGUGUUGAAAUAGGGGGUGGCUGUUGCAUAAUGGAUGGCCCCGUGCUUGUCAUCUUAGGAUCAAGUGUUUUGGAAGCAGGAUUGUGGUUUGCGAGGAACAUCCUUUACUCGGUUAUCCUGGAAGGAGUCACUCGGAAACGUGAUCACUGCUGUCUCCUCAAAACCCGCUUUGCAUCUCGUACCCGGGAGAGAUUACAUGUGUGUGUGUGUGUGUGUGUGUGUGUGUGUGUGUGCAGUUGCCAUAGCAUUGUAGAGCACCAAGGAGCUGAUGUCAAAGAUCUGAGGUGGCUUGGGUGCUCUGUGACAUUAUCUCUGCGGAGCAAUGGUGUGUGGACCUGUGAUAACAAAUGAUGACUUUGUAGGAGGUCAGGAGUUCACUCAGUGAGUGGCCCCUUGAGGUCACUGUACUGUCUUGCUGUUAUUCUUUAAGACAGUCUAUGUUUUAAUGUAUUCAUAAUCCACUGAUGUAAUUUAUUCUCCUUUUUUGAAAAAAGAAGUCUUUUUUUCCGCCCAGUCAUCCUUGAACGCAAUCAGCACCGCUAAUCCUCACAUUAAACCUCCAGUGGUCACACAAUCGCAUUUUGUUAAAGACUUCCAGCGAAUUCCUGGCAAAUUAUCCUGUUGACAGACAUCAUUACCAAUCCAAAAGAGUCAUUAAUCUUUCCACACCAUGAUUUUGCACAGAUGAAGAGUAAUAGCUUCUGUGGAGGAGAUUCAAAGCAUUCUGUCAGCUAUGGGCAGUAAUUUCUCUCGGACCCCGUGGAGCUGGCCUGCGCUGCAUGCUACUGUACAAACAGCUCUGUUGUGUUAUUGUACUGGACAGCUGAUUGAAUAGAAAUGUAUACUCAAAUGGAGAGAGAGAGAGAAAGAGAGAGAGAGAGGGGGAAGAAAUAAAUGUCCCCAGCUGGAAUCAAACCGGAGAUGUUUCUUUUUUGUUGUCUUUUCAAACAGCAAUCCAUCAUUCUGAUCCCAAGUGUUUAUCAAAGAUAAUAUCCUAGUCCAGAGCAUCUUUACAGAAGUAUGAUGGUUUCAGAGGCCGCCCAAGCAGCCGAACAUGACCACUGUUUAUGUUACGGUGAAGCUGAGAUAAUCACAAGAGCCAAUGAGGCGGGUGAUGUAUAAAAUGUAGGAAAGUGCCAGUUAAAGUUGUGCGCUAUAUGGAUACAACUUCAUCAAACUUGCUUAUAGUAUGAAAUGUGUCACAACACACAUCUGUUUUUAAUCAGUAUGGCGAGCUAUAAUCGCUGUAUGCCAAAAUCUGUCAUUUGCUUUUAGUUUUGUUUAUAUCAACACACCAAAGCAACUACAAUGUGAUGGGACCAUUUACCGCUGAACUCCUCAGAGUGAUAAAAUAAUAACAUGUGAAUUUAUUCAGCACCUUUCAAAACACGGUGACAAAGUGCUCUUAACCAAAACUGAAGUCAGGCUGACAGACAGGUUAAAUAACACAAUAAAACACAGAAAAACACUGAGCACAGGACCUGAGCUGCUAACAGGGCAAGAGGAAAUACAGUCAGGUGAAGAACAAGCAUCAUAGAGGUAAUCAGGAUUACAGUCCAAAAUGAACAUAAUACUGUUUUUUUAAUCACAUGCUAUUUUUUCCCUCGUUGGCACACUGUGGUUAAGACUGGCUCCUGCUGCUGCCGAGACAGAAAAUUACACCACUGCACUUUUGAUUGGCAGGUUUGAGUUUGCUGCAGAUCUGUGUAUGAAUCAAAAUCGAAGAAGUUGACCGCAGACGAGUGAACAUCGGCGGGGACUGUAAGGGGUCUCAGGAUUGACCUCAGGCUGGUUUAUUGCGACCUAUGCUAUGUCUCAUACAGGACCUGCAUGAAACAGCGAAAGCAACCAAACUGGAACUCCUGAAAAGUGCAAACAGACUGCAAUGAAUAUGUGAAAUAUAUUUGUAGUUGUUUUUUUUAAAGUGAAGGUUCGGAUUAGAAUUUUGAAUUUGAUCUCCUUUUACGCGCUCUUUUUCAUAUUUUUCUCAUGACUGUUUCUGAUUAAAUGGAUAUCCCUCUCAUCCUCAUUAAUCAAAUAUAGUCGCUAUUGGUUAAAUAAAUGUUUUUCCUCCUUUUGUCAGUUUUUUUGGUCUCACCGGGAUGUGCUGUGGACAGCCCCCAGAGUGCAGUUCAGUGCAGCACUGAUUGGCACAGCUGUCGCUCACAGAAGGAGGUUUCUGGUUUUUAACAAACAAACAAUGAACUGAUGGUGCGUAAUUUUUUGUUGGUUCUUUGGCUUCUUUUGUUUCUUCUUUAAUUAUCAGAACAAUGUGACCACUCUGGGUUUUUUUUUUUUGACGGAUUUUGAGUAACUUUGAAGACAGGAUCAACAAGAGAGCGGGGCGUACGAAAACAAAAAACACGAAAACAACGAAAACGAGACAAAAGGUAAACAUAUGUGUGUUGAGCUUAUUUAUCUUCAACAGACAAUUCUGCUGUUGUAGUGUUUAUGCUACGCUAACUGGUUUCUGGCUUCAGAUGCAGUAAUAUGGUUAAGGGGCGGCAGUAUCUCAGGAGGUAGAGUGGCCAUCCAAUAACUGGAAGGUUGGUGGUUGAUUCCCCCCUAUCCUGAGUCUGUACGUUGUGUCCUUGGUGUAUGAUUGUGAGUGUUGUGUGGUGGUAGUCGGAGAGGCUGAAGGUGCAAACUGGCAGCCACGUUUCUGUCAAUCUCCCCCAGGGCAGCCGUGACUAUUAAGGUAGUUUACCACCACCAGGGUGUGACUGUGUGAGCGAAUGAAUGAUGUAUCCAAUGUAAAGCGCUUUGUGGGUGUCUGAUAAAGCGCUAUAUGAAAGCUGAUGCAUUAUUAUUUUAUUAUUAAAGCUUUUAGUCUUAGUCACUGAAAUAGAUAAUAGGCUUUCUCUUUAAAAGGUUUUACUCUCUCUGUAACAGCCAUAGUUAGCCGUAGGCUCCAUGUGGUGCCAUGUUUAAGCCAGUUUCAAUACAGUGCAUAAAAGCUUGUCUCUUUUAAAAAUAAUACCAAAACUUGACGGCGCAGGUAUUUUUGUGCUUUAUUACGAAUGUUCAUUCAGGGGAUAUAUCAAGCUGUUUGCUUAAGUACAGCCUGUUCCACAAGUUGGCGUGUGCGCUUGAGCAUUCGUCUCUGUGUUUAUGUGUGUUAGCCGCACUGUCUCUUGGUAUUUAGCAAAAAAGUGUGUGAUUCUGUGUGAGCCACCCUGUAUCUGGCAAGGUAGUCAGACUGACAGAUUGGGCUGUACGAGUGCCAUCUCCUCGGCUUGGCUGCCUGAGCAUUUCUCCCUCCUUCCUGCUUCCUCUGUCCUUCCUCCCUUCGUCUCAUCUCCCUAUUUCCUUGCUUCAGUGGGGACCAGCAGGGCAAGGGAAAAUAUUUCCUUCAUUUGCCUUAUCUAGCCGGCUGUAUAGGUAGACCCUCUCCUCGGAUUAGGCCCACUCACUGUUCCAGAACUUUGGCUACAAUACCUUGGCAUAUCAGCUGUCCAGGUCUGUCUCCCCCCCUGCGCCAGGAGGUUGUCCAUGACGAUGUGGGCUUAAAACGUGUGUGUUCUUGCAUGCCUCUCCUCCAUUAGCGCUUUCUUACGUCAUUGCCACAUCUUGACUUAGUUGGAAAUGCACAGAAACUGUAAAUGAAAAGGGUAAGAGAGCUUUUGUUCUGCAGAAGUGAACAGAGGGAGGCGAGGUCAUGAAUAGGAGUCGAUUGUUUGUGUCUGUGAGUGUGUGGAGAGUUCACACAAACUGUUUUCACUCUCACACUUUUAACAGCCACAGUAAUGGAAAGAUAGAUUUUCAGCAACAGCUAUCAGUGCAAGCUCAUUUUGGUGAAUUGAAAAAAAUAAGAGAUUUCAUUGGGCAUGUUUGCGCAGUUAUUGUUUUUCAUAUCUGUACUCAGCCAUUUGGGUAAACAAGGCACUUUAAAACUGGAAUCUUUUGUGCUUGUGGUGCCUCACCAGAGCUCCUUGUGGAGAAAUGGGAUGGAGAGAGGAGGAGGAGGAGAAGGAGGAGGAGAAGGCAGAACAGGGAGUAAUGAGCCCAUGCAGGAGGGGGUUAGGGGAGUGGGGGAGAGUAGAUGAUGUGGGAAAACCUGACACAGAGGAAAGAAACACACAGUCCCACAUCUCUAAACCCAAAGAUGGAUUCACAUGAGAAGAGGGGCAGAUUAGAGGAGCUUUGAGAUUCACCAGUUGAACACUUUGGCUCAAGAAAAGCAAUCCCAUCUCCAGUAAACGGAGUACCUGUCAUACACACAAAAAGAUCGAAUUACUGAUACAACAGCUGGGAGAGUGCUGUUAUUGUUCGCUCUCCUCCCACUCAAUCUCCUCAAAAAUGAUCUGGAUUACUGUUUUUUUUCUUCUUUGUUUGUGUGGCUCUUCUUGAUUUCACCUCAAGUCAUCAAACUUUUUUGCAGCUUAUUGUCUCCGUGUUUGCCUCGGCAGCGGUGUGAGUUGAUGCAGCUGGGGGAGCACAAUGAAUUGGAUGCAAGGCAAUUGUGCAUGCAUGGCAGUGAGCUGACAGAGCUCAGCCACAGACUCAGCCGAGCUGAGACGCAGCAGAUUGGGCUGAGCUCGUCCAAGCAGCACGUUUCUGAUUGGUCUGGGCUCCAAAGUUGAAACGUGCCUUUUGUGCCACCGGUCCACAAAUCUGACAUGUUGUGAAAUGUCCCCCCCAGCUCCCUCUUUCUUUCAUGCUAAUGAUCACCGCAGCUUUUCUACGUCCACAGAUCAUUUUUCAUUGACGCAACAUUCAUUGAUUAAUGCCAACCACACUGAGUCCAUUCUUUGUGAUUACGGCUCCAGGCUGAGGAGGGGCUGCCGAUUCUUUUAACGACUGGCAUAGAAGGAGAAGAAAUAUACACUCCAGCAGCCUUUUCUUUGGGUGAUAUUUCAAUAUUUGGUCACUCACUCUCAGAGUCUAUUUGCCCAUAGAGUUGGCACAUGCUCAGAAGCCCUCUGACACAGAUUUGCACAAGUAAACAGAGGAAUCUUGACUCUACAGUCCCCAUGCUGUGUUGCAUGCGCUCAGGAUAUUUGGGCACAGACAGGAUCCCACCGCACAGCCCCGGAAAAACAAACAUGCAGGUCAAACAGAGCGUUCCCAGAAUGCACUGUGAUUCAGCUGUGCUUACUCGCCACCAAAAUAAGCAUGUUGAUUACAUAAUCAAAACAAGGCGGCUGCAUGCCAAAAACCACUAUAUGCUAAUUGUCAUGCUAUCAUGCUGGACUCCACAGAGCAUCAUGCCCCUGGUGAUAUUCUCGCCUAAGUGGAGAUGCUCAUGAGCCUCUAUAUGAGAAUGAUUAUGCUGAAUUAUGUUGUCUUAUACGUGAUUAUCCACUUGAUAAGGACAGAAUUGUUGCCCACCGGUGACGGUCAGCACACUCUCAACGAGAUGAUGGAAGCCUUCACUUGCUAAUUGAGCUAUCAUAAAGGGAUAAUGCAUGCGCAGGAUGUCAUAUUGCCUGCCUCUCACACCAUCUUUCCCUGGGGUGUAUCUGUUCCUCCCUUGUCUCAGAGUCCAUUGCCCUCUAAAACACACGGCUUAAUUACAGAGCAACAGAGGGAGGAGGUGAGGACAAAGAGGGAGCAAGAGCCAGAAAGGAGGAAGAAGGAGAGGCUUUGAGGAGGAGGUGAAAUGGGCUCAUGAGGACGGCUGCGGGAAACGAUGCUGGAGAAGGAAAAAUGUUCAUAAUUAGGAUUGUUUUAGGAGGAGCGUUCCUUUUAAAAUGACCGUUAAUAUCCGACGAUGGCUGCACUCUGAGCUCUCUCCCCGCUGAACAGGCUCUGACUCUGAGGCAAACACACAAUGACUGCACAUCAGACAUGGCUGAGGAUUGACAGGCAUGUGGCUCCUAGCUCCGUCCAACAAUCUCCCUGCUUCUUAAAGCGCCUGACAAACCUCAUUAAGGACGGUUUGUGCAGGCGCUAUUGACAUGAGACAUAGCAUGAAAGGGUCAUGUAUAAAACAUAAAUCCCCCAAGGUCAUAUAGCAAGCGCCUAUACACGCCUCUAUAGUGCUAAACAUGGUGACAUGAGUGAUGCAUGUGUGGCAUUAAUCGUUACUGCGUCUCAAUGCGAUAUUUCUGGUGGGUAAAAAGGGUGGGCUCUCGCUUAAUAACUUGGGGAUAUCUGUGCAGAGAGACUUUGCAUACACCUCUGUUUCGGUCCAAAUCCCUGAGCCCCGUUCAGCCCCUCUCCCUCUUCUCCUCUGAAAUAUUAAUAAAAUGUAAUAGGCUAUUUGCAUUAAAUAUUUAGUUCUGUGUCACAUUUGCAUCUCAUAAACCGUUGGUCAUUCGGUAUUACUUAAGAUUACCCGUGAAAUUUUAAAUCUUGUAGGGCUGAGAUAGUGUAAGUAUGGCAGAGGAGCUGAGACUGGUUUGAAGAGUGGAGAGUGAUCCCAGUAAUCGCUUCGGGAAGUUCACUCAAAAUGCUUCUUGCGUCCUCUUGGCUGCUCCAUUUUCCUCCUCUACUUCUAAACACAGCGUGCUCUGCUCAGGCUCUUUCUGUUUAUGAGACGCUUUUUGCUGCAGCACUUUGUGUAAUGUGCUCCCGACAGAUCUGACGGUCUGGUCAUGGACCAUAUGAUACCUUUCUGUUAGAGUACCGUCCGCCUAGAGAUCGUAAGCUCAGAUACAAGAAGAGGUGAAGGUGGAAAGAAGGGAGGGGUUAAUUAAAGAAGUGAGGGCAGCUACAGCCUUCGAGUGACUGUAAGAUAAAGGGUCAAAAGUUCAUCUCUGAGUUAUUUUUAGUCAGUUAUUGGAUGUAUUAGUAAUUUUAUCACUCCAAUAACCAUAAAUUUACUUUGUUUUGGUGGAUUAUGUGCAGCUAAAUGACAGUGUAUGAUUAGUUCACAGUACGCUGUCACUGAUGUGGAAAGAAAAGACAUACCAGAUUAUUUUUAGCUCGAGUUCUCAGAAAAGCUGUCUUCAGGUUUUAAUGUGUCUGGGUGGUUAUAUUGGAGCGGACGGCCAUCUUUAUAGCGCUGACCUGAGGUCAUUGCUGCAUGCAGUGAAGAGGAAGGAAACUACUGCAUGCAGCUGCUACACUGGUUAGAGGGCACUGCUGUUUGUUGUCAAACUGAUGUUUUACCUGUUGAUUGCUCUUAAGAACUGGGAUUUGAGAAUGUACACCUGAAUUUUUCAUGAUCCACCAGCAUUGUUUGUCUUUAUGUGAUACCCUUUGAAUUGCUUUGAAUUGAUCUAUUUCAGCAGGAUGAGUAACUGGAGAAAACACACUCCAGUUAAAAUGUUUUCUGGAUGUACUGCUAUAAAUAGGAAUGCAUAAUAGAAGAUCCUGCCAAUAUUUGAUGAGCAAAUGUUUUCAAAGUGAUAUAAGCCUGCAGCAGAUGGGGAUUUACAUACCAGCUACAGUAACUGCAAUGAUGUAUAAGUAUAGAUUGAUUUUUAUCAAUGAUAUGACCACUUUUUCAGGAUAGCUGAUUCAAAUUUUCAAUUUGUUUUGACAGUCUUGUUUGCUUUCAAUUGAUAAAUUAAGGCAUCGAUUCGUUGAUCCACAUUUCCUCUGAAUUUCCCGCCAUGAUAAAUAAAGUAUACAUAUUUUCUGUUACUUAAAUUGAAUUUGACCUUAUUUUCCUCUAUUAUCACUGACUCAUUUAACACUGUUCGCUCCCUGGAAAAUGCUGCAUCUGUUUGUUCUGUUAAACAGAUGUCAUUUUCAGCUAAUAAGGGGCAGGAAUGAUAAUAUGACCUUGUGAAAUUAUGGAAGUUGAAUAAUGCUGUUUAGAGUGAGACAUUUCACCCAGACACAAACAUAUAAAUACCAAUCUAACGGUGGUCUCUUCAACCCUACAGGGCUUUACAUAAAUUGUGCAACACAAUAAAGUAAUAAAACCUGUAUUUUACACCCUAGCAAUUACAGAAAACAUCAAGUGUCAGUAACACUUUAUUUGACGCCUAUCUCUAACACAUUAUAAACAUAUGUAUAAUGCUUUAUAAUCACGUUAUAGCACUGUAUAACUAUAGUUAUAAACACUCAUAAAUGGUCAUAAUGCUUUAUAGCAAUAAUCACAACACAUUAUAAAUAUAUGUAUAAUGCGUUAUAAUCAUGUUAUAGCACUGUAUAACUGUAGUUAUAAACACUCAUAAAUGAUCAUAAUGCUUUAUAGUAAUAAUCAUAACACAUUAUAAAUCAUUUUAUCAUGACUUACAAGGUCAGUUAUUAUAAUGUGUUAUAACCGUUAACAGUUGCAUUGCAUUAUCUAUGUGGGCAUUGUCAGUGAGUUGUUAACAGUUAUAACACAUUAUAAUACCUGACCUUGUAAGUCAUGAUAAAAUGCUUUAUAAUGUGUUAUGAUUAUUGCUAUCAAGCAUUAUGAUCUUUUAUGAGUGUUUAUAACUAUAGUUAUACAGUGCUAUAACGUGAUUAUAACACAUUAUACAUGUAUUUAUAAUGCGUUAUAGAGAUAGACGUGAAAUAAAGUGUUACUCAAGUUUCUUUUGGGGUGCAGUUUAUAUUUGUCAUUCCUUCUCUUACAAUAAUGGCUUUCCCACAUUAUUUGUUUCAAAAUGAACACAUUCAUCAUGUAAAAAAAAGUAGCAUGUCAAGCACACUGAUAGAUUUUUUGAGGAGCAUAUUCCAUAUCCACCAACAUGUAUCCUACUUUUAAGGUUUUGUAAAUGCUCUUUCUGAGAAUAUCCUGAAACUAAUCAAAACCAGAAAAUCUGACCUGUUUGCAAAAGCCAUCAGACCAAACAAAUGCAAUCUCUUCCCAUCAGUAUACAUUUUACUUUUGGUUCUAUCUGAAUGAACAGGGUCCCAGAUGAAAACAUCGUCAAACCAUCCUGUCAUAUCAGCAAAUAUUUAUGGGGGAAGAUCUUAAAUUAUGAAGCCUUAAUCGACCCACUGAUUUAAUUAUGAAUCCUGAAUUGCAGUGACUACUUAACAAAGGCGGUAAUGUUGUGUAGCAUAGGACAGUCUUCAUUGUGCAAACUGGUAUGUGUCCCAGAGGAAAAGGAGAAGAGUUCAGUAGGAAAACACAGGAAGUGCUCGGAUCUCAUAAGAAUAGUGUUCCUUGAAUAAAGCUUGUAUGUGUGUUUGUGAUCUCUGACCCUCCUUAUGAGGCUCUGCCUGUGUUUAGAACCAAAAUGCAUCAUGGGUGAUCUGAUCUUGCUCCAGAUACAGGUGUAAUUCCUCCUUGCACGGCUUGCAGGAUCUCUUGGGAUUGACUCACUCAAACAGCAUCAGUGAUGGUCAGUGAUGCAUGUGGCUGCAUAUUAAAUGUAGUGUGAAAGCAAGUGCCUCCUUGACUGCUGCAUGCAAGGGGCCGGGGGGUCAACUUCAACUUUGUACAACAUGCAUACAGCACGACAAGUUGUUUGUUUGUGGCCAACAACCAGGACAGUGUUCUGAAGUCGAUUCCUGAGGGGAGGAACAAAGCAGCUUCUCUCGUGUCUCUGGCUCUGUGGCCUGGUCUCUGUUCAGCUGCGGCUGCAGUUUCCCCUCAAACAAAAUCAAAUCUAAGCCAGAAAGCAAUGCAAUGAAUUCACCUCAUGAGCCACAUUCUGAUUCCAAGUGUGAUUUGCAGCUUUAGCUUGACUCAUUGUUGAUACAGUUGGCCUGAGCGAGGCAUCAAACACAUGUGGGAAGGGUCGUUCCUGACUGGAUUAUGGGCCACCAGCCAUAAGAAGACUUGUCAGAAUAAUGGCCAGUUGAAAAAAAGCCAUUGAGAUGUGUGAUAUAUUUAAAAAAAUCACUAUCUGUUCUUAUCAAACUAUGACCCACUUGGCAAUCAUCUCUGUCAAGAACAAAGUGCAAAAAGAUUCAUUCUUGUUUCGAGGGGGUGAAUAAGAGAUGUGAGUAAUGAGCGUAAUGUGCCUGGUCCAUUUUAGCCUCACAAUGGAAAGCAAGCUAAUGAAAAGAGCUGUGUGCAUCUGCAGGCUUGCAUGCCCAUGCUCACUCACUGUCCUCCUCCAGCCAGGCCCGAUGCAUGGUCCCCCCCCACCCCCCACCCCCCAUCGUCAGCCUGCCAGCUCUCAACUAGCACAGCCUUGAGGUAGGGCAUGCUGGCAGUCCUCUGUGUUUGAUUUUUUUUCUUUUAACGGGCUCCGGACUAAUCCUAUUUUGGGUUCUGCUCUUUGAGUGAAGGUUUGCACAAUCUCUCUGGGCCAGAUGAAGGAAGGAGUGACACUGCAGGCCCCUCCCCUUACAUAUUAUUACAUCAUCUAUUUAUGAGCACUCAGCCGUUCAACCAUACAUCAUCCAAGAACACUGUGGAUGUGGCACAUGUCUUUUCACCAGCCGUUUGACACAAGGGCACUAGGGUCCAAAGAGGAGCACAAAUCUUUGCGUUGUCCUGCAUGUGCCGUUUUCCCCUUCUCCUCCUCCUCCUCUUCUCCCUACUUUUAGGUCUCUAUCCUCAUGACUGUCUACCCACACAGGAAUCCUCUAGAACAGCCUGGUGAAUCACCCUGCAUCCACAGGCUAACACAACGCACACAGCUCUAACAAUCACACAAACAGGCAAAGACUCAUACCACCCUUCCCCCCUGAACCUUACAUUUCAUCUGUGCAUCAAUUACUGAUUUCAAACAGUACACAGCGAGCCACUUUGCGCACACUCAUUAGAUAGCUGUCAGGGUUUUGUGUAAAAAUCAUUCCAUUAACUUGUGAGUUGCCUCAUACGUUCAAAUUGAAGUGGUUUGUGUUGUUACAAAAUGUCCGUGAAGCACUUAAGUCCUGGAUUCAUUAUCUAUCUGAAUAAUUUAAUUUAUUUAUUUAGACUUUCUAAAUUUGUUAUUUCCUGUGUUAUCAUUUAAACAUUAUUUUAAAGGAUAUAAAUUUAUGUAUCUACUUGUGUCUUUAGAUCCCAUUUAAAUUGAUGUAUCAUUCAGUGUCUGAUGUAAGGAGGUACAUUACCUUAUAGAUAAUAGAAACCAAAGAAUCUACCUGUAUACAUGGCAGGUAUUUUCCAUAACCAACUCAGUUUAAUGUUAAACUGAUGGAGACAAUCUGAAUAUAUAUGAUUAACCAUAUUUUAGCAGAAUAACUGUACAUACCUUGAACAUACUUCCAUAACAAAAUAUUAUAGAUGGGAGGAGUUGAGCAGGCACAGUCGGAUAUCAUGAUAAGAAUAAGUAGAUGUCUUUGUUGACUUGCUUCUAUACACAUCUGUAAGUGAAAACAAAGCAUUGGUACUAACAUUGUGUUGUUUUCAUACAGUGGUUUUCACUGCUUUUAUUUUGAUUGGUCACUGUUGUUUCAAAUCAAAAGCACAAACUGUGCACUGAUUAAAAGUUUUGAAUAUGUCCAUUUCAGUUUAGACUGUGAAUUGCAACCAGACAGAAAGUAGUGUGCAACAUUUCAUCACAUUUGUCUUCCCCUAAAAUAUCAGCCAACAUGUUUGCAUAGCUGACCUCAAUUUAACUAAACGAAGUAAUAAUAGACCUGCUUUUACUUUUAUUAACCCGUGUGUGGGUGGGUUGAUGAUGGGGCCACUGUUCUUCUAUGUGGCCAAGGAAGUGAUUCCCCAUUUUUUUACGGAUAAUGAGUACAGCAUCUGGGUGUUCAGUGUGCACUGUAUUUUCCAACAGUUUUCACUAGUAAUUGCCCCACAAAUAACAGAUGCCUUGGCAACAACUGCACAACAAUCUGUCAAUGAUGAGCUUAAAUGAACAGCAAACCACCUGACAAGCUGGUAGAGUUUUGUGAUGUAGAGAAGCUUAAAGGGAUAUUCCGGCGUAAGAUUAAUGUACGGUCAAACACACCGAAACACAGAGUUAGACACCUCCUCGAGAGAUGAAUGUUGCCGACCGCCUGCUUCUCUAGUUAAACCAACUUCAGAAACGACCGCAUGAUAGCAAUACACAGCUGUCUAAGGAGCCAUAAACAAACAUCAACCAAAACGCCACUCUAUAGCCACAAAUAAUGCUCAGAACAGCACCUAACUUCAUCAACAGUACAUAUAGGGUCCCAGCCAUAGCACUAGCCACCAAACAUCUUUUAACUUUGCCUAAUUUCUUUAGCAAAGAGACUAAACACAACUCACCUACUCUCUUCCAGCGGAAGCUUGUUUGUACAGAGACCUUAGACGAGUCCAUUACGGACUACAGGGGGGUGACGCAGCUCAAGGAAGAACUACCGUGUCUGCAGUGCAAAAUGAUUAAUAUGGUGAUUAUUACUUAAAGGAAAUGAUAAAGUAAUGAUCAUAAAUGUUCUUCCUUGAGCUGCGUCACCCCGCAGCAGUCGGUGAUGGACUCGUCCGAGGUCUCUGUACAAACAAGCGGCUGCUGGAAGAGAGUGGGAAAACUCAUUUCAGCCCAUGAGCAGCAUUGAGCUAUAAGAUACUGCAUUACUGUCUUUUUCUGAAUGCUAACAACAGCUGCUGAACAUGCCCAGCUCUGACCUAUCAUGCUAAUUUGUAAUCGGUAUGAUAUUUAUUUGUAAUGCAGCCAAAUGUCUGAUAGGAUACUGAUCUAACAGAUUCUCUAUUUGGACACGGUUCCUGGAUAGCUUUGUGUAGAGUCCUUCAAUUGGCCUAAAGGUCAGGAUGCAUACAAAUCACACUACCCUGUGUUUGUCCUUUUAGUAAUUUAACAGACCUCAUGGAGGCUCGGGGCGGAGAGGCUGCCUCAACAGCAUUAGUUAUUCUUCGCCUACUCCAUCUGGCCUAUUACACAUGACGAGAGUUAUAGCUCCCUCCAAGAGACUUAAUAAAUCAACCAAGGAUCAGGUUAGAGCCUCCUCUUUGUUUUUCAUUCCAAUCACUAUAAAUAAUGCUCAUAAUGUCCGUUAGAUUGUUUGUGACAACUUACUGCUCAGGCGAUCACUGAAAGUAAUCUAAGCUCUCAAAAGGGCACUGAGCAAAAUAAGAGACAUACUUCUCACACUUCAUGACAUAUCUACGGUUUGUGUCUCAUUAUCACUCUGGCUGGACAACAUUUAAAGCGUUUUUCAGCUAAUAACCCGAAUCUGCUCCCUUUCUCUCUCUUUAUUCCUCUCCAGCCUGAACUCUCAUCCCCUCUAUUAUUUCCCACCAUCAGCUCCGCCCGCAAUAGUUAGCCAAAUGACAUCCUUGUCAUGAUGUUAGGGUGAUAAUGUCAAGUAGGUGUGAGAGCUCCGCGUGUGUGUCACUCUGCUUAAUGGCAGCGGCUAAAGCCUGCCAUUUAUUCUCCGCUGCCCUGCCAGCCAGAUGGAAUACCUCUCUGUAUUGGCUGACGUGACAAACAGUGACAUGGUGCACAGUACUGCAGGUAAUAUGGCCACUCACAUACUCGGAGGUCGUACUCACUGCAGCGACAGCCGGGCAGUGACAGUGUCAGGCUCAUAUGCCUGCAACAGAUACUUGAGAGAGAGAAUUCAGAGAAGCUGUUAUAGUAUAGAGCUGGGCUAAAAUGUCCUCAGGUGUUUGUGUGAUUUUCUUUAAUGUAGAAGGAAAAUUACAGGCAGCUCCCAGCAGAAAUGAAUACCUCGAGGACCGGUAGUUGUGGAAAACUAUAUUUCCCAUGAGCCUUUGUAUCCCUGCUGCGAGCGGGCAACUGCGUGGCAUCGUCAAUAUGUCUCAGUCUGCUGGGUACUACCCAGCUGUAAAUUGUUGACAGUUAUACAAGCAAACACAUCAAUGGGCAGUCAGGCAACAAAGACAGGAGCUGCAGGCCCGUUGAAGAUGACCCUGUGCUUAUCAAGAGCAAAUUAUUGUUUAUACAGAGCAGGCUGCCUGCAGAAAGUAAAACAUCCUUAUGGGGGACAGGCUGCCUAGUAAAUCUGAUCGUUCAUUAUUAAAUGUGCUUUUUGGAACAAACCCAUUUUAGGUCUAUGGGGGCAGAUACAUUUACGUAUAGUAGAUGUUAUAGGAUGUAUUUCAUUACUUUAAUUUCUCCUUCCCCUGACAUUGGCAGAUGCUAAUGAGAGUUAUUUUCUGUGGUGUCUGUCCAGCUGGAGUCUAAAAGCAGAGGGGUAUUUUAACCCCCUCCUGACACUGAGCCAGCGCAGUGUCGUCCCCGGGGCCUUAGUUCAGUUCAGUCCACAGCACUGAAGAGGACAGGACCACUUCAACCAUAGUGGACCUCUGAUGUUAAUGCACAGCCGUUGACAGGAAAGGUCACCUGGGGAGAGGGUGCUCACUAGAGGGAUGGGAUUUGCUGUUCCAUGGCAUGAGAGCAGCAGCCACUGAAUGAAUAUAAUGCACCGUGUAGUGGAGUUACUCUUCCCUCCUUUGCACUCCCAUGACAGUGUAAAUUACAACUCUGCAGCCUGUUGCGCGCACAAAAACAACACCGAAGCCGUCAUUUCUUUCAAAGGAAGCUCAUUUAGCUGUCAUACACUUGUCCUUCCUCUUCCUCGUCCUCCUGACAUCAGUUGUUAGAAGGUUGUGGUCGCAGGCGGAGCAGAUUAUCAGUCAUCACACCAGCAGAGGGUACAAGUUAGUCAGUGUGAGGAUUUGACUCCAGGGAGAGAGGCUGCCAGAAAAACACAGAAAAACAAAGACAGACACACAGACAGAGAGACAGCCACACGGAAGCCAUCAGGUCACAUAAGGUCUGGUUUUUACUAGCUUUUUUAUGGAGUCUAGAGGUGAAUGACUUUGACAGCAUUGUGGUCAAGAGUAAGAGCUCCAACCUCCAGGUUUUGAUUUGCCAUGACCUCUGCUGUGGUCUGUCUGGAUAGAUCAUAAAAUGUUCUUUACAAGCAGACUUUAACUGGAGGAAGAUGGCAAAGGUAGAGGCUAUCAGUGAGUCAUAAAUCCAAAUAAUUUCAUUUAUGAUAAAUAGAGUCUGCAUGGCUUUUUAACUACUUUUCUACUUGAACUUUGCACAGCAAAUGUGUGUGUUUGGGUUGGGAAUAAUUAAGCAAAAAUCUUAAUCUAAGCUCAUCGUGUAGUUAUGUGCAGAUAACUGAGUUGUGAAGACAAUGCGGCUUCACUGUCAUUUGUCUGUCAUUCAGCUGUCAUUCAAUUAAAGUUGCACUUGUCCUGCCAAUCCUUUAAUUACACCCUCUUAAUUGUUUUCCCGUUUCACAAGGAGUGAGAAUAUUUAGGCUAAUAUUUUCGUAGAGGGGAACUGAAAAGUGGUAAUGGACACUAAAGUGCGCGCACACACACAGGUACACACGCGCACACAUCCAACAGAUGUAUAUAACUCUGCCCUGUAUCCUAAGGCAAAUACAAUUGACUCUGACUCGGAUUAGAUUUUAUAAUGCCACCCACAUAAUACAUCUGGAGCAUCUGAGACCUCUUUGUCUUAGUUGAUGUCACCAGCAGUGAGCUGAUGAUGUGGGCAGAGGGGGACUGCAGGCCUGUAUGCAUAUGCAAAAGCUUCACAAAUUGCUCCUCAAUAGCAUUACAGUUUAGUCUCUCUUCCCUCACUCCCACUCUGCUUUUUCCUGCACUGUUCUCUCACCGUUUUCCUUCGUUCCUUAACAUCCCUAAAAUGCAAGUGUUCCCACUCAUGUCACUGCGCUUAAGCUAUGUCAAGUGGGAGAAUAUAAGUAUAUACUGGUGUGUGAUUGCAUUUUCUGAAAAAUGUAAUAGCACCCCCUUUUUUUUUUUUUUUUUUUUUAACAAAGGCAAUAACUCAAACAUGACUUUUGCAGUCGAGCAGAGAGCAGAAGAAAGUGAUACAGAGUCAGCAUUAGGAUUAUGAGAAUCCUAAUUUACAGGGAAUGGAGUCGGCCAAAAAUCUUUGGAACGACAUCAAACAGUUGGCAAUAUGGGCCAUGAUAAAGAUAUCUUUUUACAUAUCUAUUCCACCCAAUGGAAUUGGAGAAAGCAUGAUUUAUACAGCCUGCACUGCAUGGCCACAUCAUAAACACAUAAGCCAUGAUUAUCUAGUCCAGGCUUAGCAUCCAUAACUGGGCAAGCUUUCUACUCAUGUACCCAACUCACUGGGGAUCUCUGCACUUAAAGGGUUUGCAGUAUUGUGCCUUCUUCAUCCUUUCUGUAACUUAAAACUUUAUGACAAAGCAUUAAAAAUAUAUCCAGCGGUGUUUGUUUAUCUGGUCAAAUAUGAGCUGUCAUAAUUUACUGUAGAGUCUCUCUGGGGGGGAGUCCUGUGGAUGUAGGGUAUUUGACACAAUACUAGCGCUUCCAAAUCUGUAAUCAUCAGCAACUUGGAGGACUAAUUUAAUCUCAAAAGAAGUGGUUUAAUUUUGGACAGACAACACCAGGCAUUAACUCAGAACCACUCCUAGGUUCAUCGAUAUUUGGCAGUAUAUCAAACUUAAUUCAAAAAGCAAUAUUAGCAGAAACUGUUUUAUUGUUGUAUUAGCUGUUGUGACCUACUUCUCACUGUGAUAUCAUGUAUGCUAUCUACAGCUUAACACAUGCUCCUUACACAUUAUCCUGCUCAUUAUCCAGCUCAACUGAAGACGUAAAACGUUGAUGCAAAAUAUUGAUUGAAGAUGAUGUAUUGAUGUAAAAUGAUUUAUUUAAACAGCUCAGAAAUAGUCCUUUGGAUUGCUCAGUUGGCUUCCAUGGCAACAGCAGCCUCUUUAUAGCUUCUAUGAGGAGACAAAAACUCAUAUUGAUGCCUUUUCAUGAUAUCCAAAAACAAAUAUAGACCACCAGAGACCAGCUUGACAAUUUAUUAAUUGUCAUACUGAAUGCCUAAAACCAGUGAAGGUGUAGGUGUUAGCUAAAGCAGGUGGAUAAACAGCCAGGUUUUCAGUGUUCACAGAAAAUACCUACAACUAAUGAAACAUUCGGCUGUCACACAUCAGCUGGAUGACGGUUUUUUUUGUCAAAAGUCACAGCUUAAACAUGUAGAGGACAAAAUGAGCAAAUACUGCUUUUGUCCACAGGGGGCGCAACAGCUGAUACAAACCAAAAGUUACUCACAGGAGCUUUAAGAGAAGUACUAACCUUACAUUAAAAACUUUAGUCAGUUUGCUUCAAUAGAAACAUUCAUCAAGUUAAACAAUUAGGUAACAUUAGACAAGGCUAACGGGAUGUCUGCGAGAGCAUUUACGUUUUCACUAAUUUUUUGACAUGAUGUGUGGUCAGGUUGUAACUGGUGUAACAUGAUAAAACAAUAUUACAGACCUGAAUCAAGAAUUUCACUGAGCUGAGGUUUACUCUAUCUAAAAAAAAAAAGGUCAAUUGUCCCUCCUGAUUUUUUUUAAUCGAUUUUCAGUUUCUAGCUUAACGAGGAAGCAGUUGGAUUAUCAUUUUUUAUCAGUUCCCCAACAUUUACAGGGUUUGCCAACCAGCUGUGUACCAAAGCAGUAAUCUCUUUGGUAACUGCUAUUGGAGCUUCUUCCCUUUUUUAUGUUACCUUCUCAUUUGGCCACUAAGUUAUGGUGAAUUAGGGUGAGGCCGAGUACUAGAUUCAUUGAAGUAGCAUGGCCUAUACUAAAAAUUCUGGAUAAAAUGAGAGAGAUAAAAGGUGCAGUUAAACAGUUCAGUGAGGUGUCGUUUUAUUGUUAACACUAACCCUCCUUACAGCAAAUAAGAUAGGCUAUAUAAAGGCACUUUAAUGCCCCUGAAGCUGGAAUAAUGUUAGUCAUGGCUGAGUUACUUUACAGCUCUCAAGCUCAUUACUGAGAUGGACACUAGUCUACCUCCAGAGUAUCAACAGCCACCAUGUGGACUUUAGUCAAUAAAGUCAAGGGCAUCAGUGGGGCCGGUGAGUAAUAGGUUGUUUGUAACUGUGAGAGGAGGCAGUUACAUCCCAAAGCUCUGGGGCCACUAAACAGGAGAGGCUCAUUCAGAUUGAUCAGGUUUCUGUAAUAUAUAACCGUCAUUUGUCCCAGUGUGGCUCUCAGGACAGGAGGAGAGUCUGGGCAGAUUACUCGAGAGGAGAAAGGGAGAGUGUGAAUAGUCUGUGUGUGUGUGUGUGUGUGUGUGUGUGUGUGCCUACUGACAUGAGCAGAAUAAUCAAUGAUCAUAUUUCUGCAUAAUUUCUUCAGUCCUCCUGACUGAUCUGGCACAAUCAAAAGUCAUCAAGAUAUGUGACAGCUAAUGUGCGACGCUACAACAAUAUCCAAGGCAGAUGAAUGAAUGUGUUGUGAAGUAGUGUCGUGGUGAUAUAUGUGUGUAAUUUAUUAUUUAUGUGCGUUUGAUGCAUGCAGGGCCACUUACAAAUUGGAAAACAAGACUGUUUGUGAAGAGGUGUGUGUGUGUUUGUGUAUGUGUGUGUGGGAGUGUUUGGGGAGGGAGUGUCCUUGACAAAUAUUUGGAGUCCUUCAGUGGCUUACAUAUGAAAGUCAUCCAUUUCAAUCGUAAGAGUUUAUUCAGGCUUUCUGAGUUGAAGCAGCAGGGAGAAAAUUAUGGAAGAGACACUGAUAGAUAAUGUGAUGGAUCAAAGCCAUGCAUACUGCAUUAAGUCCAACGGAAAGAAAUAAUGAGGAUUAGAUAGUCCCAAAAUGUUAUCUGUCCCACUCAUUCGCUCAGAAUAAAGAGGAGAUAAUAUUCAUUUACUUUCCACUGAGAACUAAAUCUUAAGCUAAAAAUAAACUUUUAUUUAAGUUUUUGGAAAGUCCAAGGAGGACUUCACAGUUGUUUUUAAGUUAUGUAAUGUUUCAAGGUUUCUAGGAGGUUUUUGUUAAGGCUUCUCCUUCUACUAUGAAAAGGACAGAUGUGGAAAUAAGAGCCUAAACAGGUUGUUAUUAAGUAAUACUAAUACAAAUAGAGCUGCAGUUAUAUACCGUAGCUUCUCAAGUGUGGUGAAAAGAAAAAUAUAAAAUAAUGAUUACACAUGAAGUGUGAAAUUUUGAUAUUUAUAUUCAAUCCUUCCAAUGACACUGAAGUAUACUGUGCGGUCUUUUCGUUGAGCAUCUUAUUAGGAGUUAAAUCCUGCUUGUUUUUCUGAGGCACUUAAGAGUACUCAUUAUUAGCAUAUAGGCGAUAAGGGGAGCGUGUAUUUUUUAAAGUGUUGCCCUAGGAUUAAUGCAGGAAUUAUUUUUAGUUGACUUGUCAAUAAUUACAUUAAAACAUAAUCACACCAAAGACAAUUUAAAGUCUUUAAUGGGCUUUAAAUGUACAUCAUAGCAGUGGGGCUGUUGACCUAGGUCAUGUUUUAAUACACAGUCAAUGCAGAGAGUGUAAUACUCAAAAAAGAACAACAUGUUGUUUCUUGUAUUUGUUGAAUCAAAGUUAAAUUUCAUUCAUUAAAUAGUGUUUAUCAGCUCUGUGGCAGAUCCAGAAGACCCCUACAACUAGAUUUUGCUGCAUUGUGACUCUAUGAAAACAUCACCACAGCCUUAGAUAACUGAUAUUCAAAGUGUCCGGAUCAUGUUGGGCGGUAUGGGCGACUGGCCCAUUCUGUGUCAGAUGUGCUAAUAAAAUGACUAUGCCAUCAGAAGUGACACCAGGCAUGUGCCACAUGAUGUUUUGCUGGUCCGGCUCCAGCUCGGCUUGUCCCUGGGCAGAGAUGGAUCUUCUUGCUCAUGUGAGAGCAGACAGAACGUGGGCAACGGUCCUCUUCAACAGCCUCUGUGACACCACAGCAGUGCUGCAGCUGAGCCACAGGGAGCAUACAGGGACACAGAGCGGACACACUCCCUGUGGCCCACAGGGGGGGAAGAGACACUCUGACCACAAGUGCUCCCGUUCCCCACCUGUCGAAUAUCACUGAUCUGUUCACACAUCCCACUGAUUAACAGCACAUAGGACUCCACUGUGGACUGGAUUUGAUAUGAUUUGAGUCACCAGAACUGUGUUUAUUUCCAUCAAUUUGCCAAAGCAUUCAGCAGCUUUUUACCAACAUGAAAAUGUGCUGCAUAUGCACACUCCACUACGCCUAACAGCUCUGUGAUUGUUUGUCAAAUGCCAGGCAGUCCUUGAAUUAUGAGUUGUAAAAUACUGACAGUAGAAAAAGUGACUUGUUGCUUUUUCUUGGCUCUUGUAGUGGAGUCAUCCCAGCAGAUCAGUUUCCUUUUUUUCAUUUAUUUGUUCUUACAUAAGAGCGAUGGGAUAUUGGGACUGGUAUCUGUGCAUGCUCAAACAUAAACCACAGUCUACUCUGACUGCAGUAGGCUACAGUACACUCUUGUGUUUUCAUUGCUUUUUGGUGGCUUUGUGGUUUCAGAGGGUGAAAAAUCAAGUUUUAUACCUUACAUAAUUGACAAGUGAUAUGUUGCCAUGUUACAAUUUUAAAGAAACUGAACAAUAAGUUCACUUGAAUGUUUUGAAAACUGUAAAACUUGUAGAUCCCUGCAUUAGAGAGAUGGUUUAGUGAUUUAUAAGUAGAAUUGUAUAAGAUACUUGUCAAUAGUAAGAGUGUUACCAAAGAGGAUCUCAGUCAGCUCAGUCCCUUUGUCAAGAAACCAGCAAGGAGAGCCAGAACUGAAGUGGACUGUCAGUUGCUGCAGAUGAAGUAAACCCCACCGUGUGAUUUAGCGAAUUUUAAGAAACUCUAUUGUUGGUGUAAAAAACUUCAGUGUUUUUUCACUCAGAAAGCCUUUUCAGUUUUGUAAUAUUUUCACAUACAUGGUCUUCUGCCUUCAGGACACUCAUUAACUAAUCAUGACUGUGUUGUACAAGUCGCCAAAUUUUAAUGUUUUUGCACCUCCGUUUGACUUAAUUUCAAGCUUCACCUGCUGAACAGUUCACAGAGUAAAGGCUGUAGAGUUUGUUGCUCCAGCUCAGUCUUGUCCUACAGCAGCUAACUUGAGUUCAUACCGGUAAACAAGGUAAACAGAUCUUGCAGAGACAAGCCAGCUGUGGUUAACCCUGUGGGUUAUACACCGUCUAUUGAUAAGCCCCACUUGAAAAACAUGAAGUGUCCCUUUAAAAAAAAAAAAAAAAAGGGUGUCAAUUACAGUGCACUGUGCAGUACCAAAAAAAGCUUCAUCAAAGCUCUCCAACAAACAACAAGCUGAAUGAGAGAACAAAGAUGUCUGAACAAGUUGACCUACCUAACCAAAUCUCUGGUGGAUUUUCACACCCCUUUGAAAUCAAGAGAAGCUAAGGACUGCCUGGAAAAUAGGGGUCAUGUCUUCCUAAAUCAAAGGUUUGUCAGAACUGAAACCUCCACUGUGAAUCUUUAAACUCAGCCAAGUAGAUGUUAGAUCCAUCGGAAAGCCUUCGGAUAGAUUCCUCGAUUUUGUCAGCAUAUAUUUAAACUCUAUAUUUUAGUAAAUCAAGCACGAUUCUGCCAAGCGAAUGGAUACAGAGUUUAUUUUAGACAUUUUUUUCCAGAAAUAUCUGCUGCCAUGUUCUCUGAAUGUUGUAACAAAAAGCAGUGCCCACUCAUAAAGCGGUACACUCAUUCAGAUAGCUGUGGGAGGGGUCCACAAUGAUGUCUGCAUGAAGAAGAAUAUUGUCAAUCAUCCGUCGCACAUCCUACUUGAAGUGACGUUUUGUUGAAACUCGCCAGACUGUCUGGCUCAAUAGUAAAAGGGUUGAAGCAUGUGACAACAACAGGUCAUCCUUUUUAUUAUCGCACAAAACUGGUGGAAGCGUAGCUCACUGUGUGAAAUGUCACUUCAUCAGUUUAUUAGACAAUGACUUUAUUUACCUGGAACUAUUGUGAUUGUUCAUUUUAUCCACAUCUACCCAUUGAAAUCAAUUUCACGCUCUUCCCACACAAAUUAUUUUGUGUGACUGAGCACAGAGGGACUAUUGAGUUGAAACACAUUUAUUUAAGUGUUUAUGCUGUUCACUCCCAAUCAUUCUUUUGUCUUGAGAAAUGGCCAAAAUGCAGCAAACUGCAGAGUAUGUCUGAAAGACUCCGUUUGAAAUGCGCAUUAUCAUAUUUUUACUAGAGGUAGGAUUCUGCUGUUGCACGCAGAUUGCGCUUCAGAGGGAACCAGACUGUAAAGACAUCUGAGUGACAUCUGGGGAUUACCCCAGCAGCAGCUCAGUGGCUAUAAAGAGGGCAGAACCCAGACUCAGAUACAAGGAGGGGGUACUUUGAAGUGGCGAUUAGGCUCUGAGCUUUUGCACCCUGAGCUUCUGAGGCUCUGCCCUCUCCACCUCAGCCGGAGCAUAAAGAUGCGGUGUGGCAGCUCUGCUGACUGGACACUGCUCCAGUUCCGCCUGUCCAAUUAGCAAUUUUCUUCCACCCCUGAGGACUGGUCCCUUUCUGCUUGGCUUAGCUCACCACAUGUGGGCCAGAUCACCUACAUGCGCUGUGUUGCUCUCUGAAUCCACAGUUAUGCUUGUUUUAUUGAAAGUUUUACUUCUGCCUCUUCCUCAAAUGACCAUAAUUCACCCCCCCGAACAUCUUCGCAUUUGUUUUUUCGUAUUCAGUGAGAGGUUUUACCGCAAGCUCAUUUACACCAUCAGCACCACCACUCAACCCGCUACACAGUUCAGUUUAUUUUGUCUUUUAUGUGCAUAUAAAAGAGGAUAGCCACUAAAAUCUGAAACAAACAAGCGACUUUCAAGUUCAAGAGUGCUGUGACUUCUAAAGGCUUCUGAUCAAAGGGUUCAAUGGCUCAUUUGGCUGUUCUGUCUGUUUUACUGAGUGCUGUCUUUUUGGAUGUGAUUCAUCACGCUCCAUUUGAGGAAAAAAAAAAAUCCCCACUGACUCAAAAAUACGUAAGCAGCGGCCGUCCUUUAUGAUCAUGUGAAAGUCUCUCCUUACUACCUCCUUCAGCAUACAAACACUGUUUUAUGUCUCACCUGCCAGAGUAUUUCAAAGUAAAAGUUUUGUUCAAGGAGAAAGAUAAGUCGAAUUUCCUGAACGUUGUGAUAGCUGUUUGUAGAGCGGGCCUCUCUUACGCUAAUGAUGCUUUAGCUGUAGAGCUGAGGAUUUGCAUAUUUCCCUAAUACCUCAACACAGACAAUUUUCUUUUUAUUCCUCUGCUUUUCCUGCCCACAGUACUUCUCCGUAGCGCCAAAAAAACAAGUUUUAUUCCUUGAAGUGGGAAGCAGAGUACAGUCGUCCAUUACUGAGAGCAGUAGCACGGCCUCUUUGGAUGCAGCAUUUUAUUUGGAGUUUUUCUUUUUUUCAACUCCCUCAGCUCUCAUGACUGACACGGACCAUAAACCAUACCAACCACCCACCCUGCCCUUCAACCCUCAGAGAGAACACAGGUUCUUAAAGCCUUACAUCAGCUGCUGGCUUUCACAGAUCCACCUAACUCUCCUUCAAACAGCAGAACAUUCAUCACUGAGCCUCUUCGCAUCGAGAUGAACUCGAAGGCCUUGAGCUAGAGACAGGUUACUCUAUUUAAAAACCAUUCUUUAUUCUGUGGUUUUUAAUGGACUUAACUUUAUUGACCUCUUAGUGAAUAUACAGUUGAAGAGUAUAUAGCCCGUGUCUAUUUCUGGAUGUCUUUGAAUAGAUAUAUUUAUCAUUCAAGUGCUCGCUGUGCCUCACUGACCUGCUAAUGCUUAAGGAGAGCAUGGACGUGACGUUACCUUUACCAUUAGAGGCCUUGCUGACUGUAAAUCAUAAAUGAUUGGGGAGCACUUGUUUCAACUAUUACCCUGAUUACAUCUUUACCCUUGUGAUCAAAACAAAAGCAAAGCUGAAUCAAGCACUUUCAAGUCUAAGCAGCUGCUUCAAUGAGGGUAUAAACAAAGGUAGUAAGUGAUUUGUGAGGAGUCUUGUUUCCUUCCUGAGUGAUCAGCAGAUUUAUAGCACAGAUUAUAUGAAACAUAGACAAAGUUUUGGUGGCGUUACUCAUUGGCUUAUAAAGAGACUAAAACAUCAUGAUUCCCAGUUUUUAUUAACACUAAAAAAAAACACCUUUUUUUAAAAAAAAGCUUCAAUGAGGAACUUUCUGUCUGUGAAGACUUUGGCACCCCUAGUGGACAAAAUGGUAACCCGUACAUUAUUGCUAAUCUAGUCUCGUUUCAAUGACAGUAGUGUUCAUUGACAAAAAAUCUCCUCCUAUUGACUUCCUACUGUGAAACUGUGGAUAUUUGUUGUAGGAAAAGAAACAAAAACUGUUUCAUCAAUGUUCCUACCCCCCUCACAGCACUUAAGAACAAUAUUGUUAUCAUGUAGAGAGUGUAUUUCUUGCUCUCAUUUGCUUUCAUAUAUCACAGAUGCAUCGCUGUUGACAACAGUUAUCAAUUACUCCUUACAGGAGCAUGAAAAGGAGCCUAUUUUGUAUGCAUAAGAUUAUUACAUAUUUCUCAAAAGUUUCUUACUCUUUUAAUGACCUACAGGUGGCAGUAACACCAGCAGACACUCAACAAAGAUGGGAGAAAAAACAACUAGAGGAUAUAAAUGGAAUUAAUACAGGUUUAACCUUUUUGUGUCAUAUUUUGGUGCACUUCUGCCUUUAUUGGAUAUCUGAAAACAGACGAGAUGUGGAAAGUAGAGCAUGGGGAAAGACCAGGGGCCAGCAACUGUGACAAGGGAUAAAACCUCUGUAAAUAGAGUGGACCUAAACUAUUAGGUUUCAAUCCUAGAGAAAAAAAACUGCUAUGAAAAUGUCAUAGAGGAGAGAAAUACAUUUGUUGAGGAGCACUAAAUUUCAGCAAAUGUGGCUUAUUACAGAAAAACUCAACAGGCGCCUGAAGGUGUCAUAAAAUUCCAGUGUAGAUAUACCCCUGAUUGUUUGACAAUAAGAAAAAUAGACUUUUACUCUGGAUAGAUAAGGGAAGUUGUGAUUUAUGAUGAAAUUUUUAAGCAAAAUGCCAUUUAAUUCUGCACUGAAUGGCUCCUAUAGAGAGGCUGAAGGUGCUUUUAUACAGUGAGCUACAUUGAAUCCAUGACUUAUUCUGAUUCCUCCAGCCUGUGUCUGACAGGCUGCUGCCUACCGCCUGCUGUAAUCUCACCUCUCCCAAACAGGGAGAGGUUGUAGCUUAAAGACACUUUUUCAUGAAUAACGUCUACAGUAUUUACCAAGACCAAAAAAAAAAAAAAAAACACUUAUUCUUCCUUUUUGACCUGCCUGUUCUCUGAAGGUGACGAUUUACAGACCCCAUUUAGCUCUACAUUUUCAAAUCCAGCAGAAUCAGCUCCCGUAGAUUUUCAUCUUUAUAACUUCUGUGGUUGUCAUGGUCACAGGAUGCUGCUGAAAAGCAUUAAAAAAUUGCAAGGUCCCUCAGAAAGAAUACAAUUGUCCAGUUUUCUGUGAUAUGCAAAUAAAAGACAACCCUCAUAUUUGUCACAGCGUAUAUCCAGAGUAGAUUGUAAUGUUAAAAUAUUGCUCUUACAUAAACUUAUUCCGUUAUCUCUGGCACUGUAACCACACAUCUGUAUGCACCAGUAUUGUUACUGUUUUGUCUCAGUCCAUCUCUCUGUUUCUGCAUCUCCCUCUAUCCCCUCUCUGAUGCCAACGCGGUCUCAGCGGGUGACUAACAUGAGCCAGGUUCUGCUCAAGGUUUCUGCCUGUGAAUCAAAGGUCGCUUUCACACCUGACCAAGCGGACUCGGUUCGAUUGGGGAGCUGAAAGUCGCAACAUUGUUGCAUUUAUCACUUGUUUCAGUUCUGCUUUCACACUGUGAUUUCUAAAGCGCACCGAACUUUCCGAGCAGCAUCAGGUGGUUGAAAAGAGCGCUUGUUGAUUGGACAAAGUAGGAGGGGUAUGUAACCUCACAGAUUACAAACAGGGGUGGACUAGCUGUCUUUUAUCGUGCUUCGUCACAUUAUUUUAUGGAACGCUACAACGUUAGUGAACGCAACUGUUCCUAUACUGCUAUUGUAGCUUGUCAGGGAUUGGUCCUGUUAUUUUUCUGACUUUGACGAUCUGACAUGUGACAACAUAUGAGCUCAGAGUUUAAGGACUGUGACUGUGAAAUUUUUCUCCCCCCCGCUUGCGAUGUUGACAUGUAGUUACAUUAAGACUGGUUUGUGCUCAAGUCCUCUUUUUUCUGUGAAGCUCCAUUUUUAAAAGUUAUUAGGGGGUUCAUGUUUCUAUGAUUGACACCUGGUACAGCCUAUGGGCGUUCAGGGAUUGUGUAGCUCUCCUGGAUACGCUGUUUGAGCCGAGCGUCAUCCUGGUGACUCUCGGCGACUGCAUGCCCGAAUGCGCGUAUUGCUACUGCGCAGGGCUGGUUUCAGGAAAUGAAGGAAAAAUCCCAGAGAUACCGAGAGAUUUUUGGCUUCAAAUCUGUAUACAUGUGGGAGGCGGAACCAAGUUGUCUAUACAGUCUAUGCUGUGAAUAGGAAGCUUUCUCCUUGCCCCUGUGACUUGCUAAAUGCUGCAAAGUGUCACAUCCGUGGUGGAUUAAGAUGGGAUCAGAGUGGAUCUGAUCUUAUUAUUGAGACUCAGUCUUAUCCCAUCUUGAUGUUGGGUCUUUGUUAAUAUAAUUAAAGAGGAUGGUCUAGAUCAACUCUUUUUGUAAAGUAUCUUGAGAUGACAUUUGUUAUGAAUCGGCACGAUGUAAAUAAAGAUUGAUUAAUAGAAGUAAGUUUGACUAAUCAGUUGUUAUUUAAGGGUAAUGAAAAACCGAAUAUCAUCAAUUUUUUUAUACAAAUGUGAUUGCAAACACAGGAUAAGCUCAUGAAACCCAAAGCAUGCUCCAUCUGUUUUUAUGUUCCUGUCCACGCUCUUUACUGUUCUAUAUGUGCUCUCUGUGUCCUGACUGGGAGUAGCCUCAGGUGUCACACUGACUUCAAAACAGCCGUUGUAGCGGAGGGAAAGAUUGUAGAGUACGACGCCGGUCUCAUUCUUAUUUUCCAUAUGAAACGAGCUGACCUGCUGCAGAGUUCCUUCUUUUUGUUCCCAGAGGACACGAUGAGGUAAAGAAUAAAGCAGAAGGGAUGAUGGAGGAACAGGAUAAAAAGGCCAGAUGUGACAGCCUGAAAGGAAAAGAUGCAGACAGCAAGUGGAGAGAAGACAAACCCAGUUACUCAAAGGAAAGCAGCGGUGUUUGUCACUGACAGUGCUACCUGAUAGCUGUUUGUGGCUGUACAUUUAAGAAUGCGUCUGUCCUGCUGUGCUAACACCAAAGCUCAAUAAAUCUCCAGCUUUUCAAUUAAAGACAAUUGAUUUUUUUUAAUGUUGAAACCUGAAACUCUCAUGUUGGUGCACUUUUAGUCAGGAGUACUAUUUGGAUGUAAAUAGAGGCAGGCACAGGCUCAUCAGCGCAGGUGUGAAUCGUCUCUCACACACACACACAAACACACACACUCUGAGUCACAUGCAAGCAGCAAUAGAUGAUGUUUUUUUAUGACUCGCUUCCUGAGCCACCUCUCUCACCGGGCCUCUACUGAUACCCAUUAAUCAUGAGCUCCCUUGUAUUGUCAGCCAAGCCUCCCCUCCACUCUCCACUCCUCCUCACUCCUUUCCCCUCCUCCCCCCUCCCUCCUCCCUCCUCCUUUCACUUUCUGCCUGUCACUUAACAAGCUGUGACACCAUGACAGUGAUGUGUGUGCAGUUGACUGAUGCCUGGCUGCAGCCCUUAUUGGAAAGGUAUUGAAAUGCUCCGGCAUGCACAGGGCAGCUGUGGGAUUGUGUCUCGUAGCGCUUUAUGACAGAAUGUAAAAAUGGCCGCUCUGCCUGGAUAUUCAAUUAGACAUGGAGGGAGACAGCCCAGCUCUGUUUUGGGUUGACCUCUUUUGACUACAUGAUUUACCGUGGCAUACAGUCACCUCUGCUGCAUCAUCCCUGUGUUAAUAUUGUUCACAUGUUAAAAAAAAUGUCCCCAUGUAUGAAAAAAAAAGUAACUCUGACUUUUCUCUCCCUCCCUGUGUAUUCUGUGUGUGUGUGUGUGUGUGCACAGGCUCAGUGUCCCUCAGUGUGUUCCUGGUCUCCCUCGCAGUGACAGUGUGUGCUGUUUGGCUGGUGGCUCUUUGUGGCGUCUGUGGUUGGUGUCAACGCAAGCUGGUGAGUUUACACACAUGCACACACACGUAAUCAUGUAAGCUUCACUAACGCGAAUUCUGUAGCUUCAAGUCACAUCUUGUGCCAUCUUAGCGUGCUUUAAUAAAUCAAGUGCCUUAGUAAAAACUAUCUGCUGUGAGAUUUCACAAGAAAAACUCAUCUUCAGUACAUUUCAGGAGGCACGAUGUGUGCAAAUAUUAUGAAAAUCUCAGCAAAUAUUUUGUGCAGACUCGUUGAACUGAGAAAUCUCUGUUACAAGAAAGUUGUUAAUGAAGACAUAUGAGUGGUGGCAGAGUUAUUCAGAUCUUUGAAUCAGUAAUUAACCAAAAGCAGGGGAAAAAUAAUUCUUACUGACUAUAAUGUGUAUCUCACAUGUAAAAACUGUCCAUAUAGCACCUUUGUAGGUAUACGUAGUGAAGUACCAUAGGUCAAAGGACUUUUAUUUGUUGAAAAAUGACCCCAGUAGCUUGUGUUUACUGUGUAGAUCAUCACACUGCAUAUAUCAGUUUGUAGUUCUUGUCUUGUAGUUCAUCAAACCUGUAUAUUGCUAUGGAGUUGACGGACAGGUGUAGACUGUCAGAAUGUCACAACAGAGUCCAGAGUUUGUGUUUAGAUGCUGGUUUAUAUUAAAUUUAGGCAAUUCGUAGAGGGGACCUCGAGGGGUUGGCCCCUCUUGAAACCCAAUUAGCCACCCAAUCGACGAUUAGAAGGUGAUAUCUGAGGUGAGAGAUGGCUUGCCUUCUUUUUCUGUCUGCAUAAACAUCUUUUUUUCAGAGUAUUUCAGGGUCACCUUCUUUCCUUUCUGACUUGAACACCUCUGUAUAAUGGUUCAAUAUUUAUUCAGUGAAAAUGUAGCAGAAAAAAUCUGUGUCUUUCAAGUAACUUGAGAACAUUUCCAUAUUUCUGUGUAGAAAACAUCGUUGUGCUGACAGCUCUCUGAAAUAUUUGAUUUUUUUAAAAAUUACUUAUUAAAUUUCCUUAAUACACAGGACUGAACUGGUUUAUUUCCAGCCACUUUUCCACCGUUGUUAACAUUUAUUCACAGUUCAAGGCUCCUCUGCUGGGUCAAAAGAAGAAUCUGGAGAGUUUAGAAAAGAUUAAUGAGUAGAGGGUCAAAAAAGUUCUGCUUCACCAAUUUUCACUCUUUUCUUUGGCCUUGGAAGUACUUCUUUACUUUUUGUGAAACAGAAUAAUAUGACAUCUCUUUGUCUCUCACUGGUACUUGAAUAAAAGCCUCUCAUUAGUUCAGAGGGGUUUCAUCCCUUUGGUCAAACAGAAUAUGUUUCCCUCUCAUCUGAAACAUGACAAGAAGCUCUGAAAAGACGGAGCUUUUAUCAUAAUUGAGAUGCAAACUAAGAUGACUUCUGUAUAAUUAUUGGCAAUUUACUGCUACAUACCAUAUAUUACAACAGAUUAGUCCUAAAUUCUGCCUGUAGGAAUACGACAACCUUCAAUUAAAGUGUACUCUGUCAGAGAGGUACUGCUCUAACUACUUCUUUAUUCUUGAGGUUUUACUAUCAUUUAUUUAUAUUUGCCAAGCUUUGCAGACAUCAUAAAUAGAAGUAACUUUGACAGAACAUUGAAACACUCUGUUCCAAUACUCUCCUGUGCAGCACAAGGGACCACUACAACCUCAACGUUUCCCAUAUUUUACUACAACACCAAUGCAAAAAAAGUUAGGACACUGUGUAAAAUGUUUUUUAAAAAGGGAUCAUGGUUGUUUGAUCAUCAUUUAAACCCUGUAACUGAACUAAAAAUAAGUAGAAAUAAAACAAAGAUGACAUAUCAUAUGUUAAAACAGAAAAGAAGUAUCACUUUAUAUAUGCCAUAUAUAAUAUAUGCUCAUUUUAGAUUUGAUGCUAGAAAGCCAUUUAAAAAAAGCUAUGAUGGGGACAAAAAAAAUCACUAAAAUGUUGAGUAAUGCUGAAAAACAAAUCCUGGAAGAACAUCUCCAAGCUAAUUUGUUUAAUUUGCAAUUGAUUAGUAACAUGCUUGGGCAUAAAAAGGCCUUCAAGAGAGGCUGGGUCUCUCCAGAGAAAGAAAGGAAGAGAUUCAGCAGUCUGUGAGAGACUUAAGCAAAGGUUCAGUAUUUUCAGAAUAACACUGAGUAUAGUAAACUGCAAAAACAUGCAAACUUCUUCAUCUGAAAAUAGUAAAGGAGUUCAUACACUCUAGAGAAAUCUCUGAAGUAGAAAUCACUGCAUGAGCUCAAAACCACUUGCAAAAACCAUUUUCUGUGACCGUGCCUCAUUGUUAAAUUCACAAAUGCAGGUUAAAACUGUACCACACAUGACUAUAAUUCUACAGUAUACGGUGAGGUUUUAUGUUGAUGUGUUUGGUUUCAUUUAGAUUCUGCAGGUGUUCCCUAAUAAAGGAGCUGGUUUGUGCCGUAAAAACAGCUGAUUCAUUUUUGUAGAUUAAAAGUCUGUACCUUAUAGUUAGUUGAUAUAACUGUUCAAUAUAUAAGUGCAGCCAGUAUAACUUAAUGCUCUUAAGUUUAGGGUUAAGGUUAGGGUUAGAGAUGUCAUGAAUCACACACCCCAUUUGCUGAAGUGCAGUACUGCAGCCCUUAUUUUCCUCCCAUCACUGAAAACUGCUUCAGGAAACAGCCAGAGUAACAUCCAUGUCUGUGUAACCACAACAGUGCAGAUCCAAAAUCCCUCAGACAGUCACAGCUCCCACAUCUACAGAGUGUGCUGAUGCAGCAUCAGCUCAGGUCCACUCACUGAGAGUAGAAACAGAGCACAGAUCAAACACACUGACCUCUAAUAGAGGGCAUGUCAUUGUGAUUAUGUGGUAUGAAAUGUGAUUGAUUAAAUGGAGACAGCCAGUCAUUAGGCAGACAGAGCUCCACAGCUGAUUGCUACUACACUUGACUCAUUUUUCCUACAUUUGCAUGCCUAUAGAGUUAAUUGAUUCUGACUCAACCUACAUCCUGUACAACCUAGAAACACUGGUCACAAGUUUAAUGUCAGCAAAGAAGUUUAAUGUAAGUGAGGAAUCAUACAUCUUCCACCUCAUUUUUAACUGCUGUGAAACUUAUUGGUCUACAGAUGGCAGGAUUUGGCACUGUAGCAGGUGCUGCACACCACGUGUCUCUCUCCAUCAUGUGAUUUGCAUUGCUUGAGUCACCAGUAAGAUGACUGUAGCCAGAUUACACUUUAUAACGUAUAUAAACCUAGGGGGAAAUGGGCUGUGCUAAAAUAGGACAGAGGUACAUUACAAUCUUUCUAUUGUUUGCUUGGCUGGAACACAGUGUUACAUCUGAUAUUCUGCCGUAGAUUAAAUGGAGCAGUGAAUGAUUUCUAGUUUCCUGCUGGGGAUGGUGGUAGUUCUGCUGCCAGCACCUUGAAAAGUGGUGGUCUCUGGGGUUGCUCUGUAAAUGGAUCUUAUUUCUACUCUGUGAUAGUGGUGUGCAGUAGCCCCAGAGCGGGGUCAGAAAAGGAUGAUGAUCUGAUGGUUGGCCUUUUGACCCUGCGAGGAAUGCAAUCACCCACAUCCUCACACAUAAGAUGAUGCUAUGUGUGUUUUCCUAUCAUUUUAUUCCUUCAUUGGGGGUUAUUCGGUCAUGUGUGUGUGGUGAGUAGCGACCAGAUCCAGUAUAGUUAUUGGAGAUAGCCACUGUGACACCACUUUUGUUAGCUCCUCUUGUAAAGCCUUGAGUUUGACAUAGGGGCUGUAGACAAUUUGGGAUUUUUCGAGAGGCAGAUGUGACAAUUAUUAGACCAGAAAGUGGAGGUAGAGAGAAAAGAGAGGUUAACACACCUAAAGUUUUCAUGAGCUGAGAAAACUCUUCUGCUGACUGAGGUUCCUUAUUAGGAGGAAGUUAAACCAAGAACAGAAGCAUAUAGGGCAAGUGGGACAUGGUAGACCCACAACUCUGUCCUAAAAUUAGAGGUCUGCUCAGCAGUUUGGUCAGUGUCACUCUAAAAACUGCGAAUCUGUCGAACAUUUUAAUAGAGUGAUUAUAAAAUGUUUAUUUACUAAAAACAUUACAGGCUGCUGGAUAGUCUGUAAGUAAAAGAAACAGCAAUACAAGAAUGAUUCUUUAUCUGAUGUGUGCAUAAAUAAGUUGUUAAAGGGAACCAUCAACGCUAAUAUCAGGAGUUUAAAUUCAAUUAAUUUAUUAGCUAAGAUGACACUUAGUAGAUAGCAGCACACACCUGUCUCUGAAAGAUGCUGCAGCCUAGAUUAUGCAUAACUUUAAACCUUAUUAUUAUUAAAAUACAUGAAUUAUGACCAUAGACUGUUUAUAGAAUGGACGUUGUCUGCCUCCACCAGAACAGCACCCUCUGGUGUCGGGCAGCAAGUCAUAAAUUUCGGAUAAGCUGUUUGAGCAGAGCGUCAUCACACCGACUCUCCCGCCAAAUGUGUUCAAUGAUAGCUGUUUGUCAAUUUCAAGGCUGGGCGAUUUAACAUGAGGCCCAAUAGGGUCUGGCUAUUAUGGGCCAAAGUAUCUCCACCGCCAUCAAUCGAACAAAAGUAAUGCAAAAAUAUCCCUGAUAUGGGCACUGACUUCUUAUGUGGUAAAUGUGUUGGCAUCUCACUCUUACGAUGAUCCAUAUACCUUGACUUUUAGUUUUAUUAAGCAAUGAUUGGCAGUGGCACUAUUACAAAUAACAAUAUCUGCUUUUCAGUAGUUAACAUGAACUCUAGUACAUUUCUCUUCACAAAGUUCGGUGACAGCAAAGCGCUCUGUUCUGGUGUCAGGACAAAUGAUCUGCUGGGGAUCAAUAGAUAACACCAGCUGAAAAACCAGAAGUGUAAAUGUGGUAUUGUGUCUUCUUCCUUAUGACGUCGGCCAUAAGGAAGAACUUCACAUAAACUCAAGACGAUCUGUUGAUCAUGCAGAAACAAACACAAGUUGUGUCAGUCAACAGAGACACAUGCAGGAGAUUUGGACACAGCUACGUAACCAGCCUGUGAUGUUACAUAACCAAACACCUGUGAGUGAACUCUCAACAGCUGACACAGCAAAUACAGUCAGGUGGUGUACAAUGAAUUAGAAGUCACAACAUCUUGGUUCUGGUGUAUGUGUUUAUCAAAUGAAGAGAAUGUAAGAAAGCACACACAUUAUAUUUAUACCUUUAAGUUACAGGUCAUCAUUUGGGCUAUCACAGAAACAUUUCAACAAAAUACAUGGGGCAAAAUACUGAUUAUAUAAAAAAUAAUAAUAACAUUAACAUUAAGAGCUUUGUUGAUGUAGCUUAGCCUGUGGUAGCUUUGAAGUAGUGAAGCUCAGUGUAACGAAGAGUAACUGAUAGCUUAUUAACAGAUUGCCCAUCACUGUUUCUGUCUCCUGUUGCUGUUGUUCUUUUUCUUUGCUAAUUCAGUGCAUAUGAGCCAUAUCUAAAGCCCCUUUAAAGCAUCAAAUAGGUAAAUGAAACCAAGAAAAAUAAACUCUUGAUCAUAGGUUGACAUGGUAACAACUGAAGAGACAGAAACUCUAUUUUUUUGUAUAUUCUAAUUUUAAAGUUUGACCCAUAAACCAUCUCUUAACACCAGUGGCGAUUGCUCUAAGACUGCAAGGGAAGCUCGGCUUCCCUUAAAAUGUCACCCCCCCAAAAAAAGAAAAAGUGGUGAAAUACGUACGGCUCUGUGUACAUUUCAUUAACUAAAUACGCACUAGAAAGCCUUCAUCUUUUGUUCAGACACUGUGAUAAGAAGCUGAUAAUUAUAGGUAACCGGCAUAACUUCGUUCUCAUUCAUCCUCGCAGCGCCUCAGCGCUUUAAACAGCCGGACGCUGGGCUUCUGCUGACUUCAAUGUGGAAGCUUAAAGUGGGUUGUUCCAGCAGCAAAACUAGACGCUCAUUGGAUAAAUGCUGGGCUUUGUCCCGCCCAUCGGAAGCCCAGCUUCACUGGAGUUCUAUGGCGAGAGGGCGGUCCCGACUUUCUCCCGGACUCCAAGCUUCUGCAUCCAUGAUUGGAUGAGCUGUCUGAGGCGAAAUCCUUUUUUGAUAGACAGCUAAACAAGCGAAUCAGCGAUCUUGAAGAAUAAAACAUCUACCAGAGCAUUUUCCAAGUCAUUCAUUCCGUUGUUCUUAACUGCUCCGGAGACUUUACCGAUCCUCAGCGACUUUUGUCUUUGUUAAAAACGACUGCCGUUGUGUUUGGCGACUCUGUUUUGUUACAUACUAAUAAACAAAUACAAUUAUGAUGUAGGCCAGAAAAAUGAGCUUCCCCUCCUUGAAAGACCAGCAGCCGCCACUGCUUAACACGGAGUAGACAGGAUUGUGAACUGUAACCCGGCCAUUUAAUAUGGGGAACUGAGAAUGUUGGCUUUACUCUUGUGGAACUGGCUCUCAUUAAGUCUUUGGGAUUGACUCUUUCAUGGAGUCAGUCUCCAAUGGUCAUGCAGAGAACCGUGGCUUUGCCUCUCAUUUUGCUUCAUUACUGAGCCAGACUUUGGCACUCUGCUGUUACAGGGUGACAUUAAGAUGUAACCAAAGCCCUUUGUCUUUGGGCCAUUUAUUGCGAAGGAAUGUCAGCCGCCCACUGGUGUGAAAGCACAACAAACACAACUGCUAAAUGCACAAAAAAGAUUGCGACUUAGAUAAAUGGCAGUCUCCCUAUUAUGACAAAUAUGAUUUUGUUGAUGCACUGCGCUCUAACAAAGCAUAAACACUACUAAUCUUGUUAAAAACCAUUUUCUCUGCUUUAUAACAUCAUCCUUAAGGUGUGUUAUUUUCUCUAUGUGGCUAACCACCAUGAAGGCGCAGCAGCUCCUCAAUCUGUUCUUCUAUAAAAAGUCGUCCCUCGCUUCCCUUGAUCUCUUUAUCUCUGUAAUCUUCCAUGGAGGCUCUAUAUUCCCUGAACGCAUGAUUAAAACGUAUAUACAGCUUCAUUUGCAUAAACAUGGAUACUUUCAAACGCGGUUCCUUAUUAUAUAUGCAUACUGUACCUACUGUAAAUUCACAGCGACCGAUUUUCAAUGCGCGCGGAGCUCAAUGUGACUCCUACCUUCAUGAGCCAAUCCACGUCCAAACUUUCAUUUGUGAUGUUUCCAAAUGUACUCUUUGACAGUGUCAGCUUUCAUAAGAACAAAUGUUUGCCUCGAGCUUCACGUGUCAGUUGCGAGUGGGCCCAUGCCAGUUUUGGUCAUGAUUCAUAGGUUAAUAGACAAGACAUUUUGGGUGAGUUCUGCUUUCGGUGUUUUAGCUUUGGCAACCAGUGCGAUGGGUUUUUAUUUUAAAAGUCUUCAUGUGCAGUCAUCCUGAAGCCUCCCUCCUGCCUGGCUUUCUGUUAUCUAAGCCCUCUGGAAGAACUGCACAUUCAAUGCCAUCAUCUCCUUCUGCUGCUGGCUCAGUCUGUUUGCUUAUUGCUGUUUAUAGAUGCAUCAGCAAGACAUUUUUAGAAUUUGUGCUUAGCCAGUGUCGUUUCCAUAGGCGACUUCACAAUUUUUAAUGAGUUUCCUGCAGUUUUGCCUCUGGUUUUGUGUUUUGUAUUUCUUUUAAUUUUCUAUGAUUAUGUAAUUAAACAUCAACAAAAUCACAGAAAAAUUAAAUAAAUAUUCUUAGAGUGGAUUUUUUUUUUUUUGCAUUAUGCAGCUGAUGAUUGUCAGUAUGGGCUCCUGGUGUAGGUGCUGGGUGGGAUUUUGCGAUAUCAAGGGUGGUGCAGCUAACAUCUGUUUAGGCAGCAGUGUCUGUUUGGCAUUCAGAAACCCUCUGCUCGCUCCUGUGAGCCCUGAGCUGUUUGAUCCGUGACAUAGUUGUGAGCGGAGAUGAGAUUGGACCUGACCAGAUUCACAGCCUGAUUCAAUCCCUGUUGGGCUUGUAUACACAACCUCCAGGCUUUUUUUUUUUUUUUUUUUGCAUUACCCAUGUGUCAGGAAGUCCUGCUUGUAUGGAAUAUGACAGGAAUUAUGCAAAUGACAGGAUAAAGAUGAUCUGAAACCUGUAAUUAUGGAGUUAAAACAAAGAGUUAUUGUAAAUAUUGCACAUACAGAUGCAUCUCAAUCAAUUAGAAUGUCAUUAAAAAGUUGAUUAAUUUCAGUAAAUCCAAUCAAAAUAAAACUUGAAACACAUCCGUCUGUGUGUAAUGGAUCUGUAUGAUAUGAGUUUCACUUUUGAACUGAAUUACUGAAUUAAAUCAACUUUUUGAUGAUACUCUAAUUUAUGAAGAUGCUCCAUUGAUGUUGAUUCACAGUCUUGACAUUGAAGAGACAGGUACUGUCAUUAACGCUGAAUAGAUUCUGUGCUUUCACACAAACAUGUGUCUCUAUGUCAUUAAUGCCAGUGGAGAGGACAGGUAUUUAAGAAAUGUUUUGACAGACGAAGGAUCAUUAAUGAUUUUGCGGCAGACGACCAUUUUGAUAGUACCCUCCUCUCUAAUUAUGGUGUGAUGUGGAUAAUAUUGAGCGAGCAUGUAGCCUCUUGCUGCCUGCUAAUUCAGUGCAAACAAACACAGCUGGGUGUUGGAAAAGCAGUACACUGCCAACUGAGACAGAGAGAGUGGUAGUUUUACUCUCUCUGUCUCCUCUUGUGUUUAGUCCUCAUGAAAACCCUCAGCAUCCCCCUGCAGUCCAGCAGCAAGUCUUCCCCUCCUCAUCUUUCCAAAUAACAGACUUAUGUAUUCCAAUUGUCUUCACACACAUCUACUGUCAUGCCUACAAAUAACUGAAUCAGCAAGCAAACACAUGGACCAGUUAUGGUGAUUACAGGAAUCACUGGAGUGUUAAAAACAUAUUCAAGAUUUUCAGCACAGUCCGCUUCAUCUGACUAUUUAGGUUUUAGGUCUUUAUUAUACGAUGGAGGGGAAAGUUUACACUGGCUUGCAGUUGACCCAAAUGACUCAGGAAUACAAAUUAAAAACACAGAACCUAAAGCUACAAAUGAUUGACCUCCAGAUCAAGUCAGUGUGAAAGUACUAAAAACUACAGUCACAUGUGUGUCCUUCAGAAAUCUCCAUUUUAAAAAACUCAAUUUAACUGCAGAAAUAAACAGAUUGACAGUCUGUUAGAAAACACAGUUUUUUGUUUAUGUCGCCCCUUUCAAAAUGUUUCAGCAAAUUUCUGAGAACAAAGCUUUAAAUUUAUGAGAAAUUAAGUUGUGUGAAAAAAGUAAUGCAUUUAAAGGAAUAAACGUCUUAAUCUAACACAAAUAAAGUUAGCUCACCAGCCAAAAUUAUAUAAAUUGAUGACUUUGCUGUGUAUUUUUGGUUAUGAUUUUACGACUUUAUUCUUGUAAAUUUAAUUUUCAUGAGGUUAUGUCAAUUUUUUUUUGUAAAUGUACCUGUUUUUUCUUUUAAAUUUAUGGCUACAAUCUUGAAAUCUCUUUUUUUCCUCGAGAAUCAGGUGAUCCUAAUUCUGCAAUGUAUUGAUUGUACCAAUCAAGACGGCUGAAAGGCUCAAACAAGUGGAAAUAGUCUGUUUUCCCUCUCUGUCAGUAUGUAUUCAUCACAGCUGUUGCCUCUCCUUUUUGUGGCCCUGUGUUUUCAGAUGCAAUAAUGUGAGUUCAGAUCCAGCUGGCCUUUUAUUCCUGUGCAUCUGCCUACACAAUGUUCUAAACUUAAACAGCGUCAAAUCUAACAUGCUCUGUUGAGGCUAAAUGGUUAAAAACUGAAAGUACUUUGGGUUUUAUGUUAUCCAGCUUGAGGCACUUAACUAUGUCUUUUAACUGGUUAAUCAUAUCAAUUUGAGCUAUUUUGAACUUUUGGCUCAGAGCCACACAGCUCUGAAUACUGUAACCACGUGAAAUCUUUUGUCCUCACAUAAAAAGGCGGUUGCUUUGAAUUAGACACAAGUAUUUCUAAGAGUGUUUGAGUAGAGGAUGAAGAGGGGUGAAAUGCUCACUCUUGCUUUGCUCUAACCCUCAUUUGGGGCAUUGAGCUAAUUUCCUGUAUUGUAUUUUGCGUCGUGUUCUUGGAGCCGCUGAGCUUUGUUUUGUUCACUGCUUUGAAUCCCUGCAGUCUCUACAACUCCCCGGGAAACCAAAGCGGAGUGUGCGUUCUCCUGUUUGGUGAAUGAGCUGUAGGAGAGGUGUAGAGGAGAUGGUUUUGAAGUAAUUCUUUAUGUGUGACUCAGUGCAUAGAAUUAACGACUGUGGGACUCAGUACCCACCGCUGAGUGUUUGACUGUUCGAGCCUUUCCCUUGUUUUCACAUCCAAUCCACUCAGGACACCCUGUCACUCUUUGUUUUGUCUCGCUUCACUUUUCGCACCUGUCCCUUCCUGCGAUCCUUUUGUCUUUAAUGCCAUCCUGCUCUGUCCUUGUUUCCCUCUCCUGCUAGCUGCCUCCUUGUUGUUUUCUAAUUCUAAAUUUGAUUUCUAUUUUAAGCCUCCGCCCCUCUUUCUGUACCGGACUCUUGCUCAUCCUCUGUGUCUUCCCACCUCCCUGAAAAUUUCAGGCUGGCAUUAAAUGAUACAUGAGUUUCCUUUGAUAGCUUGUCCUGACCUGACAGAAACCCAGGCCGUUUCGCCUUUUUAGAAAUUACUCAAUGAGAAUACAGUUUUCAUCGCAGUGUGCAUGUUUGUAAUGAAUGUUUUUGUGCGUGGGAGACUCUACCUCUGGGGUGUGCAGAUGUUUUGCAGCUCUAAUGGUAGUCUGUUUUUAUGUUUAUGUUUUCAGACAAAAAUGAGUAAUGGUAAUUUAGUAUAUUGGGCCAGCAUGGCAUGCCAUAGAUAACAGCUAUCAAAUGCCUAAAGCAGACUGCAGAUCAUAAACAGUGUUCAUAAUGUAGGCUGACAACAUCCUACUGACAUGAUGUGAUGCAUUCAUUUCACAUACUUAUCACUUCCAUGUCUAUAUCAGUUCAUGAAGCGACGGCUUAUCCAAGCGUCAGUGUUUAAACUACAAACACUCCUCUUGUUUGCAGCUGUUAAACCAGUCGUCCCCAUCGCAUCUAUGUUUAUUCAUUUGUUGACCUUUCUAUUUCAGGUUAGUGCUGAUUAUACAAUAGACGAGCAGCUUUGUUUCCUCUUGUGUGAUUGAUAUCAUUUUUGCUCUGAAGGGCCAUUGAGGGCUUUAUCGUUUUUGCUCAGCAGUGCUUUUGUCAACUCUGGCUUUGUAACUGCUCCAACAAUAUCCAAAGCCACAAUAUCCAAAGGUGUGAACUGUAGUUUGAAAUGAGAUCCCUGUCAUCUGGAACUUAUGGAGCCUGCAUAAGCUGGUUCUUGAGCGCUGUAUAUGGGCUGUGGUAUCAUUUGCAUAUCAUACGCCUGUGCUAUUUAUAAGCAACGCAUGCUUCAUAUAAAUCUGAAUCAAUCCAGACUCUGAGAGGAACUCAUAUAUAACCUCUGGCUGAGUCCUUUGUGUUUUUACUCAUGCGUAGGUCUUGGUUUCAUGAGUUUGUGCUUACCAGGUUAGCUUGAAUAUAGGCGGUGGUAAAUUCUGUCUGUUGGGACUAAAGCUGUGGUCCACAUAUUUUGCCAGGUGGGAUGCUGACAAGUUAGCUAGAUGACAGGUGAGAUUAAUAACAAGUACAAUUUAAGAUUUUCAUGAGUUUGCUAAACUAAUUUCCCUCUGUAUGCUGUGUCAUGUUGCUCUAGGGAGACAAGAUCAAGAGCAGGUCAGGUGGAAUUAGGGCUGUGCGAUAAAACAAUAACGAUGUAUUGAAAAUUAAUUUCCCUCAAUAUCAAUAUAAAACAUGGUCAGUAUGCUUUUUGAUAGUUGGCAUUCUGCCAUCUUUUGGUAGACUAUAUGAAUAGCCGAUGAAAAGGGGAGUUGCUCCCAGUCCGCGUCUCGCUGAACCAAUCAUGUGCUGAAUUAGAACCAGGUAGCAAACAACUGCAUGGUAGCAGGCUGCAGAUACACGCAACUGCACUGUGCACUGCAAAUUAUAUCGAGUACAUGUUCUUGGAAAGUCGGUGAAUACCUCAAAUCUUUUUCACCACCUGAAGCAGUGCCAUGUAGCAGAGCAUGCACAAUGCAAAAGGUUACAAACCCCAAGUGGAGCUAGGAGCCCAUGGUGCCUGUGCAACUGAAACAGCUGACCAUUCAGUCCGUUUUCUCUAGUGCAACGCCUUGUGAAAAAACGUCAAAGAGACACAAAGACCUCACAGAUGCAGUAGCUUAUUGUACUGCAAAAGACCUGCUACCAAUAAGCACUGUUGAAGUUCAUUUUUUAUAUCGUGAUAUAUAUCGAUAUCGACAGAUAUGAAAAAAAUAUAUUGUGAUAAACUUUUUCCCAUAUCACCCACCCCUAGGUGGAACAGUGCUGAGUUUUCGAGUGUUGGUUGUUGUGUCAUAACUGGUUGGCUGUUUGUUUACCUCUUGUGCCUUUGUAAUGUCUGAAUGCAGAAAAAAAUCACAACCUAGGACACCAAUACUUUGCUGUAGAAGGAUCAUUGUCAAAUCACAAAGUUAUGAUGAGGUCGUGUUAAAAGACUCCAGAAUAGACUGACAAUAUAAACAAGACUUUAGCCUACCAAGAGGUUGUAAUUCCUUCAAGUGACAGAAACUUUAGAAUCGGCCGGGACAGAGAGGACUGGCACAGUCCAUUGGAGAAAUAAACACUGAGAUCAAGAAGUAAGGGUUUGGUGCCAGAACUCUACUCAAGUUGAGUAGGCUUAGUUUUGAAACCAAAUUGCAAAAGUAAAGUAGAAGCAGGGGGCUGCCUUGUUCGUACAUAGCUGAAGUCCAGCUCUACAGCCUCAAACUUAGUGCAUAGCACCCAACAAACAAGUCCACCACAGGAAAUUGCCCUUUAGCCAACUUGAGAUUCAAUUGUCUGAGCCAAACCAUGAUGGCAGCUCAGUGUUUUAACUCCCACUUGUGUUCUGAGAUGGAGACUCCUCGUCUAUCUUCACUGUGUAUCAGCGCACCACUUUGAAGGGAGCGUUAGUGCUGUUUGGUGGGGAUGGAGCUGCUUUAUGCUCAUCCCCUCCCUGUCCCACUUUAGCAAAGUGUCAGCAGAGAUUACCUGAAUUGUGACAUGUGCGAAACACCUUUACCCGUAAUGAGCUUUUCCCGUAGAAUGCGCCCAGAAGACCGCACUUUUUUUUUUUUUUUUGGAGUUUUACAUCAUCACUGUUAUUUCCAUGGUUACCGCAGGUCAUGCUGUAGCAGUUUGUAAUCAGGUUGGUGUAUGACUUUCUAGAGGCUUCUCUUCAGUACCCAGCGGAUUACCUUAAAGAGGCAAUUGGCAUGUAAAUUUCAGGGUGGUGCAAAUGAUAAUCAUAGUCAGAGAUGGCUCUCCACAGCAGAUUUGAUUUGACUUUGAUGAGUGUAAUCAGGAGACCAUCAGGCAAAGGACUGGUGGCACAGUGUUCCUGAGAUAAUAAGGGAGGCAUUUACACUUCAAAUUAGCAAAGCAAAAACACAGCUUCAAAGGACAAACCCAAGCUAACCUUUUGUGUCUGUGAUCUCUCUGUCAUCCCCUCCCUCUGCUUGGCUUAAGGGGAAGAGGAAUAAGCCAGGAGUGGAAACAGCAGACACUCCAGACUCAGCACGUGGGCGAGGGGAGAAGAAAGCCAUCAAGUAAGUGCCUAGUAACUAGUUAGAGAAGAAUAAUCUGGUGAUAAUGAACUGAAUCCAGUUCAGCUUUGAAUCUCUUGAUAUACACCGAACAGACAGGGCGGAAAACGAAAGCUGGCUGUUUUUAUCUUGAAGAGCCUGAUCUCUGCAAGAGCAUGUUCGGGCAGAACAUUAAACGAAAGGUUAGUGAUUUAAUCAGCAUAGAUUAAAUCUGCAUUAGUUUACCUGUGAAGCUUUUGGCUGGACCAGCCUGCUCCUGCACUUAUCUUAAAGGGUGUAAGAUAGGUCUCCCUUAAGUGCAGGGUUGUAGCCACGCCUCUGCUCUGCUUAGAAUGAUGAAAUAAACGGAGCGGGGCUUGAGCUCUUUGCAGUGUUGGGAGUUAAAAUAUUUGACAGGAUUUUGAUCUAACAUUUCUUCCAGGGCUCAAACUAAGAUUAAGGUCUUUUCUGUGCUUGAUGAAACAGGGCUAUAGGUCAGAGCCAGAAAAUGUCAGCUUUGUAAUACUAAGUACAAUGCUCUAUUCCAAAAAAUACUGUUAUUAACCUGCUCGUCACUUCUUCUCUUCUAUAGCCCGCUGUUGUCGCAACCCUGUUGGACUGUCUGUGUAACUUUUAAUCUGUAAUGACAGCUUUGAACUGGAAAACGUGAAUGUACUCUGACUUGAAGUCCUCGGUCUCUUAAUUUUUUGCAUUUUCUUUCACACUGGCUCCAGCUGAUUGCUGUGCUCUGUUUGGUCAUUUCAGCUUCCAACUCUCUUUGUGCAUUGCCUUUUUUUCUCCUCUGGCUCUAUCCCAUGUGCUGCAGCUCUGACCUCUGCUGUGUGACUUGUAUGACAUCAGUGAUUCUGCUCACCUUUUCCACCUCUACUUUGACUGUGUGCAGUUUUUUCCCCCUGCCUUGUGUCUCAUUUGUUCAUGCUCACGCCGAGGAUGGGGGCCAGACUUCUGAGUGUUUACUCAAAUGUGUGUCGUCAGUGGUGCCGUGCUAGAUAAUCAGAAUGUAAUCACAUGCUGUGUGUGUUCAUCAGAUUAUGACUUCCUCUUUUCUUGCUGCCUAUAUCUUUCUCUCUGUGUCUUUGCUGCGGCACAUUGCUUUAUGAAAUGCUUCUGUGAAUGCCUCUCUCCUCCAGGCUGCCCCCUCUUUUCAUUUCUAAAUCAGUCCACUAUGUUGAUAUUUAACGUCUGUCAAAAUUGAGAAUUAAUCUUGUGCCGUACAGCUUUACGGCUGACCUUUUUCCUCAAAACAAGCCCUCGCAACAUCUCCGAAACCAGCAGGUGCCUGAUGCAAACAGUUGGUUGGUGCCAAGGCUCUCCUUGGUUGUGUUGCUCUGACCUGUCUCUCUCUUUGGCCGCAGUGAUCUAGACAGAGACUUUUGGAAUAACAAUGACAGCAGCACAGUGCAGCAGAGGUGGAGCUCCUAUCCACCCAAGGAGUUCGUACUAAACAUUUCUCCCUAUGCCCCAUACGGAGAUCCUCGCCUCACACUCAAGUGAGUCUUGGUCCAAGGUUGGUAAGAGACUUCCACCUGAGCAGGGCUGUAACGAGGCAGGGGCCGCGCCACCUUUACUUUCCCCUUCCUUUUCCUUAUCUUCUUUUACCUUCACGCAUCCGUUACCUCUCCCUCCUGAACGCCUUAACCUAUUUUUAGCUGUGCAGUCACCAUAAUUAGCCUCUCAUCAAAUUAAACUAUUGGAUGUGGAUGUUAAAAUUCCCGGCCACUUAAUAAAAGGAAAGCACCAGUGAUUUAGGUGGGGUUGUGUGAGGUACUCUUCAGCAGAAGGAGUGAGAGGACGAAUCAGCUUGAGUUCGCAUAUGGUAGCCAUGUAAGCCUGUAGAAAGGUCACAUGUACCCUUAACAAAAAGCCUACAUUUAAAGGGAGGUUGGUUUGUGAGCGCUCACCAUGUUUGAAGAUUUUUUUUACUGCCUCACCUUUGAGCGAAAAGCUCCUCCGCAGGUAUAAAGCAACUUUUCCUGCAACAGGCCUAUAUUUCCACAAAUACAAUUCUAUCUUUUAUGCCAUACUUCAGCUGUUAAGGUCAGGCAGUACCAAGGCCAGCGCAGACAGAAAUCAACCUUCACUUUUAUAAACCUUUCACUGUUGCUGCAUUCUUGUGGUUUUCUAAACCGGUCAUCAAAUUGAUCUCACUGAACUUUGCAGAGUGAUAAUGGCCUUAGACCGCAGAGGACUGCUACACUCAAUGUAAACACCAACACUUUAUGUACUGAAGCAAAACAACUCUGUAUUCGCUGAUCACUGCUACUGUUAAUUUUCUGGGAAAAUAAAAAACAAAUAAGGGGACAUGUUUAGUGAGCAGGUUGGUUACACAAAUGAUAAUCCUGAAAGGGUGAGCAGGAUCCCCCAGAAAAUCUGAGGGGUCCCACGAAAGCUGUAGACAAGUUGACACAUAUUUAAACAUUAGGGGAAAAAAACGUGAUUCUGACUCUAAAGAAUAGUCUCAGUGGAAAGGAAAGGUCUUUUAUGGCUGAAGUACAUGUUUCUUUUGACUGUGUCUUCAGUAGUUUAAAGUCCAGCUUCAGUGUAGGAACCCUGGCCUGCUUCUCUAAAUAAUGGCCAUGCUGACUGUUAUCCAUCGUAGGUGGUGCACUCACCCCACUGAGUAUUUUUUGGUCUUUAAGAGGUCUAAUAGAUGUCUAAAUGUAGCAUAGACGACUGGUCUAAAAUCAGGCUACCACAGGUCUAAACAUGAAAGCUUUUUAGAUGACCAAGUUUAACCCUUUAAUGCCUUUUGUAUCAUGUUUGAUACAUACUUUUAUAUACUUCUAUCAAAUCAACAUUAUCAACAAAUUACUAAUAAAACACCUCAAUAUAUAUAAAUGAUAAAAAGGUCCUUGUGGUUUAUCAAUUUCCAAAAACAUCUAAUGUAUCAAAUGAGAUAAAUAACUUGUUAAAUGUUAAGGAGAUUUAGAUUUUUGGGGGUUUUCAGUAGUAAGUGAAAUAAAUAUUUCAGCUCCAAAAAAAUUGAAUUUUCGGGCCAUAAUUUGUGGUUUCAGGCAUUGAAGGUUUAGACUAGUCGACUAUACUAUACUAAACUGUAUAUUGCUCAACGGCUUUCAUAAUUAUUUUAGUUAAGUACUUGGAGAUCAGUUAUGCAACUCGCAGUUGCUUUUUAAAAUAAAUAGUUAUUGAAUAAUGGAUUAAGGUGCAAUGUUUAAAUUCCAUCUAAAAAUAUACAGAAUCUAGAUGGUUGAAAUUAGGUCUAAAAAAAACGACAUGUCUAAUAGCCGUCUGUUGCUCAGUUGGACAUUAGGUACCUCAUACAACCCCCAUGGGAAAAUUAUAAACUAUCCCUUUAAAUCCACCUGCUCCCAUAAUUUGAUUAUUUUCCUUUUCCUGAAGGACAAAAUUUUAUUCCAGAUCAACUAGUAAUUCUUAGCCAAAAGGCUUUUACAUAAAGCCUGUUCCAUAAAUGUCAUGGUUUUGCAAUUUACAUAAACUUCACAUUUCCAGAUCAACUAUUGGUUUUUAAUGUGAUUUCCGUCGAUAGGAAAUAGGAUAAGGACAUCAAUAAAAAUCCCCAACUGUUAGCACACUAGAGGGUAGAAAUGGUUACUAAUGAUUAGUCAUAAUCUGCUCUGGAAAUGUGAAUGUAGGAAAUGUCAUACACGCACAUAACAGCAUCCCAGAAACAGCCAUCUGACCAUCAGUGCAACAGAGCCUGAUAGUAUCCCGGGGCUAAUCCCGCUGCUGCUGCUGCUGCUCCUCACAUCCCAUCACCUUUUAAUGAACACAGAGGCUGCGCUCAGACGCCCCCCCACUCCCUACAGCCCUGCCUCUGCUCCCACUAACUCCUGACCUCUAACCUUUCACCUCUCUCCCAUGGGGUGUAUCCAUGGAGACGGACAACCCUCGUAGCCUUUCUCUCCUUAAAGACAUGUACACUUUAACUCACCUUUCCUGUUACCUAUCUUCUUGUGCUCCUUGUGUGAACAGAAAUUUGUUGUUGUUGUUGUUGUUGUUGUUGUGGAGGGUUGACCGUUAAACCAGGUUGCAGUGUUGGUGCCAGUGUUCACCUGUGGUUUACAUCCAUCUGUGGCUUUUCUCUGACCCCCAUCAACCUAUUAUCUAAUGUGUACCGCUCUAACACUGAAGCUCUUGAACUGUGUCUGCUGUCUAUCAUAUUGGGAGAUAAGGUAACUGUUUUUACCUGAUGCAAUAGAAGUCCUUUUCUCACUCACCGAGCACUUGAAUCCAAUAAAGCCUCAGCAAGGUCAGACCUAUCUCCCUCUGGGCACUGAGAGGACUCUAAGCUUAGACAUCCUGCUACCAGGCACCCGUCUGAUAAACUCUAAUAACUGGUCAUCUUUAAUAGACCCAGCUGUUGAGGAGUCUGUGUUUAAGUGCCUGGAGAGAAGAAAGCGGUAGUGUGCUUAGGAGUGCAGUGGAUAAAUGGAUUGCUGUCGAAAAACUCCGCCUGAAGAUGACGGCUGCUGAUCUCAGAAGACCAAGUUUAAAUCCUCGCGCUCGUGUUUGGAGAAGUUCAUUUUCUGGAAAAGGAAGAAACCCCUAAGGUUGUGGUUCAUUGUCUGCAGAGUUGCUUUUCAUCAGGUUCGGCCUUUGAAAGUUUUUCUUUCGCCCACUGAAAAAAAAAAAAUUUUUGAUGAUUUUCACUGCGGAGAAAAAACAUUUCUCUGCAGUGAAAAUUUAUUUUUCUCUGUCGGUAAAGUGUAAGCUCUGAGAAACUAUUGGAUUAAAGGGAUGACAGCAGAAAUGUAAAACCUUAUUGGCCAAAUCUUAUACCCCCCCAAGGACAACAGCAUGAGAGGAGACACAGUGAUUUUCUUGAUUCAUUUUACACCCAAAACACACCUAUGGGUAGUUAAGGGAUUUAACCCAUCCCUGUGUCUCACUUACAGCCUAGAUUAUGAGCUGCUGAACUAGCAAACCCCUGUCAGACACAGCUUAAUUAACUUUGCAUCAUGCUCUUUAGACUCUGAACAUUGUAUCAUAGAAAUGGGGCCCCAGAUUUUUAGGCAGACUACUUCAUAUCCACUAAUAAUGCGCUGCUUAAACCAACAGACAGCUGGGAAAUCAUUCCCCGUUAAGGACUCUCUUGAGAUCAGCAGCCUUCAAUCUCUGUAAUAACGCUCCGCCUCAUUCGUCAAACAGGUUCCUCAACCCUACUCGAUCAAUCUCCAUCUUUAAGGACUUAUCAGAUUGGGGGUUCAAUAGCCCCAUUUUUUAAUAUUGAACUCGUUAUUUAUUGGAUGUCAGCUACAGUCAUGAUCUAAGGAGGAAAAAACGAUUGUGUUGAACAGACAUAAACCAAUCUUCAAAUGUAGUCAUCGGGUUUGGUGAUUUAUAGUCACUAUAUAUUAUUUAUUUAAUUAGUCUGAUAGCUUUGAGAUGAAAAACAGUCGGAGAAUUUACGGCUAUAUUUGUCCGUAAAUUCUUCCAGUGAAGUUGAGUCAAAAACAAGGAUUGAUAUCUGGACGCACUUUUCCUGUAAAUACUCCCAUGCAGUGAAUCACAGACCGGAUUAUUUAUGUGAUCCCACUUACAGUAAAGAUUAAGGACGUUCACCUUGUGCCCAGCUCGAUAUACAAGGUCUGUUGAGUUGACCGUCGCUCAGGCAGUGUCAUCCAUGCUGGCGCUGUGAUUGAUGACUUCUCCUCCUGCUCUGUCAGGUCAAUCGGUCAGAAUUAAAUGUGAAAGGUGACCUUCGUAGAGACAUGAUGCAAGUGUUGUCCUCCCCUCCGAUUCCUACAUGUGCACACCAGGAAACAACCUCCUCUGUGCCGUUUUCUUAUGUGUCACCUGGAGCAGGAGGAGAAUGCAUAUUAAUGAAAUGUAGUCAUGUCACCAGAGGGCACUACUGUGCUUUAUUUUUGAUCAUCACUGCUUACUGAGAAGACAUGACAUUUUAAACCUGACAACAGGUUUGGGAUGAAAUAUGGGCCCUGUGACAUUUUUCCUGAACUCUUUUGGAGGUAAAUAUGCCUAAUGUAUUCGACCACUUCCUGUUUACUCUCGUUGAUGCAAAGUGAGGAUCAGAUGACACAUAGAUGUUGAAAAAAAUGAAUGGAUACACAUCAGGAUCUAAAAAUAGAGUCUAAUCGAUGGUUUACAGGAACAAAAGCACUUGUAUUUAACCAAAUGCCACGCUGGAUGGCUUCCUAAAUGAAUCAAAUAUUUGCUCAUGAGGCACCGUAGUCCUGCUUACAGUUGAUACGAUUGAAUUGGCUCCCAUAGCGACACAUUUCAAACCUCAGAUGCCCAAAUGAACAAGAGAAUAAGAACUAAAGAACCAGAGUCCACACUCUGUUGCCGCUAGUGAAUGCUGGCAGCUAUAAUAUUGGUCCUCUGAGGCCCUCAAGGAGUGACCGCUUGCUGGUUUUCCACCCUCCACAGGCUCCCUCUAUCUUCCUCCUCCUCCUCUUCUUUCUCUUCUUUCUUCUUUCCUCCCUGCUCUCCUCACCCCAUCCCUCUCUUCCUCCACACUGGACUCCCGACCUUUUCAUCUACCUGCCUCUCACUUGGCCUGGAAAACCAGUCCUGCCCCCUCACACGCUCUACUGAUCUGUCUUACCUCCGUAGCCAUGUGGUUGCUCAAUCUACUCUCCUUUUUUUGUGUGUGUGUUUUUGCCUUUUGUCGUCUUUCUCACACUCUUUGGUCUUUUUCUCCUCUGCCUGUCGUUACUCUCUUUUCACUGUACUCUGUGUCUGGCGUGGGACCUCCCGCACCCCUGUCUCUGUCUCUCAGUGGGGCAGUGUCAGGGGGUCAGAAGGGGGCAGCAACUGGGCAUGGGGAUGAUGGGGGGGGUCCUAAUCGCAGUGACAGCGUGAAGAGCAUGGUGACAGAGGGAGUAAAGGCCGGGAGGUGGCAGACCGUCCAGGGACACAUGCACUCAGGAGGACUGAGACCCAGCGAGUGAGUCCAGAAUCAGCCCAACAUUUCAGUCACAAAAGAAAGAAACACAUCAUCAUCACAAUAUUAUUCCUGCACCAUGUUACCUCACAGCGGCUAUGAUUAGAUGAAUGAAUCAGUUUCGAGGUCAAGUUCAGCAGGAAGGUGCAGCUCAGGUUUCAAGGUGAGCGUGUGGGUACAGAUCAAGGUGCGAGCGCCGGGGAGAUGUGAUCUUUCGUCAUCCUGAGAAGAUAACAAUAGUUGCUGGAGCUGUAUCACACUGACUCAAACCCCAGCUGCUCCUGUGUAACUGUGCAGGAGAGUAUGAUUUAUUUAUGUGAGGAACUGCACUGCCUGCAAGUGUACUCUCAAAAAAAAAUGCAAUACCAAAAUAGUCUCAUUUUCCGACACUGCCUGAAAUAGUGCCUCACACCAUGCCAACCAACCCGCCUUUUAAUUAAAAACUUAACCCGAGACGUGAACUGCAUGUUGCUUACUGACUGCAUGUCUCCCGCAGUCAUGAUGUUUGACAUGAUUUAGGGUCUGUAUUCAGUGUGCUGUAAAUGAGGCAGUUAAUUUUCAGUUCUUGGUGAUUUUUUACACCUUCCUCUGACACCUCAUGCCUGUGAUUUCUUCCUCCACAACACAUUUACGCUCAUCACUACCUCACUCCUCAUUCCUCCUCUUCUCUCCUCAUCUUUCUUUUUUGCCCCCCCUGUCUGUAAUUGGAUUCUAUUUUCAGGCUGCUAUAAGUGUCUGUGUCUCUUGUGUUGUGUCUCACACCCCAUUUUCUGUCUCUCCUCCAUCGUCACCCUCUGUCGUUAUCGCUACCAUCGUUCCCUCUGUUGUUCAGCUACCAUGUGAAGCCACUCCUCUGGUUCUCCUCUUUUUUUUUUUACUCCGCUCCAUAACAGCAAAACCCUCCAUUUACCUUUUUAUCCUUUUAUUUGUGACUGUUUUAUAUCAUGGAAAGCACAGUAAAAGGCUCGUGUGAAAUUGUGGUAGGUAAAGUAUGCCAGGGGCUGUAAAAGGCACCUAACUGAUGUGAAUAGCUCUCUCAUGACCUAAUUCUGGCAGUCUGGGUUACACACCGAUCGGAGAGACAUGAGGUUAUAUUUAGUGAGUAGAGAAAAAUGUAUAAAAGGGUUACAGGAUGCAGUAAAGCCCACAAAACAUAAGCAUAAUGUUUAUGUUUAUUUUGUGGUUUUAUGAAAACUGAAGCACCUUUAAGGUAAAGCAGUGGGCCCAAUAAAACUCUUUAAUAAAGGGGAGGAGUGGAGACUGAGAGGGUGACAGAGGGAGGGAGCCGUACUGUAGGACUUGGUUGGCUGUUGGGAUGUCUCUAGAGGUGCGGCAUGUAUUUAAACCACGAAAUAGACUAAGAGAGAACUGAAGAGAAGCAAUCAGGCAUGGAAAAAGUUGAAUGACGGGAUAGGGAAAUGGGGAUCUCUCAUCACGCUAAAAAAACGCCAUCAAGAAGGCCGGGAUGCGGAAAAGCUACCACGCACGUACCUCGACGAGGUCAGGUGGUGCCGAAUCGCACCUUGCCCUUGCGGACAGUCCGUAUCCGUCUGCUGCACGCGAAAAACCCACCCUCACGCAAACGGCACGCACAGAACACGCAGACGCGCAAAGCGCACACACACCUGGCGCAGGCUCGCAGGCGGAGCUCGCAAUUGGCACACGCCUGCUGGACUCAGGCCUAUCAGCAGCACACAGCACACAGCGAUCACUCAGGCUGCACCUUCUACUGCUAUUUCUGCUACUGCUGUUACUGCUGCUGCCUCACCGUGCUCUCUUUCUCUCUCCUCCUCCUCCUGUCUCCACCUCCAAACUCUCCUCCCCCUGCCCCGCUCUCCUCUACCACCACCCUUACUUCCUCCUCCUCCUCCUCUUCCUCCUCCCCCUCACAUUUGUCAACUUCCUGUUUGGGUGAACUUUCCUGUAUCUAUCCUGACGCCAACUUGACUCCUUUUGCUGUGUCCUACUGCCCUGUGCCACCUUGUGUCCUCUAUGACCUCAUCACUCCUGAAAAACUCGCCCACUCUUCCUCUUCGUCUUCAUCCUAUUCUUCCUCUUCUUCUUUCUCUCCAUCUUCUUCUUCCUCUGACUUCUACCUGCCUCCUCAUCAUCCUGUCCUUUGCCGGCCGUGGCCUUCUCUUCGCUCUCUUUCCUCCCUGCUCCUCUGCCCUCCCAGCUUUGGGGAUCCAGUCUUAUCCUAUGCAUCCACUCUGGAGCACAUCCCCACCCGGCCUCGGACACUGCUGCGCCAGCAAAGCCUUCAGCAGCCUCUCAUCCACCCACCAGGCCCCAGUCUGGGCCAUCCGCCCACCACCUCACAGAGCCUGGGACAGUUACAUACUGCACCUGGACAGCCAGGAGGUGGUGGGGGUGGUGGUGGCGGUGGGGGUGCAGGGAAAGGAGAGGGAGGCGGCAGCGGUGGUGAGAGUGGGGGUGCAGGUACUAGAGGUGGUCCCCGGGGGGCACGGGGCAGCCCGGCAGGAGCAGGGGCUUCUCGCUAUAGGGGAGGUGGAGCAGGAGGGCGCACACGUGCCGAUCCUGGCAGCUGGGAUUACAUGAUGGACCAGAUGAAGAAUCGAGGCCUGGACGUCAAAUCCUUUAUGUGAGUCCCUGCAGCUCCUCCUUCAUGACUUCACACAGUGUCUUUUGUAGUGUCAUGUGACAAAGUUUCUGUCUGUAUCUGCAUGUUAGAGUCUGUGACACACUAUGGAGAGUUAUUAUCUUAAUAUUUCAAAUAGUUUUUUAAGCUAUUUGUGUUGAAGUCCUUUCAGUACUUGUACCACUGUGAAAUGUUCUCUGCCUUUUCUCCCGGGUGUUUCCUUUCAGUUGUUAUCUGCUUUCCAGGGAAGGAUAUAAUUCCUUAAAAAAAUUUAAAAAAUGAACCAUAAAAACUAAAAUGUUAGAAUGUGAAGAUUAAAUAUGCCACUGAAAUAUGACUUGUGUGUAUGUGCGCAUACAAGUGUAAAUAUAAACUGCAGAAGUCUGUUUUUCAAGACUGUGUAAGGUUGUGUGUUUGGAGCAUGUGCAGGUUGUUUCCUAUGAUAUUCACAGUUAUGAUGGCAGUUCAAACCUACCAUGUUAAUGCAGGAUGAUGAAGCAGAAUGAAGACAAGUAGGCCUGACUUUAGCUAAUUUAGAAAAAUGAUUAUACACAGUAUGUUUUUGAGUAUAUUUAUGUGAAUAAGCUGUUGACUUUCAGCUCUGAGUCUUGGGGAUGUGCAGAUGGAUCAAGACAUUAUACAUCACAGUCUGAUCCUGCAUAUUUACAUAAUGUUGUUUAUUGUGGCUUGUAGAGUUAUUUAAUGACUCUUAUCAAAAAUCAGCUGAGUUUAGUGUUUUAGGAUUAAAUACAUUAUGUGCAGUUAUGUUUAAACAUUUGUGCUUCUAUGAGUGGCCAAAUAAAUGAGAAAGCUUCUUAUUAAGCAAUCUGAGAGAGAAAAAAAACGCAUCUUUCCUAAUUUGGAACAAAUGACAUCAUGUGCAUGAAAAAUGGCAAGGAACUUGGAGCAUAUUGUGAGCUAUUUCUACCCCAUUCUGUGAUGAAUGGUUCAACGUUUACACUGCAUGCUCUGCUAAGCAGUAACAUCUGUUUGGAUGGCAUUCAGCCUGUCUGUUGCAAUUGUCCUUACAGGACAGAGCUAACAGUGAAAGUUUCAAGUCACCAUUUAUUUUCUGUUCACACCAUCCGACUCAGUUAGAUGAUAUUGUUUCUGAGCCAUCCUUUGGACAACACAGAGGUGUUUACUGCCCUGCUCAAUAGAAACACCAGUAAGUUGAAUCUGUAUUUCAUGGGUGUUUUUCUCUGAAAAUUGCGCCUCUGUUUCUGGUGUCACUGUGGCUGAUCUGCUGAGUGAAAAUCCGUGACUGCUUGCUGGGCUGCUGGCCUCCUGAUGCGUCUGUCAGCAUCCGUACAUCACACUGGCCAUGUGUGGCUGUGCAUCAGUAGAAGAACAAGGGUUAAGCAGCUGUGAGUAAAUUUGUAUUAACCCUGAAGAAUUGAUCUUAUGUCGGCAGCACCAUUACUUCUACGACAUAUUGUUGCUUCAGGGCUGUGGCGCAGUGGGGGCAGAUGAAGGAGAGAGGUUGGCGAUGAAGGGUGAGGAGGACACUGCGAAAGUACAAUACGUGUUUAGUGUUCCUUUGCUCUGAAUCCCUUUACAGUUGCUCUUCAAGGUCUGUUUAUCCUUUUAUAUGAGUGUUAAAGCUACCCCAGGCAUUUGGUUAUGACACAGCUGAACUAAGGCCACAGGCUAACUGAGCGUUAGCCGAGCAGCACAUGCCACCAUCAAGGUCAUAGAGAAUGUCACCCAUAAUAGUCAAGUAGAGCACUUAUCAUUGUGAGAUAGAGGUCAUUGUUGGAUUUCCCUCUCUUGAACGGUAACACCUCAUGUGGUGGAUGACAGAGCAGUCCAGUAAUAGACGUGACCCAUUGUUCAAGCCAGUUAAUUUCAGUCUUGGCCAGUUUCCCUUUCUGGGUGAGUCAUCGCUCAGUGAAUGUGUCGAUGUGAUUGACACAGAUAUCUGGCCUUUGGAGAUGUUUCACCAAAUGGUUCUCUUGGGUAGAUUGGUCUCCAUGCUUUUUGGCUCAAACCCAGUCAUUUAUACUGGUGUCAGUGUCCAUCCACUCAUCGGCCCCCGUGUCCUUAAUGUCCAGUGCAUUGAUUGGAGUGUUUUACUAAUAUUCUUAAGUGUAAAUGCUGAUACUUAAAAGGAGAAAGGAGAAGAGGGACCCAAUAACCAUUACACUGACAGUAUCUGUCGAAGCACCAACCACGGGGUCUAUAUCAUUGACCCGUGUCUCCCAGCCAGAGAUACUUGUGCAGUUUCCAGGGAAAAUGUAUAAAAAUAUUUGGAGUGUAGCUCAAUAAAUAAUAAAUCAAAUUUCAUAAAAAAUUAACAUUGAAGAACCCUGAGUCACAUUCACAGGGCUGUGUCCUCUAACCCUGAUUUUUUUUCACAAUGACAGAGCCCAAAACCUCAGUUUCAGAGCACUUGCCACCUUUAUUUGCUUCCUCUGCUGAUGUUUAGUCUUUGUGCCGAGGAUACUUAUUGCAGGAAACACUGAGCAGAAUUUGGCUUUGAUAGCCCCUGAAGCAUGCACCUAUCAUUUUACAGUAAACAUUUAAUUAUUGGCAGUUGAGAGGAGUGUUUGUAAUAGUUGGCUAAAAAAAAGGGUUUAAGGUAAAUAAGUCAGUAAUAAAAACAAAAUUUUGAUUUAAUUAGACAAACUUAAAAGUGGAGCUGAUAAUGAGUAGACUUUGGCUUUAAUUAAAAAAUGUGGAUAAGAUAGCCAGGGGUUAGUUCAAUGAGAUAGAUAAGCAGCUUUGAAUUCCUCAAGUCUAAAAGCAGUUAAAAUGGUUGGUUCUGAUAGGCAGAUUAAAAGGUUUGUUAAGUCACAAAAUAAAGGUAAAGCUAACAGUAUUAAUAAUUAGUCUUAAAAGCAAGAAACAAAAAGCUAAUUUAGUUAUACUCAAUUAAAGGAUAAGCAGCAGAGUAUGCUGAAUUCAACAGGUAUUCCAAUAGUUUGCUAACUGCAAUGUAGUUUCAAUGCUUAAAGUAGGGUGACCAUACAUCCUCUUUUACCCGGACAUGUCCUCUUUGUGCGGGGCUUGUCCGGCCUGUCCAGCCUUGUCCGGCUUUGUCCGAGGGAGUUUAUCAAAUCCUUCAAAUGUCAGGGGUUUUGUAUGUAAACUUUGAGUUUGUGUCACAUGGACUUAAUGAGUUAGAAGCAUUUAAAAAGCACUCGAUCCGUCUACAUGUGACUCUGUGACUCCACCCCCAUGUAGUUGUGUCCUCUUUUUGGGGAUUCAGAAUAUGGUCACCCGGUCACCCUAGCUUAUAGUAGCCAAAAGAUUUCAAGGUUGAAAUAAUCCACUAAAAGUUUUUGGUUUAAAAAAAUAAAAAACAAAGAAUUUCAAAUUGAACAAGGCCUUACGCAACAACAGCUUAUAUGGAUACUCGCUGCAGAAUUAGCUUAAAGACCUGGGUAAAGCUGUUCAAAUAGUUAACUAAAGGGAAAUUAAAACACAUACAGAAAUGGUUGUGACAGACAAUGGUUAUGUCUGGCCAUAAAAAGAUAAACAACAGGAUUGAUAUGGAAAAACUGUCAGCUUAAAGGGAUGGAUGAACAGUUGGAAUAGAUGGACUUACGUAAAAAUAAGAUGUAAAACAAAAGUAAAUUAAUAAACACUUGACACCUAUAAAGUCAAUUCCAACAAAGCAGUACAAUCCAGAAGGACUUGCUGUUGUGCGUCAGUCAUAAAAGGUUUUAGAGCCCUGUAUAGACGUAUAAGAAGGAGAUUGUUUAACCAGACUGUAUGGUGCUGCAUGAAAAGCCUUUGACAGCAGACUGUAAAAGAGAUGGUAUUGGGAAGUAUAGGGUGAUAUUUUUUCACGGCUUGGCAGCACCAUCUUUUCUUAGUGGAGGUAUUCCCGGAGGUAUUGUAACGCCGUCGGAGGCUUAAGCUGUAAGCGUGGAUGUUGGUGACAGAAGGAGGGAAGGAGGCAGUGAUGAGGAGGCAGGGAAUUAAAAAGUAGGGGAUAGGGGAUGAAGGAGAAAGGGGAUUUGGAGAGCAAAUGUGGCAAAACUGAGGAGAUGAAAGGAGAGGAGUGCGACACAAAGAGCACAAGAGCAGUGACCCAGAAACUGUGACACACACCGAGCACCUCAAGACACUGUGUCACUCAAAUAGAAACAAUUAGUCCAGAUCUUCUUAAUGAGGCUUAAUUAAAUCUUAACUCUUGAGAAAGACGGCGGCCAUGUUCAAAGGAAAAGGUGAGUCUUGAGGGAAAGCAGAAGGCGGGUUAAAUAACCAGAUAGAUCACUGUGUGUGUGGGUGUGGGCAGGUGGGUGGAGUGGUAUGCAAGAGUGUACGCAUACAAGUCUGUUUAUACUGUUUCUAUGUGUAGAAGCUGCUGCACAGGCUGCUAAAUAUCACAUUCAUCAACAACAAUUAACUAAUCAUCAACAGUUCCUUUAAUUAUUUGUUGUCUUUACGACGUGAACACAGCCUGCAGCUGUUUUCAGCACCACUUCAUUAAAUUCAUUACGUUAUUAUUAAUUUGGCCUUUGAGGUUAAGGUAUCUUCCUAAUAUCCUUCCCUGGACAAAGUGCUUACUGCUGGGAUGUUAUUUGGUGUUACAGAUUUAUGACCACUCUCUCUGUUCCUGCUUCCUCUGGUCUCUUAUUAUCCCACUGCCUCUCUGCUCUUCUGUCCUCACCUUCACCUGAAAUGACCUCUCCUCUCUUCUCUCCCCCCUACUUUGACACACCCUCUGCACAUCCGAUUUCUCUAUACCUUUUCUGUUCUCUCCUUCGGACUCUUUCUCUGUCUUAAAUUGUAUUUUUAUUCUCACGGCGAGCCAGUGAAGGGAAGAUGGUGGUCCUGGCUUUGGCCAUAGGUGUGGCCGAGCAAGAUGACUUUGCCAAUAUCCCUGACCUGCAGGAAACAGCGCAGGCAGCGCCGCUACCAGCACCAGCAGCCAAUCAGGAGCCCCCUCCUGAGAAGAGGUACCAGAUAAUGUAUGAGAGUGCUUGUUGUAUGUGAGAGAAUGGAGUGCAAAUGAAAGGAUGAGAGAGACACAAAAUUGGAGGAGAACAAGAGACGGUUUGAGAAUCUGUGUAGAGGAGGAGAGAAGUUUUAUUUCUAGUGCUGUCAGUUGAGUCACUGCACUUGAGUGGACUGUGCCACAGACCUUCCACUGAAUAGCGGCAGAGCUUGACUCUCUGUUAUCGAAGUAAGAAUAAGAGCUGAGAAUGAAAGCAUAUGAAAAAGUUGUCUAUGAUGCUGAGUUGAGUAAAGAGCAUUAACGAGCUCUAAAAUUUCCUGAAAUCACAUUAAGCGCCGUCUUCUCAUGCCAAUGGUUUCUUUGCCUGACCAUAAUGAACAUUUCCCACAUCUUGACAUCAUUCUCCUCCACCAUUUGUUUGUCUUUCUGCCUUACAGACUCACCGUUGGUAAUUGUCGUAUUUCCUUUGUGUUUUUCAUGCUUUUAUUAUCCCAGCCUAUUCUACGCCUGUGUUCUUUUUUUCCCUCCUGCUCAUUAGCUCCCUUCAAUCACCCUCUGCUGCUCUGAGAGUCCCGUCUCUGUAGCUCCAGCGAGGGCCCAGAGAGCCUCCUCAUUAUUCCACAACAUGGUAGUCACUUACAUAAACAUGCUGCUAAAAAUAAACCUUUUCCUUGCCAGCUACCUUACACACUCGAAGCCAAAAUAUUUCCACUCGUCUAUAAGGAUGCAGCUCUCUCUCUCUCUCUCUUUCUCUUUCUUGCAUCUCCCAAUCUCCCAAAAUAAUUAGUUCGGCAUUCUGUUGAGGAAACGGACCCUUUUUUUGGGAAACAGUUUAAAACUAACAAACAAGAACAGCGACUGUGUCCUGUGUCACAAAAAGCUCUUGCUAUACUGUGCUUGUGUUGCACAUUUGCAGCCAUGGAUGGUGGUUGUGAUGAUCGUUUAAGCCAGUUUGUAACACCACCCAGCCACGGUGAAAUCCUACAUUGAUUCAGUCUAGCCGUGGGCAGAUGCUCCACACUUGAUUUCCUCAGCAGUCCAAUUAGUUUGAUUUAACCUCACUUUGAUUCCGUGACAAAUUGGAGACAAUUUAGAGAUACAUAAUAAAAGGCACACCUAGAAACAGCAUGGCAGGAGAGGGUGAACAGAUUCUGAUUUACUCGUCAUAGCAAUUAGGCCUUAUUCACAUGUGCUCAAUCAAUUUGACACCUGAUUCCAAACUAGGGCUCUGUUUUGUUACAGAUGGUAACUGUUUUCUUAUCUAAACUGCACAACUGUGUUAUGAAGAUGAAUGUGUGUCAUGGAGGCAUUUUGGGAAGCUGUAAGGCUCAAGCACGACAACAAUUUUGUCUUUGUACUUUUAUGGGCAAUGCUUUUUGAGCAAUGCUUUACUAAAGAUUGGUUAAAAACCUUUGUAUCUUGGUCGGUCUGCUUUAUGGUGGUCGUUUGCCCCCAAGCAUCCUCUGGCAUUUUCCCAGAGCCAACACGGCUCUGCGUGAGGUUACAAACAGGCAUGAAAGUAUUCUUUGAGGAAGAAUGUCGCUUUUGUGAACAUCAAAACUAUCCCCAUUGUUCGGGAUUAGUGUGAAACCUGCAGAGCCACAGUGGAGUGCAAUUUUCUGUGUAAUUUGCCGUUGCACAUUACAUCUGGCUUUUCCCAGCCUUUGUGUUCACCUGGAAACCUCCUUAAAUGGGUUGUGAAAUCCACUAAUAGACUAAACAGCAAGCAGAAUCCACAGGCUGCUCAGUCCAGCUUGUGGCCAGCAGGACUCACCUCGAUUAGCCGUGAGUGAGUACAUUGUGGUAUUUCUAAAUUUAACCUGUGGUUCAUUUCAUUUCUUUCAGUCACAUCAGGAUGACUGGCAGUUUACACUCUGUGAACAAUAGAGAGCUGGAUGUUAAGGGAAUGAUUUUGAAUAUAAUAAAAAGCUUUAAUACCAUAGGCCUUUGGUGAGCUCCUAUGUAUUUCUCCCCAAGGCUUUAAACUGAAUCCACUUGAGCCACUUGUUGUUUUAUUUGUUUCAUGAAAGAUGUCAAAUUCAAAAGUAUAAUGAAUGAUUUGCCCACACAUUAAUUUAAAGCUUAAUUUAUAGGCUAGGAUUAAGUCCGUAGGAUAUUUGAAAUGCAAGUUGGAAGCUUUCUGGGAGUAUAUCACUCCCUGUGGUGUUAGUGCUGACUUCACAGAUGUCUGUCGGUGAUUUAAUCAAUCACUCGUGGCAUAUUGCUCAUUCAAAACGGGGCUCUCAAGACGGAGACAAAGCUGUGACUCCAUUUGUCUCUGUACAGCCAUAUCAUCACGGUCUGUGCAUUAACAUCAAACAUGUCUUUUAUGUGGCUGUCAUUCAUUUCCAUACCUGCAUCACUCAUGUCCUAGCUUUUGAAUAUAUUAGACCGGACAAGAUGACUCUCUCAAAUCACUUCAGACAAACAUAAAGCCGGCAAAGCUAAUGUGAAUAUUUGGUGCGGCUCACAACAUAAUCAACAUAAAAGCCAAAUCUAUCUCCUCAUGAAGAAUAUCAAAGAGCUGCUCUGUGUGGCAGAUCCACUGAUGAUAUUAUGGGAGUAAUCUACAUUUGAAGCCUUUUUAAUCCACUGAAUUACCUGAUAGCUAUAGCUCAGAGUUGGUGCUUCGAUCAAAGUCUAAACAAACAAACAAACAAACAAUGAUCAGUUUAUAGAAAUUUUGGCAUGUCACUUUGGCAUGUUAGUUUUUACAAAAGGUCUUGUUGGGUUGCCAAGACACGUCUUAAGUGUCUGUGAGUUAUUAGCAGUUCAACCAAAGAGACAUUUCUUUGUAAUUUUCUCAAAUGGCUCCAUUUAAGUACCCUUCCUAGACUCAGGAAGAUUAAACCAGACCUUUUUCAUGAUUAAAGAAGAGGCAAAAUAUAUCGAAAUUUGUUCAGUAGAAGUUUCUCGGUAACGUUAAUAAUUUCACAACCCCACAUUUCGUUUUUUGACCCCAGAUUUGGGGCCACUGCCCAAAGCUACCAAAAUAAAUUAGAGUAUCAGAAUGUGACAAUGUCAAUAAACAGUAAACCAUAGUUUGAUUAUUAUCAGACUAAUAUUCAAGCUGAUUUCUCUAUAUGACAGACAAAAAUGAAUGAGACCAUCAGCUACAAGACUGAUCAUGUCUUUCGAGUUUAUUGUUGUAUAAGCUCUUGAUGCUGCUAUUGAGUGUGAUAAACAGCACAGUGCAGAGGCAGCCAUUUUAAUUACAAUUUCUAUAGGUAGAUGUUAUUUUACUGUUAAAACAGCAGGAUUACGUUUUUCAUCAUUUUGUAUAUAUGUGAUAAACCAAAAGUUCCUCACGAGCCUUUCGUAUAAAUUGAACACCUAAACAAACAGCCUAGUCAUUUCAUAGAAGCAAUAAAUCUAAAAAUUAAGCUAUUAAAUUCCUAAAUCAUUCUCUACCACUUUAUUAAUUUCAUACUCAAAAUCACAUUUUUUAAACAUUAACAACAAGGAGCAACUUAACAGAGCUUUGAUUUGGUAAUCAAACAAAUGCAAUAAAACCGACUUUAUGUUUUUAUUUUCCACCACAGCAGCAGCAGAAAGCAGGAAGAUGCUGCUGCAGCUUAACUAAGGUGUGCUAUAAGGGACAAAAUAGCAUGCAUUUUUAAAAUCACAUACUUAUAUGCUCAUAGUAAAUGUUGCUCUUUAUGAUAUUCUAAAGUCUUAUGUUAUAAACCCCUUUGAUACUUUCCUUGGCCUGUAUAGCAUUUAAACAGCCAUAUCUCACAAAUGUAUGUCAUAAAUGUGAUAAGCAUACGUUAAGGAAAAGGAGACGUUAUGGUCUCCUGUCAAGGAAAAGGACAAACAAUUCAGGAUUAGAGUCCUAUCAUUUAAAUUUCCAUAAUUAACUCUAGUUGUCUAAUAAGUAACCAGACGGAGAUAUUUUGUUUGGGCUCUGUCUGAUUUUUUCCAGUCAGUUUCCUACUCUUUUUUUUUUUUGUCCAUUUGUACUUAUUUUUUUCAAGGAAGAAAAAUACCAUUUCAUUUUAAAGCAAAAAAAAAAUCCCCUUAUUCCUAUAAGCAAAAAGGCUCAUCACUCACUUUGAAAUGUCGCCAGAGAAAUAUAAACAAAUGUGUUUUAAAUGUGUUCAAAAAAUUGCUUUCUGUCAAAAUCUGACAGCAAUGACAGCCGUCAAAAAAUAAGUAGAAAUAGUCUGCUUGGUCUCAUAUGCUUUGAAGGUUAUAUAGUAGUAUCAGAAUCAAAAUGAGCCUUUAAUGCAGUUUAAAACUUCUUGUGUUAAGUUUGGGAACAUCUUCCUCAAAUAGCAAAAGUCCUUUGAUUUCAGCAGUAGUAUGAACGCCUGAAUAGGCCUGUUUAAACUUUUAUUAUCCUGUAUUUCUCCCUAAAAGCCCCAAAGAGGGUGCCUUUUUAACACAUUAACAAAAAUAGUUGUGGCCUUGCAUUAGGAUUCAACAGAGAACCUUGAAAAAAAAAACAUGUAUGUAAAGUACUUAACAAAUACCUACAAAGAAGCUUUUUUUCAUUUAGCCUUCAGCAGUAUGUUUACGCCUCAUUGUUGCUUGGCCAUGGUUGAAGGCAAGCCAAACAGGCACGCUGUUUUCCCCACCGGCCAUGAGAAGGUGUUAUAGUGCUUGAUAUUCGUUACGCUCUGUCGCUGACCUUGUGUGCGCAAUGGAUGAAAGUGUUCCAAGCGGCCAUUUGUUUAUGAAGUGAGGCAGGACCUGAGUGACGGCAUUAUAGUCAGUGAUCGUGAUUGAGACUUUUAAGACCAAGGCUGCACGUUUAAGGAGAAAAAGAGAAAGAGAGAUAUUGAAGGUUGAGGGAUUGAGUAGUGAGAGAGCUCUGUUUGGGUUACAGAGUUGUGUGUUGUUUUAUUCUGAGGCCACACAUGCUGCUUUCAUGAGCUGCGGAUCUUAAGAAGCUUAAUUGGGAUGUUAUAGUGGCUCCAUAACGCCUCGUUGGUCUCCGCUCAUACAAUUCUGUUGCGAGUCACUGAACCUAUACUGUAGGUUCUCCUCCAGUGUUGCUAUAAAGAGAAGCCACAAUCCCCAAGAGCAUCGAAUCUAGAGCUCUCUCUGAACAACACGCGAACUACCCAAUGAGGAGGCACACUCAGGACAGAGGAGGCGGGACUUGCCCAUGUGCUACAUUAACAUUCAAUCCACUUGCCUGUGGUCUUUCAAUUAUUCAUCCAUGCAUGUUACAUCAUUUUGUGUGAGCCAGGAGAGUUAUUCCUAGUUUUAGAAUACAUGUUGCAAAUAUUGAUAAAUAAAGAUGUUUUCCCUCUGCCUCGGAGACGUGAAGUGCUCCGUGGUUCUUUUAGUGUCUCUUAAUUGCCAAGCAGGCAAUAAAUUAUAUUGCUCCAUAAUUUAUGAGCUUAUUACGGUGCUUAAGUUGACAUAAAAAACAACCUCAGCAUAUGGCUGGCAUGACCUUUUACCUCAAUGAAUAUAAAUAUUUGUUUAUCUAACGUCAUGACUGCGUGUUUUAUGCUCUAACUACAUUAGAGGGAGUAGGAGGAGUUCAAUCUUAAUGUGGUGGAGGAUGUGCUGAGGCCAUUUACAGUACACAGUCUGUCUGUCAUAAUGUGAUGUUAGGUCAAUCUGAGGACAUGCAAAUGUGUCAGGGUGUGAAUUUCAGGUCUUGUUUUCUUAAAAUUAAUUUUAAAAAUGUUGCUUUAAUUCUCCCAGAUGAUAGAAAUCUGUGCCUGUGUUUGCACACAAACAUAUAAAUCGAUUAUGCUCUGCUAUGCUAGUCUGACACAGUACUCCUCCUGCGACAGCCAAGACUAAACAGCCUUCAGGGGGACUCUGGAUCAGGCUUUCCCCAAGGCUUCAGCUCCCUGUGGCCACCAUUCUCCUUAGAAAAUCACAGUGGGAUGUUCAGAUGCAUUCAGUCAAGAGAGAGAAGUAGAUAGCAGUAAGGUAGGCAAAAAAGGAGCCACCUAGAGAGUAGAAGGAGGGGAGUGCAUUCAUAUACCCGUCCAUCCAUCUAUCCACAUGUCAUGAGAGAAAAUUCAGGCUACGAAUCCAUCUUUCUUCCCUGAGAGUGGUAGGAGAGAGUACUUAGGGUACUCUGCACAGCCAUGCGUUAUGCAGGGCUGCAGGCAGGCAGCACUCCAGCCAGCACGUACAUGCUGGUACAUAUGCUCGUCUCUUACAUACCGAUAGAUGGAUUGAAGGGUGUGGAGCAGACAAGCUAUUUGGAGCAUUAACCUGGGACUCCUGUAUCCUGCCUCAGAACAGGUGGCCCAUCUGCAGCAGCCUCUAUCUCAGAGGAAAUCUUUGUGUCCAAUACAAACAUUUUGUCGCCUCAUGUUUGGAGCACUAAUGGACUUUAUAAAUGUUUUGAUUAUUUAAUGUUGCUGAAAUUGAGCUUGGAGACAAGAAUACUUAAUCCAUAGAGCACUGUGGGGCCAUAAAGGGAGGUAAUAGAUAGGGCGUGCUCAUCUUCAGGUUCAAAAGUAAUCAUGUUUGCUAUGCUUAACUGUAUUGUAGUCAGAAGUGCAUCGUCCGGUCAUCCAAGGGAAUAAUGGUGUGUUUUAAAACACCAGAAGUACAGUUUCCAGACAAAAUGAGAUAGACAUAAAACAGUACUUCUAAAGAUCAACAUUUGGCACCAGCUGAAUUGUCUUGUGGUUUUCUCCUUUCCAUUUGGAGUUCAGUGAAAAAAAAGGCAGAAACACAGAAGGCAGCAUUUAGCACCUCCCUUGUUGCCUCUUCCUGAAAUGGGAUUUCAGUAAAUGAUGCUAUUUUAGACUCAUUUCCAGAUCCAACUCGCAGGAAGCAAUUAGUUAACAGUGAAAGCAUCCAUAUUUAUACAUGGCAGCAGAGUGUUUGGUGGUAGCUUUAGAAGUGAAGCAGCAGGGACGGACUGGAGUGUGAAUGUUCAUGUGUUUCAUGUGGAUGGUGAGUUAUGUAAGCGGUGCCAUGCUUCGCUGCUGUGGAUUUGACUGUGUGUGUGAUGCUGGGAAGUAUGCCGUGGCCCCUGACAAAUGAUAGAUAUAGUGGGCGGCUAUGAAAUUGAGCAUAGACAUUGAAAUACAUCACUUCAUGGUCUCAGACGGGCGUGUUUGUUUGAGUGUGACAUGUUUGCAGAGGGGUGGGGAUGAAAAUGAAAAUGAAAAAAAAAAAAAAAGAUUCGGGGGGGGGAGGGGGUCUGGGUUGGGCUUUCUUUCUCGCGUCUCUCUCCAGCCUAGGAGUGGAGUGUCUUUCCCCCCUACCCCUCUCUCCGAGCUGCUGGCCCUCAGUCAGGUAACAAAAAACAGGAUAGUAUCACAGGACGGUGAAACCCAAAGUGGCCCCGCCUGCCUCCAUAUGUGUGUUCAUGUGAAUGUGUGUGUCUGCGAGGCUCUCACCUGUACCUGUCAUAUAUCCUAAACCUGCUCUUUUUUUUUGUUUUUGUUCUCAGUAUGUUUGCCUGUUUCCUGCACCCUUUUAACACACCCUUCCCUUUGCGCCCACUACCAACAACCCCCCCUGUCAAACACACCCCAAACCACUGAUAUGUAUGGUCUGUGUUUCUAGAGCCGUUGCCAUGCCAACAGCCCACUUUCUGUGCCUUAGCUGUGGGAGAAUGUGAUCUGAACUCGAGUCCACUCUGCCUCCCACUGGACACUGUAGAAAACUGCAGGCUAUUAAAGCACAAGAGCAUCAGUUGUAACAUAACCCUCUGCAACAUUUAAUAAUGUUUAUUUAGAAGACAAAUCAACUAAAACAGAUCUUUGUUUUCGAUUCAUAAGUGCUGUAUUACGUAGAGGAAGUAUCUUAUAUCCUGCAGCCUCAGCCGCUUGGUUUAAACGGCCCAGAAGCAGCGCUGGAGCAGAGGAGCGUCUCAGGUGCUGUGGAGCAAGGCUGGUAGAAAAAGGCCUUUUUUCACUGGCUGCACUAACUCUAACCUGAGAAUGCACUGAAGCCCUGGAUGAAGCAUGAAGAGAAUGAAUAACCGAAGCCUCACACAACCCCACCAAUAGUCGGGAGGUGGAGGAGGAGGGAGGUGCCUAGCUUAAGUCAAACCCAAUGUCUCUCUCCUUGCUUUAGAGCUUCUUUGAGCAGAUCCUUACAUCUUGGUUUAGCAUUUUCCUCGCCCUUUUUCUCCCCCUCGCUCCUCAGACUCGUUGCCUGCAGUUUAAAAGAAAUAAAUAAAUUAUCGUGCCCCUGAAAUGCAAUUACCUCCCUUGGCAACUAAUACAACUAACACCAAUUGAUGAAUAUUCCCUUCCCCUAUCGUGAAAGUGGUUAGCAUCCCUCCUUCCCCCCGUCUCGCUCUGGUUCCUUUGCUGGUUGAAGUGAUUGUCUGUUUGCUUGUCUUGUUUGCUUGCUUUUUCUGUCUGUCUAUUUGUCAGAAUACUUCCCUCCCCUGGUUCUGUCCUUGUCUUCUGCAGAAAUGUACACAUUAUUGCAUUCAACAUCAAUUCUCAUCCGGAUUUGCAAUUCACAAAGCGGCCUAUAUUAAAAAAAUCGACCAAUGAAACACACAUUCUCUAAGUGAGACGCUCAACAGAGAAUGCUGGCCAGACAGACAGACUUUCUAUGGGCUCCUUGUUUCCUGCCUGUCCAAGGGCAUUGCCUUCACUCCCUGAGUGACACCUACUUGCAUAUGUUCUAUAUGCAGAUGUAGCCAAUGCCAGUUUGUGCUUUGGCCCCUGUGACCCUGUUCCACACUUUUAGAGUGUUGCUUAAAGGUGGAAAAUCAGCUUAGAUUGAAAGUUAUGCCUCUAUAAUUUGUGCUCCACUUCUACCAUUGACCUCUUUUGUAACACUCUAAAUGUGCUCUUCCUUUUUUGUUUUCACUAUUUGUCCCUUUUGUGUUUUUUGAAGAAAUUAUGUUUUUUGUAUAAUAUACGUACCUUCGCCUUCUCUCUCUUCACUCUAAAUCUCAUCUUUGGUUUAUUUUGAGCUCUCCUUGUGAAGACAUGGUUCUUGCUCUCCUCUUUCCUGGUGAUCAAUUGUAUUUAUUGUCUUUUUCUUUUCUCCUCUGUGCUCUUUUUCUCCCUUCAGCAUGUUUGCCCCUUUGUCUCCUGUUAGAGAUAAUGUGUGCGCAUAGCUCUUAUAUUUUUUUUGUCUCUCUUAUUCUUUGAUACUUAUCAGACUGACCAAACUAAGCCUUUCUUGUGUUUCCAGGCUUUCCUUCCUUCAUCCCCUAUCUUUUUCUUGCAGCUCUGUUUUUUCUCUCUAAUGUGCUGGUGUUUGUAACAAUCUCACUCUCUGUUUGGUUUUGGUUUUUUUGUAACCUCACUGUUCAUGCUAUUAAUACUUGCUAUCUCUUCUUAUACAGAUAAAUAAUUUUCAGCUUGCUUUUCUAUUUCUUACGUUCCCUGUUGAACCUUUUAUCUUAUCUACGGUCUUUAUGAUUUCUGUCCUGUGACUGUAUGUGUUUCUGCUACCUGAGUACCCUCUCUGUGUCCGCUCAUUUCAUUUCUCUUCUUCUUCUUCUUCUUCUUCUUCUUCUUCUUCUUCUUCUUCUUCUUCGUCUUCUUCUUUUUCUUCUUCUUCUUCUUCUUCUUUUCUACCUACUGUUUGUUGAUUGUCUUCAGGUGUUUCUGUGUUCAGACGCUCCAUGUGCCUUGACCAGUCAUCUAUGGAGUAUUUUGUGCCCAAUGUCUCUCAUUACAUUGGCCAGAACUUUUUGCAUUCUCCUCUUUCUUGUUCAUUAUUUUCUUUCUUUUUAUUUCUUUUAAUUGACUUUUUUAAAUUUUUAUUUCUGUCUUCUUUACUGUUUAUUUUCUUACACUUUCUUACUCUUCUUGUUUUCAUGGUGUAUGAACAUAGAGGUUUUUUCUCCCAGAAUGUUUGACCCACUUUAACUUUUAUGUUUUCAACAAUCCUCAUAACAAAAUUAACAUCUAUUAACAUUUGUACCUAAGAACCAGCUCCGCCAUGGGAGAUCUCUGCUCUCUCUUUUUUUGCUUUAACUUUUGAACUUUUUUGUUGUCCAUACAGAUCCUUAUUUUCUGAGAAAUUUAAACACACAAGCACAACAUCUGUCCUGUUACAUGUCUGGUCUCCAACACGUUGCUAUACAUGUCUGUCCAAUGUGAAUAUAUUGACUUCAUGUUGCUAUACAUGUCAUUAUACAUGUGUGUCUUGUUACUGUCUUUAGAGGGAAUAAGGCUUGAUCAUGAACUUUAAUGAUAACUGAUGAUAACUGAUUGGUUAUAAUGAAUUUUGAAUUAGCUGGUUUUAUUUUGUCUACUAUUUUCAUUCGGUGGAGGUAACUUUCUUGUUGGAGAUUUGGAUGUUUGCCACACUGGACAUAUGUACAGUCAUCUCAGACUCCAAGUUUCAUCAAACACACCUCACCACAUCAAAUGUCCUCAGUUCUAGCGCCCAGCAUUAAUCUUUGUAGUCACUGGCAGACUUUAUUUGGCUUUGCUCACUAUAGCUAGAGAAAGCACAAUCCUCUAUGAAGGCACAUCUAUCCAAGGUAAACUUGGACGCAAUCAGGGCUCUCAGAUAGACGGUUUUCAAGCACCAAACAGGUGGAGGUUGGACUCCCCAUGUGCUCAGACACUCUCUCUUUCCGGAGAUGACUUAGCUUCUCAGCACAUAUCCAUGCUUCCUUUCCCUCGGGUCAAACUGUGCUUUUGUUACAGGGGCAACAAGCCAGCUAACAGCCCCAAGGGCCAGCCUCCUGAUGCCGACGGCCACUCCUCCGUGACCGACCUGGCCAACUCUCUCACCGGAGACAUGGUGAUGGUAAGAGCCUCUCAAUCACAUUUUCUAUCCCUUGUCCGCCUUUAGGAGUGUUAUAUUCUUUGUCAUUAUGAUCAGUUUAGAUGCAGGCUGUACACAAAACAGCCUGCAUCUAAAUUCUCCCCCACCCCAAAAGUCUAUAGAAGCCAAAAGCAAACGAUGUCUGCCAAAGAUGUGUCUUUAAAAAAGUUAUGUACAAAGGCAGUUCGGUUUUGUGAUGUAAAUCUUGGCAAAUAUUAUUCAAACAGCAGAUUUGUUUGGGACUAUUUCUGUCUGCAGAUGAGUAAGCUUGCCCCGGAGACCUCCACAGUACAGUUCUUCAGAAACUGUACAACACGUUUUUAUUACAAACAAGAAUGAGAGUUAAAGGUACAGCGUGUAGAAAUGGGAAUAUUUAGCAGAUUUAGAUUUAAGUGCUCCCCUUGCUCACUCCUCCUGCUGAUAAAACUCCAAAAGCUUUUGAGGACAAGACGCUGCUGAAAUGCAUGAAAAAUAUGAUUCUCCAUUUGCCAAGGUUUUACCAUCAAAAAUGCCAAACGGUACAGAGUUUUUUAGGGCACAACAACAACAACCUCUUCUCUUCCUCUUAAUCCUCCAAUCGAUGUAAUUUCAGUCACCACCCACUAGAUACAAAAACAUGUAUUGCCAUUAGGGAUGUCCUGAUAAGAUAUUGAUAUCAGAUAUCGGUCCGAUAUCAGCAAAAAAACAAAUAUCAGAUUAUAUCAGCCUGCAUCUAAAAUCUCAGUUAUCAGCACACCGAUACAAGCAGUCCAUUCUAGACUGAAAAAAAAAAAAAAACUUGUCAUGCACAAUUUUGCACCAAUAUCGGAUCAAUUUCUGUAUCGGUCAGUAUCAGACAUAAAUCAUAUCCCAUAUGAAGCCUGCCUUGCAAAGUUUCACUCUAUACUACACUCUGCACCUUUCACACAAAUAUCAGCUUGCUGUUACAUUUUUUAAAAUAAAAAAAUAACAUUUCUUUUUAGGUGCAGUUUGGCAUCAGCUUCAUGAAGCACCCCUUGAAGUUUGAAGUUUAUUUUGAUCUGGUCAUAUCCAUUCAAUAUAUACAAUAGAUUACAAAGAAAAGAAAACCUGACCGAAAAGGCAAAGGCUGAAGCAAGUGCUUAUUAUCGCCUAUCCUUCUUGAUAAAUCAAAAUAUUCAAAACAUCUUAUUCCACACGUUAGAUAGAAAACAAAACAAAACACAAAAACAAAACCACCCCUCUCCCCUUGCACCAGUUGGUUUGAUCCAUUUAGAGCCACUGUCAUCAAAAAUAUGCACCUGCAUUUUGGAAUCAGAGUUAUACUCCAUUCGUCCGGUCAAGUCAGCAAGCUUUUAAAAAAAUGCAUUAAAAUUGUCAGCUGUAUUAAAAUGUUGUUUUUUUGCAUGUCAAACUCAAAAGUGGACUCUGGUUCCACAGAAUUCUGACAGGAUCACAACUGUUUCAGAGCAACCAGUGUUUCACUCUCAAGAGUGACCCUGCUAUCCAGCAAUUUCAACUGAAGAGUCCUCAUGAAUGCAUCCUUGUUUUGAUUUUUUAUUAUAAUGUCAUAAUUUACUCAUUCGGCUCAAGCGCCACAGAAAAAAUAAAACACUAGUUGCGUCUGUGGCUGCGAGCUAAUGUGCUGAUUGUGUCUAACCUCAGUUCAAUCAGGUUUUGACUGCAGAUAAAUGAUAUUAACUGAUGAAAUCCUAAUCUUAUUAUCACUGUAUGUAAUUAAUCAAAAUUUGGUUUCAUGCCCUGAAUGGGAAGGAUGUGUUUGUUACAGGGGCGAGACAUUUAGGACUGGAUAUGUUUCUGUAUCGACUGAGCAAAGAGGUUUACUUUUUGAGGUUUAUCACUAGCAGAGUCAUCCUCCAUGCCAGAGCCAAGCUGUCUUGAUGCUGCACAUGGUAAUAAAAUGAGCCAUUAUAGAAAGACAAAAAAACCACAGGCAGUUCCCACAGUGACAAUCAAGCGAGACGAGCCGUCCAAGGUGACUCACACUGUUUGAUAAACGAGACUCUGAAUAUUUCACAACUGUUCUGCGUGUCACUCCAAAAAAACUCAUAUUGACAAAAACUGAGUGAGCGAGUGUUUGUCACUUUGAAACUGAAGCUCUUGCCUCAAGCGCUGAAAGAACUGUGUCAGGUGAUGCACUAACAGAGUGUUUGAGAGGAGGUUGUUACACAAACUGGUGUUAUGAUGCCUCAGUCCAAUCCAAGCUGUUAUUCUUGAGAGACAAAUCGAAGGACAGAGACAGAAAGAAGAGCUUCGAGAGAAUAGAAGCGAGCAUAAUGGCAGCUGCAAGCAGAGCGCCAACAUUGAGCAGAGCUACCAUUCCCUCCAUGCUCCUUGUGGAAGUCUCCCUCCUUCCUACUCUAUUUGCCUCUUGCUCUCUUUCACUGCUUUCUAUCAGAUAGUAGCCUUUUAAUGCACAGCAGUGAUAAAGCAGUCGAAGAGGCAGCGAGAGAGAAUGGGUGGUCUAAAGCUCCUCUAUCUUCAAUCUGAGCACCUCCUGCCUCUUAAGAACAUUAAAACGGAAAUAAAACUCUCAGUGUUCUUAAUGUCAGACCAAUCUCUGCCUUGAAGCAGCUGCUUGAGUACACUGUGAUAGAACUGCAGCUCUAAGAUCUCCUCCUCCUCUCACAGCUCCUCUCUCUCUCUCUCUCUGUCACGGACUGUGUGCACGUGCUGGAGAAAGUGUAUGCCCUUGGACUGAACUUGUCUUGUGAAAAGCUGGUGUUGCAUGCCUUUGUGUUUAUUUGACCGCUUUUCUGGUCCUGCAGCUGUCUCCAGGUUCAGAGGACGACGACGGUGAAGGGCCCAUCAGCGAGAAGCUCGGCCGGAUCCAGUUCAGCAUAGGCUACAGCUUCCAAAAUACAACCCUCACCGUCAAGGUUCUACGCGGCCAGGAGCUCCCAGCCAAGGACUUCUCCGGCACUUCAGACCCCUUCGUCAAAAUCUACCUGCUGCCCGACAAAAAGCACAAACUGGAGACCAAGGUCAAGAGGAAGAACCUCAACCCCCACUGGAACGAAACCUUCCUGUUUGAGGGUCUGUUAUGUUUUCACCUCGCCUCCUUAUAAGAAAACUCUUUCACUGUUUAUGUUGUUACAAUUUUAAUUCUUUAAUAUGAUGGUGCACUGAGAGAGAGUGCAAGAGUAUGUGCACUCUGCCCUCUCCUGCUUGUGCAAGAACUCUUUGACGUCAAGGAGUGAGAUUCACAACACUUCCCAGGAACAGAAAACAAGAUCGAUUAUAUACAGUCUAUAAUCUGGACAGGAACGUGAGGCAUCUAGUGAUUAUGAUAUCUAUGUACAGUAGGCCCUACCCACAGUAUGUCCACUGUCUGCUCAUAUAUAGACAGACACAAUGCAACUAAAUGCUUGAACACUGAUUAGUUCAUUAGUCUGGAGUUGUUUGCUUAACCCUCACAUACUGUUCGGGUCAAAUUUGACCCGUUUUGACUUUUAACAGCAGUAAAAAUACCCUAAACGUCAUUCUUUAAGCCUGAAACUUGAUGACUUUUCCUGAAGUUGCCCAAAAUACAUGAAAUUAAUUUAAAAAUAUUCAUGUGUAUUUUUGUUUAUGUGCUACAAAUUUUUCCCCUCUAAGGCUGUUACGGGUCAAAUUUGAAAUUUCGAUGGAUUUUAGAUCCAGCAGUGUGGGACAAGUGACAAACAGUAACAACAGUGUUCAAUAUAAGGUUUGUUGUUCAAAAAAAUAUAUUCAAAUCAUUAUGAAACUCCCUCCCUAUAUAUGAGCUCCCUGCGUUUUCACACGUGUAUGUGGAUAGCAGAAGCUUGUAGUAGGAAGAGCACACAGUCCUCUUUCUUUCAUGUGCAUAAAUUAGAGGCCAAGCCACAAACUUCGGCACAAACUUUCCAGACACAGUUUUUAGUAUCAAUUUAGCUGACAUUGACUACUACAAGACGCUGAUUGAGAAAAAAGGUUGUAAGACUCUCUUUUAUGAUGAUGAUUCCAUUACAAGACCCAAGCACAGCUGUAAAUUCUCUUUUGAAGGAGCAGUAAUAGUGCAAUCAGAGAAAUCAACUCUCCUUUUUGUUACUGAGAGUCAGAUGAGAAGAUCAAUCCCACUUUAAUAUUAAAAUGUUUAAAAUGGAGCUACAGCCAGGAGCUGUUUUGCAUACCAACAGAGAAAACGGCUAGGCUUGCUUUAUUUAAGAAGGAAAACAGUGUGCCCACCAGCACAGUUAAAGUGACUAAUUAAAGCAUUAUUUACUUCGUUUGUUUAAUCCAUACAAACAAAGUUUGAAAAUGUGAGGCCAGGGAUUCAUGUUGAUUCAAAGAGCCAUAGAUUUUUAACAGAGUACAUAUUGACAGUGAGAAAAUGAGCACAGAGGAAGGACUCGCAGCCAGGAGGAGUUUCUUUGUGUCACGCUGCUCAAAAAAAGACACAAAAGUGAAAUCCAUUGUAAUAACUGCUGAAAUGAUGCACUUAACUGCUGAAAUACAUGCAAGGUUAUACCCUGCUCCCAUGAAACAGUCAUUGCAACGACACAGAGGGUCUCUCUUUGCAUAAGUGCGUUGUAGACAUGGUGUGAAAAUUGACAAACAAGGUGUAAAAUCAGAAAAACACAUUUUGCUUUAACAAAUCUUCCUCUCAAAAACAGCUUUUUCCAAAAAAGAAACUCUAUUCUGGAGCUUUGCAGACUGCAAAUGUGCAGCAGCAGCCGCCACACAGAGCAGUGAAUGUCUCACCACUGUGUGAUCUCACUUUGUUUUAUUAGAACCAUUGUGCUUGUUUGACAGCACGGUUGUAAAAUGGCUUAAAAACAUUCCUGAAGCUCUGAAAAAAACGACAAGGACAGCUGGUGGUCUUGAAAAAUGAACGAAGAAGGUGGUUAUGACUCGAGUCAUUAAAGAGAGGGCUCGCUGGAGGUUCAAUUUCUAAACGCACAUUGACCUUUGCCAGACUCAUGGCUGCCCUCUCUCUACUGACAAGAACAUGUUUCUCACUUUCUCUGCUUUUUCUGCCUCCGUUUAGGCUUCCCGUAUGAGAAGGUGAGAGAGCGUACUCUCUACCUUCAGGUGUUGGACUACGACCGCUUCAGCAGGAACGACCCCAUUGGAGAGGUGUCGGUUCCCCUUAACAAGGUGGAACUGGGACAGCUAAAGACCUUCUGGAAGGAGCUCAAGCCCUGCAGUGAUGGCAGUGUAAGAGAGAGCGGGACGACCAUCUGCCCGAAUGAUGAACUCGGUGUUUUCAUUCAGAUGUUGUGAUGAAAGUUUUAUUUAAAGAAGAGUGUUAUUGACUUCUUUUAGCUUGAUUCACAUAGAAUUAGGGUGAGCAUCGGCCGGGUCACUGGACCGUCUGUCUUUGGCACAUGGAGUUAGAGCAGAGAGGGCAGUGUUGUAAGAUUACACAACAAGCUAGUGAGUAAUCGGGAGUUUGUUAUUCCCUGAUGAAAUGUGAUAUUAGACUGGGUGAUUCACACUCUAUUGUGUUGCGUGUGCGUGUGUCUGUGUCUGUGUGUUCCUCAGGGGAGACGAGGUGACCUGCUGCUGUCUCUCUGCUAUAAUCCCACCGCCAACACCAUCACUGUGAACAUCAUUAAAGCGCGCAAUCUCAAAGCCAUGGAUAUCGGGGGCACCUCAGGUAAAGAUUCCUCCUUGUUUGUUUAGUCCUCUCUCUGUCUGACCCCUGCUCAUCACUCUGAUGACAUUGGCUUCACAAACAGCUCCAGUCCACAUGUUGGCAAACUUACUGACCCAUAGCGACGGCAGCAAGGUGACAUUACCGCCAGCAACACUCCCCUGCCAGUACUCCCUCUCCUUUCUGUAUAUCUGGGAGGAUCUUCAGCUGUAAGGCUUAAUCUGUGUCAGCUCAGUCUGCUGCUGAUUUGUAGAGUAUCAGGUCCCACUGUGAGAUGCUACCCGUGGCAUAUUUUUGUACAAUUUCUUCUUCCUGCAGUAGUAUUAGCUGCGUCUGUUAGCGUUACAGAAUAUGCUAAUGCUCCAGAAUUGGUGGUACAAAUCCCAGGCCCUAUUUCCAUAAAUACUUCCUCAUUUCUAUGUUUCCCAGCUCAGGGGAUGAGUUGACCUUGAGCUCAAACUAGGUAUCUGCUUCCCCGCUGCCUUCCCUGACUUUAACAAUUAAGAGGGUAAUUGCAAACCUGACCCACUGUGGGCAUCUUGAUCCUGGCUCUCAUGUAAACUGCUGUUCUCUGCAUCAAUGCCGCAGAUCCAUAUGUGAAGGUGUGGCUGAUGCACAAGGACAAACGCAUAGAGAAGAAGAAGACGGUGACGAUGAAGCGCUGUCUGAACCCCGUCUUCAACGAGUCCUUCCCCUUUGACGUGCCCGCCCAUGUGCUGAGGGAGACCACCAUCAUCAUCACUGUCAUGGACAAGGACAGGCUCAGCCGCAACGAUGUUAUUGGAAAGGUAACACUGAACAGCCCUCUUGUAGUUGUUUUGUUGUUUACUGUGACAGUACAGAAGCCGAUUUAGCUUCUCUGUACGCGAGUUUGAAUAAACACGGUGCUCUCUGGAUAAAGAUAACUAAGCAGUCGUGACCAAGUUUAGCAAAUGUGCCACUGCAACUUCUCCUGUGAUGAUGGCAACCACAGAUCAACAUCAGUCCAUCCAUGAUACCUCUCUGGUCAAGGCAGGUGGACUUUUUACGAAGCUUCAAUCUGGCUUUGUGCUUUUGACUGUAUAAAACAUGGAUGCAGCGUCUUUGGUGUCACUCUCUGGACUCUGAAUAAGUGAAGCUAAGUGAUGGUGCACUUUGUUGAUUGAUUUGCCCCUGGCUAAGCUCCACCCACCAGAAACAUCCUUCCGUUUACUAACAUCAAAAGAGUCUAUAAAGGUAUCUUAUAAGCUCCUCGUCUAUUGCUGCGUUCCAGUUACCUCAGAAGUCGGAUGUCGGAGCCGGGAAUGACCUUACACUCGAGUCGACGGCAUUCCAGUUAACAAGUCGGAAAACCAAGAUGGACGCCUACAGUUAGCCGUUGUUAGCUGUUGUUUACAACUGUCAGUUGUCGUUAGCCGUUGUUAGCUAUACCAGUUGUAAAUAACGCAUAACGCAGUAUUUUACUCUUACAAACACCAUAGCACCGUGUUCACAGUUAAACGUUGGGCAGCACAACAUGUACCACUUAUUAAAUUUCACAAAAACAAAACAGAAGUUGGGGUUGGCGAGGAUCCUCCUACUUUCCGAGUCAGAAAUCCGACUUCAGUGGUGCAUUCCAGAUAAAAACUCUGAAAUUCCAACUUCUGAGUACAACUGGAACGCAGCAUAUGUCUGCACAAGCAGCAGUGUACUGCUCCUCACCAGGGCCAUUUGCAUCACAUUCAUUUGCAAGUUUGUGAGGAUCCCACAACGGGAAACAACGAUACUCACACUCACCAAAAUAAACUUGUAUUUAGUUUUUGCAGAGUCAAAAAAAAAAAGACAACAGAUGUUGUUUUCCUGUCUGGUGAUUAUAGUUUCAGUCUAGAGCUUACAGAUGGUUAGCUUAGCGUAAAAGCGGGGGGUAAACAGUGCACCCGGGUCUCUAUAAUGCUAACAAAACCUACCCACCAGCACUUUACAGGCUUACUUAUGUGCGCAUUACUCCUAGUUUGUUGAAAUGCUCCAUAUCAGAAGUGUGUAAGAGCCAGUUUGCCGUUUUUCUGGAAGGUUAUGUGCUGGACUGUUUCUUGACUGGGAGCAGUUUCCAGGCAACCAUACUCCAGGGAGUAUCUGCUCCCAGCCAAGAAAUAGGCUUCAUUGAUUAAGGUUUCAAUGGCAAAAUAUAUUUCAGAAUCCAUUCGUUAUGCGGCAUGUGAGAGAACCCUUUCAUUUCAUUACCUUUCGACUCAUUCCCCCGUUCCCUCCUGUGUGCCACUUGUCCAAUACUGCUCAAACGUCUGGACUGUUUUGGAACAGGUGGUUUCUGGUCAGAGUGAAGCUUUAAGGAGCAAAAACAAAACCUACAUGUUUGGAUAAUCUUCACUUCUUCUCUUUUUUCCCUUUCUGUCAGAUCUACCUAUCGUGGAAGAGUGGACCAGGGGAGGUGAAGCACUGGAAAGACAUGCUCGCUCGGCCGCGCACUAACGUGGCCCAGUGGCACGCUCUCAAGGCCUGAUCGCACCGCCCAGCUUCCUCCAUGGCCCCUUCCUCAUCUCCUGCUCCCCCUCGACCCUACCCGCAUCCUCUUCCUCCUCCUCCUCCUCCUCUUCCCACUCCUGUCCUUAUGCACAAGACUGACUUGCUGCCAGGCUGCGAAACACGGGUACAAUUAGCCAUCUGCUCUCUUAAACCUUUAAACUCUUCUUUUUUCUGUCAGAAUCUUCUCUCUCCUCUUCUUCAUACAACUGUGUCUUAAUUUUUUGUGUCCUCCCACUUUGCCAGUGGCCCCCCCCCUGUUUCUGACUGUCUGUGUUCCUGUCUGUCCGUAUGCACUUUGCCUGUGAAGGUCUGAUGUUCAGUUUCUUUGUCUGCCCCUGAUUCCGAACUGCUCUGCAGACCCUGACCCAUUUAAGGUGCCAGUCCCACGGGAUCACAGAGAAACUUAAGUAACGGUCUAAUCUCGUAUAAUCCUGUUGUAUGACUAUUCCAGGUACACAAUACUAUACUGUAUGUACUAUAUGUACAUAUACAUAUGAAUAUAUUAAGCAUAGAGAUUGGCAGACGUCCCCCUAUACACACGACUAGUAUAGAGUAUGUUAUUCAGAGCUUCUCUGCUGGUUCCCUCCCUGUCUCCUCGACUGUCUCCUUCUCCUCUUCUUCCUUGUCACCUGUCUCAAGUGUACUAUACCCUCUUCUCAUUUCAGUCUUCCCCCCUUUUGCUCAAAAAAGGUUUAAUGUUCAGCCUGAAGUUGUCAAAAGCAAUCAAUACUCGGUGUGUGAAACCAGCUGAACUCAAGAUGAAAGUGUUGAUACUGCUGUCUCUUCUCUCCCCCUCUUUUUUCUUUCCUAGACUCUUCUUUAUCAUCCUUUUUUUUUUUCUAUUGUUCCCUCUUUCUCUUCCUCUGGCACAAUAUUAGUGGAUUCCCCUCUUCCGCUCUCUCUGGAUGCUCUUUCCGUGCCCUCUUGUCGUCUGUGUGCUGUGGGUGCUGUGCUGUAGCUCAACAACAACAAAAAAAAGAAAAAAAAUAGAGAUUAAAAAAUAAACAACUAAACUGAACUUUCCAAAGCUGGGAAAGCUGGGAACACUACAAACUUGUGAAAAAGGAUCGCUCCUGAUUUUUCCAGACAUGAAGCCCUGACACAGAGAGAGAAAAAAGAAGAUGAAAAGAAAAGAGAAACACGGCAAACGAAUCCCCCAUGAUCGAUGAUGUCAUUUUUCAGCAUCGCCAACUGAGGAAACCAAUUUCAAAUCUUCUUCCAAUGUUAAAAUAAAGACCAGAAGUAAAUAGCUAAGAGUGUGCUGUUUGUGCACACGGACACUUCUGUCUGUUUAUUGAUGCUACGAUUCCUUUGUGCUGCCCUGUGCUCUUGUUUUGUGCUGAUGGGGAUCGAUCUUCCCCAGUUUAGACUCGUGUGGUGUGCUGCAUUAAUGUGUGCCUGUUGCCUUGCUUGGGUGUGUGUUUGUGUGUGUGUGUGUUUGUGUCAACGGGAGCAACACAAUCCAGCCUGGGCAGAAAUCUUCUCUUUUCUCUUUCUCCUCUUGCGCUCUUCUUGCUCUUCUUACUGCCAUCGUUUCCCCAUCCUCCUCUACUGCCCUGCCUUCCAAACGAGGGCACGGGGAAGUUCUCUCUGCACUUUUUGAAAAUGUAAUAAUAACAAUAACGCUGAUGAUAGUUUUGAUGACGAUGAUGAUGAUGAUGAUUACAGUACUGGUCAAAAUUAAGGGAGGAGAGUCUGAAAGGGUGAGCAGCAGUUGGGGAGAGGAGACGUCUGCUCUGUGAUUUCAGGGUUUGGAGAUGAAGUGGGGGACACAGAGGAUGGGUGUAGGGCUCUCAUCCUCCUUUUCCCGUGCCUCUUUUUUUUUUUUUUUUUGGUCCUCAAUGUACCUGCAUACAUGUUCGUGUGCCUGAGUGCAAGCGUGUGUGUAAGUGUCAGCUACCAGACUCCCCGUGGCAAGCUGCUAGUGUCUGAAAUGUCAGGCGAGGAUGGAGAGAUCAGUGUGUGAUUGUCACAUAGAGGCCGGACAUUGCUAUGAUGCUGUUGCACAAUGUGUUGAUCAACAGGAAGCGCCUGGGUCAACCUGGUUGACUCUGUGAUGCUGAAUAGUAAGAAGAUGUGUAUUUUUCUAGCUCUAAAGGUGAGAAAUACUGUAGAUAUCGAGGCUCUCAGAAACUAUGAAUGGCCAGGCUUUGAAUACAGAGGGAAAUAUUAGAUGAUGCUACUGCUCUGAGAUACUUGAGAAGCGUUUUAGACAUUAUCUCUUCUCUGAGUGCUUAAGAGCACCACAGAGUGUACUGGAAGCUCCCCCGUUUGUCAGGCACAUUCAACAAAGCUCUGUAUUUCUUAAACGUAAAUAAAAACAGUCAUAAAGCAGCAACACGAAAACCAUCAUCCAUUAAGAGCUGCUCCUAAAGACUCUCUCUCUCACUGUACUUUGCUAAUGUAGCUGUCAAUCUGUCUGGGAUUUCAUAUUCCUAAAGUCCUGUGAAGCGUAAUCCUGUCAGCUCUUCAGAAAUCAUUGAAGUGAAGCUGCUUUUAAGGGAGAAAACACCUUUCAAACAGCUCUGUAAUCGGACUGACUUAGCAAGCAAAUAUAAUCACUUAUUUGUUGUGAAGUUUAAACACCAUUGCCUCUGUUAAUGCUGCAUUAUUUUCUUACUAUAAAUCUUAAUUUACAGAUUAUACCUUAAAAUAUAGAAUCUGUAGCCAGGGUUGCAUGAGGGUGACAUUACAGAAGAAAAAGCAUCACUAAAUACCGUGACGAUGAAGUCAUGAAAAUGUCAGAGAGAUUAAAUCUGUUCUAUAACGGUAAUAAAGUUGGAGUAUUGAAAGAAUGAAAUUACAAUUUUAUGAGAAGGAAGUGAGGAUUGCUGGCUAAAGUUAAUCUAUCAACAGGCUAAAAUCACAUAUAGAGUGAUAUCAGAAGAGCAGCCAGCUGAUUACUUUACAGCGAGGGCCAUUGAUCAUCUUGUUAACAAGCAGUGGAUGCAGACUGCCCGUUAGCUUGUUUGUUUUUAAAAAAUGGAUGAAUCUAGAAUCCUAAAACUUCAGAGAGUGUGUUGCCAAGACUGUGUAUUGAGUUUUUUUUCUAAUAAAAUUUUGAUUAAAUUAUAACUUCGUUCAAAUUCAAGCCCCUUCAAAAUAACAGAAAAUCAAACCACAGUCUAAAACUCAUGACUUUACUACAAGUUUGAUCUCAAAAUAAAACAACUUUAUUCCUGUUGUAAUAAGACUUUGAUCUUGUAAUAUUUCAACUUUAUUUAUUUCUUCAAUAAUAAUAAUGAACUUAAUUUAUAUUGCACCUUUCAAGAACAAAGACCUUUAUUCACAUAUUCACAUUUUUAAGUUGACUCGUAACUUUUGUCUCAUCCACAAUGUUUCCCUGAUAUUUCGUUGAAGGUCUGGUUUUAAGCAUCAAAAGUGUUCUGGUGUCUGGUUGCUGUCCAUUUGUGGUCAAGGUAGAGUUGUAGCAAUAGGCUUUAAGAAUGAAAUCUGCUGCAAUGACAUCCCAUCAACAUUAAUUUGACAAUCCUUAAAAUUCUCUCUAUGAACAGAAAUCUGCAUCAGAAAUUUUAAUCUGAACUCUUGAUUUAUCAGUUUGAUGAUCAGGCUGCACAAUGAAAGGAAGUCUGCUGGAUCCUUUUGUUGCCAACCACUGGCUACCUUAAACAUGACCAUCAUUCCACAAGGCACAAAUAGUCAUCAGAUGAUCACCAGUGGGUUAUGGGACUAAGCUCUGAGUACUAUUACUCACAAUGCUGUUGGUAAUCAGAUUAUGUUAUUUUAGUCUAACCUAAUUUAGGUUAGACUCUGUAGAGAGUAAGUGUGAGCCACUCUGGUGAGCACUCUGUGUCCUGUAAGUGUGUCCUAGCCAGUGUGCCUCAUGUGAGUCUUGGUGCUGGCUCCUGAGAUGCACUGAUCCAGUCCAGCACCCUUCAGAACAAUUGGCCAGCCGUGAAACAGGGCCCACUGUUUUGACAGCUACUGCCUGCAGUGUCACAGCACAUUACACUCCCAUUAGGUGGUCAGAAAGGAGCAAUAUCUGCUCACUUGAGCCUCAGCGACUUACUGUUUGCAGAGGUAAUGCUCGCUGAUUAUUAUUAUACAAAACAUUGACAAUCUCAUUAGUAACCACGAGGAUGAUGGAGGGGGAUAAAGGCCUGUCGGUCAGAGUGAGGAAAAUAAUUGGUAGGCAAUCGUUGCUGAAGUUGUAAAAACAAACGGUGGUUUGAAUGUGCAGGUGUUCAGGUGGCGAGUCAACAAAAUACCUCUGCCAGUUCCUUUCGCUAAGAUUACAUGUUGCACAAGUUGUGAUAAAUUGCUGUGCUACAGGAGUUUACAAAGCUUAGUCAUCAGCGGCCCUGUAAACCGGAGGAUAUGCUUUUAUUUUUAGUAACAUGAGCCAAGAUGUGAUGCAGCUGAUCCUCAAAGGUAAACCAGAGGCUGGAAGGCUGCAGGGGUAAGCUUUUAAAACUUACAAGACUGAGAGGAAGAAGGCCUGCGUCUUCAAUGUAAACCAAGCUGGCAACGUAUUUUUGUUUCUGUCAAAAACACGUCUGUUGAGACUCUGUUGAGACUUGGUGUACUGCGAUGUUUAAUCAUGAAGGUUUAUUGAAACUUAUUUCGGGGUUUUAGAAACAGUAUAGGUCCAGCUGAGUUGCAGAUCUAGUCGCGUUGGAGUUGAUGUAGAGGUAAUGAAAGAAAUGAACAAACACAGUUAUAUCUUGCUGGUGCUGGUACUUCUGUUGACACGUGUUCUUUACCUGUAUUAAGUACAAAAGCUCCUCUCCAAAUCAUGCAGUAUUAAACUUGAAUCAUGAAAUCAAUGAAAAAGUCAUUUGUAUAAACUGCACAAUAUCCUCUCCUCUAGAAGUUCAUUCUUAAACCUGAUUCUCAUGAAGUAAUCACGAGUAACACAAGCAGCGUUUGUAUAAAUAAAGGAUCAUAUGACAAUGUGAGUACAUCGUGAGCUGAUUCAAUUCAAAAUAAGUGUUUGCUUUUUGCUGCGUACUGCGGCGGUACAAAAUUGAUCACAGUGUUCAGAAAGCGGCACACUCCCUAAAAGAACCAAUAGUCAUUUUGUGCUCUUGCUGCCAGCAAACCCAACAACAGCGACAUUAAAAUGGAUGGCGAGCUCACAGCUAGACUGUAAAAAGCAGAGAGCAGUUUCCAAGCCCACUUUUAUUGCGCUGCCACCUGUCUCACACCUCCAAACGUACUGCGUUUUGUUGGCAGCAUCUCUCUGAGCAGUGACCUUCAACUACCCUGAGCUCAUGAAUACUGCGAGGCAGCGCUGCAGCUGCUCCUGGUCAGGACUUUCAUUUCGAACUAUCUCCACUCUGUUAGGUCUCUUCUUGUGUUCAAACUCGGCUCUGUUUUUCAUCUGCGCCUCAUUCUCUGUGGAAGCCAAAUGGCACCUGCAGGUGUGGGUGAUUACUGUGUCAUUAAAAAAGUUGAACUAAAGAUGAUGGACACAGCCAACACUGCCCACAACUUUGCCUCUGAAUUAAAACCCUCAGAACAGAUUUCCAAUUAUGCAAAUGAUAUUUUUCCCCAAUUUAUGUUAUUUAGUGUUCAAUCUGGAGCCCACCGCCACACACUGGUUUAUGUUUCAAAGUUUUCUGCAAAUUUCUUUUGAAUUCACAUCAGUGAAUUUUGGUUUCCUGCCACUAAAACAGCAGCAUGAGUCGAGGGAUUUGAGUCAGUCAUUUGGAGAAAAAGAGAAAAACAAGUAAAUAACUUUUGGAUUCAGUGUCAUGAAGCCAUUCAGCCAUUGAGGGGCUCAUUCUGUUGGAGUGAACCCAGGGGUCUGCGUGUCUUCUUCCUCCUCUAGCUUCAAGAAGAUAUUCUUGAUUCUUGGUGAAAUAUUUUGGACAGAUAGUUUCCCUUAAAGUUUGUAAUAUCUUUGGAGGUCUGUUCACGUUUCUCCCCGUGUCCUUAUUAGUUUUAAUUUGUUCCGUACUUUGGUGGUUAUUUUGACUAAAUCCCUGCGAAACAGUUUUAGUUUUUAUGCAAAUUUUGUGCAAAUUAGCCAACAUUAUUAUGCUCACAAACUAAGAUGAUCAACAGGGGCUGUGUUAAAGUCUGCAUAAGCUACCUAAAAGAGCAGCAGCUGGCUGGGGUUUGGAUGUUUAUUCAUGGUCUUUAGGAGCUCCAACGGGGCUUUCAGUCCCUCUUUUGUGGAAUACAGUGUGUUGCAUGAUGGGAUUAUUUUCAGUUUAAGUCCUAAAUAGACACUAGUGCUGUGUCUAUGAAUUGUUAACUAUUUAGCUCUACUUCUCAAUGUUGUGUUUUAUGUUUUCGAUACUGAGGGCUAUUCAGGAAGCUCACUCACAAAAGGUGAAAUCGUGAUCCUAUUUCAAGGCAUCUUAAAGGAAGUUAAUUUACUCACAUUGUUUGUGCUAGAAGACAAAAAAGAAAAGAGUAAAAGAAGCGAGUAAAACUGGAGGCAAACUUAAACAGCCACCACGGAGGAGAAGGCGAUAUAAGAAUCUUGAAAUGUCCGUUUUUAACUUUGUUGGUGCCAGAAAGAAGAGGUUAUAUAAUUUCUCAAAACUAAAAUUCUCCUGAAUGUCAGCUGCUACUGCCUGUUACCUUGUGUCCACAGUGCAUACUUCAUAUACUGUGUAUGUACAGUGAAAUGUAGGGAUAAUAUUAUGUAUAUUAUGGAUUAUGAUUGCCCUUAUUGAAUUUGUCAGUAACAUUUACCAUUAUAGGACUAUUGCUAGCUUGGCUGUACUCUGCCUGUUGUUGAAACUAGUUUGUUCAUUUUGAUAUCAUAAAGGCACAUAACUUUCAAGGUUGGUUGACAUUUCCUCUUCUGUCCUAAGCAGCUGAAAAGUUUUGUGAUUGGUUGUUUUAUUUCUCAGAGAAACUCAUGUCUUUCAGCUUCAGUUGUUCUUCACUUUUUGUGCACCGAGAUCCAUCUCCUUGAGUUUUUCUCCGGUCUAAAAUGUUAAUUCGUGCGCGUGUCCCGCCAAAUUUAUCACUGUCACCAGCAGCCUUCCCUGUCCUGUUUACUUUCUAAAUAAGAGAAAGCUUUAUUAGCUGAGGAGGUCACACUUGUUUGCCGAAGGAUUAGUAAGAUAUUCUUCGGAGUCUGAUGGUAAUGUUUGACCUUGUCAUCCUCUCAGCUCUGUAUCUUGUGACGCUACUUUGCCUUGAUGGAUAGGACCUUUUUAAGACGAGCGUCAAUGACUCACUCUGUUGGAAAGGUGCCUGCUAUGCUGUAGUUUGUGCAAUAUUAAAUUAAGGCUACAAUGCGCUUUAGGUGUAUGUGUGUUUGAAUUAAAAUCAGGCUGUAGUAAUCUCAUCCUGGAGGGACUGCAGAUGAUGUUUUAUUCUGCUGAAUCAUAUUAGGACGGCUGAGUCAGCGCAGGAGUCUGGCUCUGCCUCACCUUUGUCUUUUGUCCAGUCAGUAGUUGUGCAAAUCUCACCCUUUGCAGACGGACCUCACCUCCCCCAACUCACCCUUUCAAUUGUUUUAAGCAUCUGGUGCAAAAACCUGAUGUGACUCCUCCCAAUCAGGGUUCAAGUAAGCAUUAUUUGAAUGGUAACAUAAUGAUCAUGAAAAACAAUAAUGAGUAAUAAUAUCUUUUUCUCUUUCUGUUCACAUUUGACUGUUGGUCAGUGUGUAUGUAUGUGUGUGCUUGAUGUUCUUGUGUUGGGUUAAUUUCUUUACAAAAAUGUGAUAAGAAAAACCUUCUGUUUUUGAAAAACUUUAUGUAAAUAUCGUUGGUGAAAAAUUAACAUUUGUUGUACACCAAGUUUUCAUUUGUCACUUGAAAUGAUGAAGAAAACAAUGAUAUUCAUGACUAACAGUGGUGAUGUUGAUGACGCUGAAGCUGAUUAUACCUGCCCUUCUUGAAUAAGGGCUUUUGAUGUCCGCUGUAUUUUUGUUGAAGGUGUUGUGAGGUCGCGGCAAGAGAAACAAAGGGAAGGAGUGAUACCCGACACAUCUCGAGCCCACUGUAGCAACACUGCCACAUCCCUUUCCACCACCCACACCUCCAGAAGCGAGACUAAGAGAUACAUGAGUGGUUCCAGUUGUAGCCUGUGUUUCUUUACGCCACACACUAUCUUUGUAUUUUUACUACAGGAGCUCCUUUGGCUGUAUGAGAGAACUGUUCUCCUCCCUGUAGAGUCAGUCUGCUCCAGUCACUUGGCAUCACAUCUCACCCUGUCUGCUCAUAGGCACGGGGAUUUACUGUAAUGCCAUUGUGUUAGACAGGAUUGGCCCUGUACUGACACUGAUGAUGCCUUCCUCAUUGAAUUUGGAGUCAUUAUUGCUCUGCUGGAGGCCACACAUAGGGACAGCCAUGUAACUGGGGAGAGAGUGAAAGAAGGACGUACAGCAUCCUUCUGACCCCAUAAAGACGAUUUGCAUGCUUAUGAUUCAAACCCUUGUUUUUUUGUUUUUUUUUUGAGGGGGGGGGUUGGGGUAGAAUUAUGAUUAAGCACAACUGACUGCCAUGAACUCACCACAUAAUAUGCCUGUCUUCUGAACAAGAAAAAGACCCGGGAUUAGAGCAAGAGCCAGACUGUAAGUGGCAAUUUCGCAGAUGAAAGGGAAAUCAGGGUUCUUAAUCAUUUGAAAACUGCGAUAGAGAUUAAAGAUUUAUCGUUCCAAAUGUCCAAACUGUGCCCUGUGCCUUCUCAACCAACAAACACUCAUCCCGCUGUUGCUCCCGAAAUGCACUGGACUGUAGUCGAGUUUUUAACCGUGCAAAGUGUCUGCGCGCCCUCUUCUCUAUUUUCAACGUGCUGCAGCCGUAUACGUAUCCAUCUGGGCGUGUGUGCGGCCCGGGGAUGGAGCUUAUUAGUUGACAUUGUUUUAAGGACUGUCCCAACCGCAGACGUGCGAUGGCACUGCAGAUACUCCCAGCAGCUGUCUGCAGGAAGGACAGUGGACACAGUCCUGUCACAUCUGUAAUACCAUCUUUCAGAGGGAGUCUCACAGGGAGAUGAAAAGUACACACACACACACACACAAAAACACACACAUAUAUACACACCUACACAGUCUGUCGUGUAUUGAUGCACUGAAAAUAUAUAUUCUCCCUUUUUCCCCUCAAACCAGAUCCUUCAGAAUAUUUUUCUUUCCUCGCUGGUUGUAAAUAGACUUCAGUUAGAGCAGCCUCUAACUCCUGCCAUAACGUGGACAUUUUGAAUCAGGUAGGUAAUAAGCAAUACACUUGAUCUAUGUAACGCCAUAUGGAGAAAUUAUACUCACUGAGUCAGAAUGUGACUCUUGUUUGUGUUGAGGGAUGUCGAGGGUAACACUCCUGUUUCUUCACCUCCUUUCUCCACUUGCUAUGGCCCACCUCUUCAACAAAGAGUGCUCUAAUUUAAAACACACAAUUGUGAUGUGUACAAUCUAAUUUAAUGUAUUUAUUUAUGUAUUUUUGCCAACUUUGUAUAGUGUAUAAAUAUCUAUAAAUAUAUGAAAAAUGACAGUACUGUAUAGAUUUUAGCUGCCUGGUAAGGUUAAUAGUAUAUACUUGGUAGACUAAAAGAAAAAGCGUAGAGCUGUUCAAAAGCCAGUCAUUGAGAAAAUGCUUUCUGUAAAACCUGGUGCCACUGGCCCUUUUUAUAAUCUAGGUUUCGUUUCUGCUUUAUUUUUUUAUUAUUGCCAGUGGGAACCAAAAGUGUGUGUUGUUCUUCUUUUUUUUGUCUGUUUGUUCGUUUAAUCGGUUGGUUUGUUGUUUUUCAAAGUUUCUUUUGCCUUGACAAGACACAGCGAGGUUCUGGCAGCCAGGAGAGUGCAGUGGAACGCAGACCGGGACCCUGUGCAGUAGUGUGUAUGUGUGUGCGUGUGUGUUUAGGUGUGUGUCCGUCCAUGGUAGUGCUAGUGCUCUCUGUGCAGUGCCUCCCUUCUCCUUCCUCUCUCUUUCUCUCUCCGGUGUAGUUUGUCGUGUGACACUGAGUGUGUUAAGGUGCAGGAUGACUGUUCGCUGAAGCUGGCAGAUGCCCUCUCUCACUUUCUCUCUGUCCGUGUCUCAUCUGCUUCGCCAUUACGACUCUUCAUUUUAAUCCACCACGUAUAGAUUUCCACUUCCUCUUACUCGAUUGUUCAUUUACUCCCCCAUUCGGCUGGUAAUGUGCACACUAGCAGAGUCUAAUUUCCCAGUAAUCCAUGCUUCCUCAUCUAUGUGUAAUUCUUUGUCCAUUAGCAACUCUCAUCCGUCACUGUAGAGAACCUUGUUUUUCCUGCAAACCUCUGUGGACCAGAGAAGGAUUCAGCUCACAGUAAAAGAAAGAAGAUCCAUGCGCUUCAUACCUGGUCAUACCUUUAUAUUUUUGUCUUUAAUCGUCCUCUCUGUUAUGUCUCAGAUGAGAAGAGCAUCCGCCAGCUCAGCUCACAGAAACACAAAGCAGCCAUAGUCGGAUGUCAAGCACAGAUUUGUGACUCAAAUUCCUGUUGUGGCAGCGUCCCUGCUGCCAUGUUUGUAGCAAGAGCAAGAGAAUAGCCUUAAAGAUUGGACCAACUACAUGUAAAAGUAGUGGGAUAUGUGCAUUUUGUAGUGGACUAUGAUUACCUUCCCUUUUCCCACACCAGAUUUAUUACUCAGUAUUCUGAUGUGUUGCUUGGUUGCUCUGUACAUAUCUGUGUAGUACUUCUGUUGAUGUCCCGGUGUUAGUGUAGUAACGGGUUCUUACUGGGCGACCUCUGCAGAAGUCCUCUCCCUCCUGUCUCGUCUCAUUUCCUUAAAAACUUUAGACAUUCCAUCUGAAUCUCAGCUUGAGAAGCAUUUUAAAGGUAAUUAGAUUUUCAUGUAGCCUGGGAGAAAAAAAAAGGACUGAACCACAGACACUUCCACUGGAGCCAUGUUAAUAACCAGGACGUCUUGUCUGUGUUCACGAUAAACUAACAACAGACCCAGAGUAAAGACCUGCACAUGUGCCUUCCUUCUCCUCCAAACCCCACCCCUACACACCCACCCCACCUGGCUCCUAGAGGUCAGCAAGUUAAUGAGCUUGUGACCUCCAGCAGGGGAGGUGGGUGAGGAGGCGGGAGAGCCCUAGGAGGCAGUAGUGAGGCAGCAUGUGGUCUCAUCCUGGGUCCAGAGGGGAGGGAGUGAGGGCAUCUCGAGGUCAAACCUGGUAGCACUUUGGUUUUGCGUUCCAUGUUUUUUAAAGCCUCUCCUGUUUUUUGGCCGAGCGGACUGUGAUCUUACUGGUUGAUUUUCUCGUUCUCCUCCGCCUAUCAGUGUUACAGAGUGUGUUGGGUGGACGGAUCCUUGGAGCUGAGCUCUGAUUUUGUUCCAUAUUAAAGAAUCAUUUUUACAACAUGUGU